Molecule: messenger RNA, 99798 nt
Organism: Phalacrocorax carbo (great cormorant)
Lineage: Eukaryota; Metazoa; Chordata; Aves; Suliformes; Phalacrocoracidae
Source: RefSeq, a predicted model, not a curated record
GCAAAAAAACAAAACUACACUGUCGAGACCGUGUAGUUUUGUUUUUAUGAUUAGAGGCUCUACAAUUCUCAUGCUGGGAUUGUCUAAAAAAAUCUUACUCUGGAUAAGGACGUCGUUCAAGAAGAUUUCGUUGGGCUUAGCCCACUCUUACAGGCACUGUGAGAGAUCAGAGUGCCUGUAAAGAUGACGACAAAAGCACCAACAUUUACGCAGCCGUUACAAAGUGUUGUGGCACUGGAGGGUAGUGCCGCAACCUUUGAGGCUCAUAUUAGUGGUUUCCCAGUUCCUGAGGUGAGCUGGUAUCGGGAUGGCCAGGUUCUCUCUGCUGCAACUCUGCCAGGUGUGCAGAUCUCGUUUAGUGAUGGCCGCGCUAAACUGGUGAUCCCCACCGUGACAGAAGCAAACAGUGGAAGAUAUACCGUACAAGCCACCAAUGGAUCUGGGCAAGCGACUAGUACUGCUGAGCUACUUGUCACAGCUGGAACAGCACCACCAAACUUCUCACAACGACUACAGAGCAUGACUGCAAGGCAGGGAAGUCAAGUUCGACUUGACGUGAGAGUGACUGGAAUCCCUACACCUGUGGUGAAGUUCUAUCGGGAUGGAGUAGAAAUCCAAAGCUCCCCCGAUUUUCAAAUUUUACAAGAAGGAGACCUUUACAGCUUAAUAAUUGCAGAAGCAUAUCCUGAAGACUCCGGCACCUAUUCAGUAAAUGCCACAAAUAAUGUGGGACGUGCUACUUCAACAGCUGAAUUGCUAAUUCAAGGUGAGGAAGAAGCCGUUCCUGCUAAAAAGACAAAGACAAUUGUUUCGACUGCUCAGAUUUCGCAAACAAGACAAGCCAGAAUUGAAAAGAAGAUUGAAGCUCACUUUGACGCCAAAUCACUUACAAGUGUUGAAAUGGUCAUAGAAGGUGCAACAGCCCAACAGCUCCCACACAAAGCACCUCCACGAAUGCCUCCUAGACCUACAUCAAAAUCACCAACCCCACCAAUAAUUGCUGCAAAAGCACAAAUGGCACGACAGCAAUCACCAUCACCUGUUAGACAAUCACCAUCACCUGUAAGACAUGUCAGAGCACCAACACCCUCACCAGUAAGGUCAGUUUCUCCUGCUGGAAGAAUCUCCACCUCACCUAUCAGACCAGUGAAAUCUCCAUCUCCAAUCCGUAAAACACAUGUAGUGACAACAGCUGGGGCUGAAGUCCUUCCUCCUUGGAAGCAGGAAGGAUAUGCUGCAACCACAGAAGCCCAGAUGAAGGAAACAAGAGUAUCUACAAGCAGUACUCAAAUAAGAACUGAAGAAAGAUGGGAGGGGAGAUACGGAGUCCAAGAACAAUUUACCAUUAGUGGUGCUGCUGCUGGUGAGGUUGCGGCUGGUGCUAGAGAGGUAAAAAAGGACAGUGAAAAAACAGCAGCUGUUGCUACGGUUGUUGCUGCUGUGGACCAAGCCAUGGUGAGAGAACCAGCUCCAGAUGUUGUAGAGCAAACUGCUAAAAGGACAGCAAUGACUGCAGUCCACGUUCAACCUGUUCAGGAGCAGAUGAAAAAGGAGGCAACAGUAGUAAUUACCAGUGAUAAAGCCGCAAAACAAACAGUAAUAUCGAGAACUAGAGAAGGAAUUGUUACUUCACAAGAACAAAGGCACAUCUCUCCUGAAAAGGUAAGAAAAGAACCAGAGAAAAGUCCAGUACCCACAAUAGUAAUUGCCACAGACAAAGCCAAAGAACAAGAAAGAAUAACGAGAGCUAGAGAAGAAAUAUCUACUAGACAUGAGGAAGUGCACAUUGCUCAUGAAAAGAUAAGAAAGGAAGAUAUGAAACCUUCUGUACCUAAGGUAGUAAUUACCACUGAGAAACCUAAACCACCAGUCAUAAUAUCAAAAAGUAAAGAAGGAGUUGCUACCAAACAAGAACAAGUGAGCAUAACCCACGAAAAGAUUAAAAAGGAAGCUAAGAAAACUACUGUAGUUCCGAAAAUAAUUGCUACUGAUAAAACCAAAGCACCAGUCACAGUGUCCAGAACUAGAGAAGAAAUUACAGCCAAGCAAGAACAAAUUCAUCUAGCUUAUGACCAGACUGAAGCUGGAAAAAGGGCUGAAGCUGUAGCUACAGUUGUUGCAGCAGUGGAUCAAGCACGUGUUCGAUCACCCUGGGAACCAGAACAAGCAGGUGAAGCUUAUGUAAAGCAGAAAACUUUGGAAUAUGGCUAUAAAGAGCACACUGUUGCUGAGGCCCCAGCAGAACGUCAUGUUGUCACUAAAGAAGUUAAAACUAUCUAUGUUCCUCCUGAGAAACCUAUCUCAGCUGCUGAAAAGAAGGAAGUUCAUAUAUCAACAGAGAUAAAAAGAGCAACAGAAACGAAGACUGAGAAAACAAUUCAUGUUGAACACCCACGACCCCGCACAGCAAGUCCUCACUUCACAGUCUCCAAAAUUGCUGUUCCUAAACCAGAUCAUACAUAUGAGGUUUCAAUAGCUGGAUCUGCCAUGGCUACUCUGGAAAAAGAGUUAUCAGCUACUUCUGCUGCGCAAAAGAUCACCAAGCCCGUGAAACCACCUCAGCUAAAGCCACAUGAAGUCAGGAUAAAAGCAGAGCCAGUUGCCCCUCCACAGUUUCCCUUUGGAGAGGCGGCUGAGACCUAUAAAAGUCGUUAUGAUACUGAGACUAAAAAAGAGGCAGGUGUAAGCAUUAAAGGUGAAGCAGUGCGGGAAGAACACUUGGUCUUGCGUAAGGAAGGUGAAGCAAAGGUGACAGAAACUGCCAGAGUUCCUGUGCCUGCAGAAAUCCCUGCUACUCCACCCACCUUAGUCUCAGGCCUCAAAAAUAAGACUGUGACUGAAGGUGAGUCUGUCACCCUGGAGUGCCAUAUCUCUGGUCAUCCUCAGCCUACUGUGACAUGGUACAGGGAAGACUAUAAGAUUGAGAGCUCAAUGGACUUCCAGAUCACUUUCAAAGCAGGGCUUGCUCGCCUUUUGAUUCGUGAAGCCUUUGCAGAAGACAGUGGAAGAUUUACCUGCACUGCUACCAAUAAGGCUGGGAGUGUCAGCACAUCUUGCCACCUGUAUGUGAAAGUUUCAGAAGAAAUUGAGACUCGAGAAACCGUUUCUGAGAAGGCUGUUACAGAAGAGAAACGCUAUGUGGAGACAAAGGACAUCGUAAUGGAAGAUGUCUCUGCUGCAGCAGAGGAAGUAUUGGGAGAACCCGUACCUCCUUUCUUCAUAAGAAAACCUGUAGUACAUAAAUUAAUUGAAGGUGGGAGCAUUAUUUUUGAAUGCCAAGUAGGGGGCAACCCAAAGCCACAUGUCUACUGGAAAAAAGGUGGAGUUCCUCUAACGACUGGCUACAGGUACAAAGUGAGUUACAAAAGAGAAACCGGGGAAUGCAAACUUGAAAUUUCCAUGACUUUUGCCGACGAUGCCGGAGAAUACACUAUUGUUGUUCGUAAUAAACAUGGAGAAGCUUCUGCAACGGUCUCCUUACUAGAAGAAGCUGAUUAUGAAGCCUACAUAAAAUCGCAACAAGAAAUGAUGUACCAAACUCAGGUGACUGCAUAUGUACAGGAACCUAAAGUGGCUGAGGUAGCCCCAGCUAUUUCAUAUGGUGACUUUGAAAAAGAAUAUGAAAAAGAACAAGCCCUAAUUAGGAAGAAAAUGGCAAAAGAUACAGUGAUGGUCAGAACUUUUGUAGAAGAUGAGGAAUUCCAUAUUUCUUCUUUUGAAGAAAGGCUAAUCAAGGAAAUUGAACUCAGAAUUAUUAAGACCACCUUAGACGAACUUCUUGAAGAAGAUGGAGAGGAGAUGAUGGUUGAUAUUUCUGAAUCUGAAGCUGUAGAAGCAGGAUUUGAUUUAAGACUAAAGAAUUACAGAACCUUUGAGGGGACAGGAGUUACUUUCCAUUGCAAGACGACUGGAUAUCCAUCGCCAAAGAUUGCAUGGUACAAAGACGGUAAGCGCAUAAGGCAUGGAGAGCGCUACCACAUGGAAGUCCUGCAAGAUGGUAGUGCCAGUCUGCGUUUGCCUGUUGUUUUACCUGAAGAUGAAGGAAUUUAUACUGUCUUUGCCAGUAAUAUGAAAGGAAAUGCCAUUUGCUCAGCAAAACUCUACGUUGAACCAGUUGCACCCACAGCAACUCCAGGCUAUAUGCCAGGCCCAGAAGUUAUGAGAAGAUAUAGGUCUAUUUCUCCACGCUCUCCAAGCCGGUCUCCUGCCCGUAGUUCUCCUUCUCGUUCUCCUGCCCGCAGAUUAGAAGAAACUGAUGAAGGACAACUAGAGAGACUAUAUAAACCAGUUUUUGUGCUGAAACCUACGUCAUUUAAAUGCUCACAGGGGCAGACAGCAAGAUUUGACUUAAAAGUUGUUGGCAGGCCUAUGCCAGAGACCUACUGGUUCCACAAUGGUCAACAAGUGGUUAAUGACUACACCCAUAAAAUAGUGAUUAAAGAAGAUGGCACCCAGUCAUUGAUCAUUGUUCCUGCUAUGCCUGAUGAUUCUGGAGAAUGGGCUGUAAUUGCUCAAAACAGGGCAGGCAAAGCUUCAGUUUCAAUGACACUGACAGUGGAAGCUAAGGAAGACCUAGUCAGACCACGCUUUGUGGAAAGGCUGAAGAAUGUUAGCGUAAAGGAGGGCUCAAGACUGGAGAUGGCAGUGAAAGCUACUGGUAAUCCUAAUCCUGACAUUGUAUGGCUGAAGAACAGUGACAUCAUUGUACCUCAUAAAUACCCCAAAAUAAAGAUUGAGGGAACCAAAGGGGCAGCUGCCCUUAAAAUUGAAUCUACUGCCAGGCAAGAUGCUGCAUGGUAUACGGCUACUGCUAUCAAUAAGGCUGGGCGGGACACUACUCGGUGCAAAGUAAAUGUUGAAGUUGAACAUGCAGAACCUGAACCAGAAAGGAGAUUAAUCAUUCCAAAAGGAACUUACAAAGCCAAGGAGAUUGCAGCACCAGAGUUAGAGCCUCUCCAUUUGCGUUAUGGUCAAGAGCAAUGGGAGGAAGGAGACCUCUAUGACAAAGAAAAACAACAGAAACCAUUUUUUAAGAAGAAGCUCACAUCUUUAAGGCUCAGGCAAUUUGGCCCAGCUCACUUUGAGUGCAGGCUUACACCAAUUGGUGACCCAACCAUGGUCGUGGAGUGGUUGCAUGAUGGCAAACCCUUGGAAGCAGCUAACAGACUCCGCAUGAUCAAUGAGUUUGGGUACUGUAGCCUGGACUAUGGAGUAGCCUAUUCCAGAGAUAGUGGAGUGAUCACUUGCAGGGCAACUAACAAAUAUGGUACAGACCAUACAUCUGCUACCCUGAUCGUGAAAGAUGAGAAAAGCCUUGUGGAAGAAUCCCAGUUGCCAGAAGGCAGAAGGGGACUGCAGCGAAUUGAAGAGUUAGAAAGAAUGGCCCAUGAGGGUGCUCUUCCUGCAGUUGCAGUGGACCAAAAGGAAAAACAAAAACCAGAAAUUGUUUUGGUUCCUGAACCUGCAAGAGUCCUAGAAGGUGAAACAGCACGAUUCCGCUGCCGUGUGACUGGCUAUCCUUUGCCCAAGGUUAACUGGUACCUCAAUGGACAGUUGAUCCGUAAGAGCAAAAGGUUUAGACUCCGUUAUGAUGGAAUCUACUACCUGGAUAUUGUGGACUGCAAAUCGUAUGACACAGGAGAAGUGAAAGUCACUGCAGAGAAUCCAGAAGGAUUUAUUGAACAUAAGGUGAGACUAGAGAUCCAGCAAAGGGAAGACUUCAGAUCUGUUCUUCGUCGUGCUCCUGAACCCAGACAUGAGCCUGUAGUGACAGAGCCUGGAAAACUUCUGUUUGAGGUACAGAAGGUAGACAAACCUGCAGAGGCAACAACCAAAGAAGUGGUGAAACUGAAAAGGGCUGAAAGAAUCACUCAUGAGAAGCUUUCAGAGGAAUCUGAAGAGCUGCGUAGUAAAUUCAAGCGUAGGACAGAAGAAGGUUAUUAUGAAGCCAUCACUGCUGUGGAACUUAAGUCUCGCAAAAAAGAUGAAUCAUAUGAAGAAAUGUUAAAAAAGACAAAAGAAGAACUUCUUCACUGGACCAAAGAGAUCCCAGAGGAAGAAAAGAAAGCACUUCCUCCUGAAGGCAAAAUCACCAUUCCAACAUUCAAACCAGAGAAGGUUGAGCUUAGUCCAAGCAUGGAGGCUCCCAAGAUAUUUGAACGAAUUCAAAGCCAGACUGUAGCCCAGGGGACAGACGCACACUUCCGUGUGAGAGUCGUGGGAAAACCAGACCCUGAAUGCCAAUGGUUCAAAAAUGGUGUGCAAAUUGAAAGGAGUGAUCGUGUGUAUUGGUACUGGCCUGAAGAUAAUGUUUGUGAAUUAGUCAUCAGAGAUGUGACUUCUGAUGAUUCUGCCAGCAUCAUGGUGAAAGCAGUCAAUAUAGCUGGUGAAACUUCUAGCCAUGCUUUCCUGUUAGUACAAGCCAAGCAGUUAAUCAGCUUCACCCAGAAGUUACAAGAUAUUGUUGCUAAAGAGAGGGACUCCAUGGCAACAUUUGAAUGUGAGACAUCAGAACCCUUUGUCAAAGUGAAAUGGUUUAAGGAUGGAAUUGAGAUUCAUUCAGGAGACAAAUACAGGAUGCACUCGGACAGAAAGGCUCAUUUUCUUUCUGUACUAGCAAUUGAAAUGUCUGAUGCUGAUGACUACAGCUGUGCACUGAUAGAAGACGAAUCCAUAAAAACUACCGCAAAGCUUACUGUUGAAGGUGCUGUGAUUGAGUUUAUUAAAGAACUUGAGGAUGUUGAAGUACCAGAAUCCUUCUCAGGUGAACUUGAGUGCGAGGUUUCCCCAGAAGAUGUGGAGGGGAAAUGGUAUCAUGGUGAUGUUGAACUCACUUCUAACCAUAAAUAUGUGAUUGCAUCCCGCCGUGGUCGCCAAAUCCUCACUAUUAAAGAUGUUAAUAAAGAUGAUCAAGGAGAGUAUAGCUUUGUUGUUGAUGGCAAAAGGACUCACUGCACACUGAAGAUGAAGCCUCGUCCCAUGGUUAUUCUUCAAGGACUUACUGAUCAAAAAGUCUGUGAGGGAGAUAUUGUACAACUUGAAGUUAAAGUCUCCCUAGAAAAUGUGGAAGGUGUCUGGAUGAAAGAUGGUCAUGAAAUUCAAUCAAGUGAUCGUAUUCACAUUGUGUUGGAUAAACAGUCACACAUGUUGCUAAUAGAAGAUGCAACAAAGGAAGAUAGUGGAACUUACUCUUUUAGUGUUCCUGGUCUUGGCCUGUCAACCACUGGACGGAUCACAGUGUACAGUGUGGAAAUAGUGGUGCCUCUAAAAGAUGUUCAUGUAGUUGAAGGAACAAAAGCUAUUCUUGAAUGCAAAGUUUCAGCACCUGAUGUGUCUUCCUCCAAAUGGUACCUAAAUGAUCAUCACAUAAAACCUGAUGAACGUGUACAAGCUGUAUGUAAAGGCACUAAACAGAGGCUAGUGCUUACCAGAACCCAUGCAUCAGAUGAAGGACGUUAUAAGCUAAUGGUUGGCAAAGUUGAAACAAGUUGCAAUGUCACAGUUGAAGAAAUUCAGAUUAUUAGAGGUCUUCAUGACAUCACCUGCACUGAAACACAGAAUGUGUCUUUUGAGGUCGAGCUCUCCCAUUCAGGGAUUGACGUAAUUUGGCAUUUCAAAGGCCAAGAGAUCAAGGCUGGUCCUAAAUAUAAAAUCGAAGCACAUGGAAAAAUAUAUAAAUUGACAGUAGUGAAGAUGAUGAAAGAUGAUGAAGGAAAAUAUGUAUUUUAUGCUGGAGAGAAGAAAACAUCUGGAAAGCUUAUAGUAGCAGGUGGUGCCAUUUCAAAGCCUCUCACUGACCUGACUGUGGCUGAGUCCCAGAGGGCUGUUUUUGAAUGUGAGGUGGCAAAUCCUGAAUCAGACGGCCAGUGGCUAAAAAACGGUAGACCAUUACCUAUGACAGAUCAGUAUCGUGCUGAAUCUGAUGGUGUGAAGAGAAGGCUCAAUAUCCCUGCCACAAAACUGGAUGAUAUGGGUGAAUAUAGCUAUGAAAUAGCAAGCUCAAAGACAUCUGCUAAAUUGAAGGUCGAAGCGGUUAAGAUAAAGAAGACACUAAAAAACUUGACUGUGACAGAAACACAGGAGGCAGUUUUCAGUGUAGAACUGACCCACCCUGAUGUGAAAGGAGCUCUGUGGAUUAAAAAUGGUGUUGAACUUGAAUCAAAUGACAAAUAUGAAAUUUCAGUGAAAGGAACUGUUCAUACACUGAAAAUCAAACACUGUGUUGUCACUGAUGAGUCUGUUUAUAGCUUUAAGCUUGGAAAGAUAGGAGCAAAUGCCAGACUUCAUGUGGAAACUGUCAAGGUCAUCAAAAAGCCAAAGGAUGUGACUGCUUUGGAAAAUGCUGUUGUUUCCUUUGAACUGAGUGUAUCCCAUGAUACUGUACCAGUCCGAUGGUUCCACAAAAAUGUUGAGCUUAAACAAAGUGAUAAAUACAAGAUGAUCUCUCAAAGGAAAGUUCACAAACUUAUGCUGCAUAACAUAUCUCCUGCUGAUGCUGGGGAAUACACAGCUCUUGUUGGGCAAAUUGAGUGUAAAGCAAAACUGUUUGUGGAAACCAUACACAUCACAAAGACCAUGAAAAAUAUUGAGAUCCCUGAGACCAAAACCGCCUCUUUUCAAUGUGAAGUUUCUCAUUUCAAUGUGCCUGCUGUCUGGUUGAAAAAUGGUGUGGAGAUUGAAAUGAGUGAAAAGUUCAAAAUAGUGGUCCAGGGGAAACUCCAUCAGCUCAAUAUCAUGAACACGAGCAGUGAAGAUUCUGCAGAAUACACAUUUGUCUGUGGAAAUGACAGAGUCAGUGCAACUCUGACUGUAAAACCCAUCCUAAUUACCUCCAUGCUAAAAGACAUCAACGCUGAAGAGAAAGAUACAAUAACAUUUGAAGUUACUGUUAACUAUGAAGGUAUCUCAUAUAAAUGGCUAAAGAAUGGGGUAGAAAUAAAAUCGACUGAUAAAUGCCAGAUACGAACAAAGAAGCUCACACACUCCCUCUCCAUAAGGAAUGUACAUUUUGGUGAUGCUGCAGAAUACACUUUUGUUGCUGGAAAAGCAGCUUCAUCAGCCACUUUAUAUGUGGAAGCUCGUCACAUUGAAUUUAGGAAGCAUAUUAAAGACAUCAAGGUUGUGGAGAAGAAGAGGGCUAUUUUUGAAUGUGAAAUUUCAGAACCUGACAUUCAGGUCCAGUGGAUGAAGGAUGGACAAGAACUCCAGAUAGGUGACAGGAUGAAAAUUCAGAGAGAGAAAUAUGUCCAUCGUCUCAUUAUUCCCUCCACAAGAAUGUCUGACGCUGGUCGGUACACUGUAGUAGCAGGUGGAAACACAUCCAGCGCCAAUUUGAUAGUGGAAGGUCGUGACAUUCGUAUCAGAAGUGUCCGUAAAGAUAUCCAGGUCAUUCAGAGACAAAGAGCUGAAAUUGAGUUUGAAGUCAAUGAAGAUGACAUUGAACCACAGUGGUACAAGGAUGGUAUUGAGAUCAACUUCCAAUAUGAGGAAAGAUACAGUUAUGUGGUGGAAAGAAGAGUUCAUCGAAUGACCAUCUUUGAAGCCACUUAUUCUGAUGCUGGAGAAUAUACUUUUGUUGCAGGACGGAAUAGGAGUUCUGUUGUUCUCUAUGUGAAUGCUCCAGAACCACCCCAGAUUAUUCAGGAGCUAGAGCCAACCACUGUGGAGUCUGGCAAACCUGCCCGCUUCUGUGCUAUGAUAUCAGGAAAACCCCAGCCCAAAAUUUCCUGGUACAAAGAUGAUCAACAGCUUUCUCCAGGUUUCAAGUGCAAAUUUCUUCAUGAUGCACAAGAAUAUACUCUUUUGCUGAUUGAAACUUUCCCUGAAGAUGCAGCAGUGUACACCUGUGAAGCAAAAAAUGACUACGGAGUUGCUACAACUUCAGCUUCACUUUCGGUGGAAAUCCCAGAAGUGGUUUCUCCUGAACUAGAAGUGCCAGUGUAUCCACCUGCUGUCAUAAUACCCCUACGUGAUGCUGUUACAUCUGAGGGACAGUCUGCUCGUUUUCAGUGCAGAGUUACAGGGACAGAUCUGAAAGUUUCUUGGUACAGCAAGGAGAGAGAGAUCAAGCCAUCACGUUUUUUUAGAAUGACUCAGUUUGAAGACACUUACCAGCUGGAGAUUGCUGAAGCUUAUCCAGAGGAUGAAGGAAUCUAUACUUUUGUGGCUAGUAAUUCUGUAGGCCAAGUGACAAGCACUGCUACUUUGAAGUUAGAAGCUCCUGAACAAAUUAUUCAUAAGAAGCUGGAGGAAGAGAUUGAAAUGGAAGUGAAAGUUGCACCGAUCCUGAGGAGAAGGCUCGAAUCUCUGGAGGUGGCUGUAAAUCAUGUGGCCAAGUUUACCUGUGAGGUAGAGACUGCUCCUAAUGUCAGGUUCCAGUGGUACAAAGCCGGCCGAGAGAUAUAUGAUGGGGACAAAUACUCCAUUCGCACUUCCAACUACCUCUCCACACUGGAGAUCCUGAGGCCUCAGGUUGUUGACUAUGGAGAGUAUAGCUGUAAGGCUUCCAACCAGCAUGGCAGUGUAAGCUCUACAGCCCUUUUAACAGUAACGGAAGCAUUUCCACCAACGUUUCUUACCAGACCUGAAUCUAUCACUACUUUUGUGGGCAAAAGUGCCAAGUUCCUGUGUACUGUUUCGGGCACUCCAGUCAUUGAUGUCACCUGGCAGAAAGACGGCAUGACCAUUUCACCUUCGGACCACCACAAGAUCUCCAAAGUGGAAAAUAAACAUGUGUUAGAAAUCUUCCUUCUCACCACCAGUGACAGAGGGGUUUACACUUGCAAAGCUUCCAACAAGUUUGGGGCUGACAUUUGCCAGGCUGAAAUGGUCAUUAUAGACAAGCCCCACUUCAUUAAAGUUUUGCAGUCAGUGCAGUCAGCAGUCAAUAAAAAAAUACGUCUUGAAUGUCAGGUAGAUGAAGACAGGAAAGUAACAGUAGGUUGGACAAAGGAUGGAAGCAAAAUUCCUCCAGGCAAAGAUUAUAAGAUUUACUUUGAAGACAAAAUAGCCUCUCUUGAGAUUCCUUUGGCUAAGCUCAAGGAUUCAGGCCAUUAUGUGUGCACUGCCUCAAACGAGGCGGGAAGCAGCUCCUCUUCUGCCAGCGUCACAGUCAGAGAACCACCAUCAUUUGUGAAGAAGGUCGAUCCAUCUUAUUUACUAACCCCAGGUGACUCUGCACGCCUUCAAUGCAAAAUCAAAGGGUCUCCUGAAAUCCAGGUUACUUGGUUCAAGAACAAUAAGGAAAUCCAUGAAAGCAAUACACACAGGAUGUCCUUUGCCAAUUCUGUGGCUGUGUUAGAUAUUUUGGAGAUGAAAGUUGAUGACAGUGGGAGCUACUCAUGUGAAGCUGUAAACGAGGUUGGAAGUGACAGCUGCACGACCGAAGUAGUUGUCAAAGAGCCUCCGUCUUUCAUCCGAACACUUGAACCAGCAGAGGUAGUGAAGGGAACAAACACCAUUCUUCAAUGUGAGGUUGCUGGCACUGGACCAUUUGAGAUUAGCUGGUACAAAGACAAGAAACAGAUUCGCAGUAGUAAAAAAUACAGGUUGACCUCUCAGAAAGCUGUUAUUUCUCUGGAGGUGUCCUCAUUUAAUAGUGCUGAUGUCGGUGAAUAUGAGUGUGUGAUAGCUAAUGAAGUCGGGAAGUGCAUAUGCAGUGCAACAUACAUCUUGAAAGAACCACCAUCUUUUGUUAAGAAAAUUGAAAAUGUGACAGCUCUGGCUGGAGAUAGUAUUACGUUACAGGCUGUGGUGAAACGGUCAGAGCCUAUUUCUGUGAUGUGGAUGAAGGGCAAAGACAUUAUUCAAGAUGAUAACAAAGUGAGAGUGACAUUUGAACAUGGUCUAGCAACACUGCAAAUUACCGGUGUCCAGCUGAGCUCUGGUGGCAAAUACACCUGCGUAGCUGAGAAUGAUGCAGGAAGUCAGUCCUGCUUUGGUGAACUAGUAGUGAAAGAACCUGCCAAAAUCAUUGAAAAAUCUGAAAUGAUCCAGGUUACAGCAGGGGAGCCAGCCAUUUUGGAGUACACUGUCACAGGCACUCCAGAGCUAAAAACCAAAUGGUACAAAGAUGGAAGGCCACUACCUACCAGCAAAAAAUAUAGGAUCAGCUUCAAAAAUAACAUUGCCCAGCUCAAAUUUUAUGCCACUGAAAUGCAGGACAGUGGCGAAUACACCUUUGAGAUAUCCAAUGAUGUGGGCAUCAGCUCUUGUACUACCAGCUUCACCGUGCUAGAUCGCACUCUCCCUCCCUUCUUUACUAAACCAUUGAAGAAUAUUGACAGCAUCAUUGGCACCUCAUGCCGCCUAGACUGCAAAGUUUCAGGCUCUCUUCCAAUGAUGAUUUCUUGGUUUAAGCAGGACACUGAGAUCACUUCAAGUGCCAAGUACACAGUACACUUCACAGAAGGCUCUGCAUCUUUGGAAAUAAAACACCUAGAUGCAACUGAUGCUGGGGUCUACAUUUGCAGAGCCACAAACAGUGCUGGUAGCAAAGACAGCAGUAGCACUUUGUUUAUAAAAGAACCACCCAGCUUCACUGUAGAACCAGAGUCCCAGGAUGUACUGCCUGCAUCAACUGUACGUUUCAAAGGCACAUUUAAAGGCACAACACCACUGACGGUGAAAUGGUUUAAAGGUGAUACUGAGCUGGUGACAGGAGGAGCCUGCUACAUUAUGACAGAAGCAUUAGCAAGCUACUUGGAGCUUUACGCAGUCAAACCAACAGACUCAGGAAAAUACACCUGCAAAGUCUCCAAUAUAGCUGGCUCAGUAACAUGCAGUGCAAACUUGUUUGUAAAAGAACCUGCUGCCUUCAAGGAGAAGCUAGAGCCAACCCAUCUGGUAAAGAAAGGUGGAUAUGCUGAGCUGACCUGUGAAGUCACCGGUACUCCUGAGAUUAAAAUCACAUGGUUCAAGGAUGAUAGAGAGCUAAAAGAGAGUGACAAAUACAGGAUGUCUUUUGCAAAAUCCUUGGCAAUACUCCAUCUUACAGAGGUUGAGACAGAAGACAGUGGGGAGUACGUUUGUGAGGCCAAAAAUGAUGCUGGAAGAGACAUUUGCAGUAGCGUUGUUACAAUCAAAGAGUCACCUUGUUUUAGCAAGGAGUUUCAAUCCAUGGAAGUCUUGAAGGAUUCUGAUGUGGUUUUGGAGUGCGAGGUGCUCGGCACACCUCCCUUUGAAGUGUUUUGGGUGAAAGAUGAUAAACCCGUGCGGAGCAGUAAGAAGCACAGAAUAAGCAUUGAGAAAUCUUUGAUUAGCCUCCAUGUUUUCAGGUUUGAUGCUUCUGAUGUUGGCGAGUAUCAGUGUAGAGUAACAAAUGAUGUUGGGAGCUGCCUCUGCAGUUCGGAGGUGACACUGAAAGAGCCCCCACAGUUCUUGAAGAGGAUAGAAAAUAUUAGCUCCCUUCGAGGGGGCACAGUUGUGUUUCAGGCUGCUGUUAAAGGCUCCUUGCCCAUCACUGUGUCCUGGCUGAAAGACAAUGAUGAAGUUAUUGAAGACAACAAUAUCAAAAUGACCUUUGUGAACAAUAUUGCCACUCUUCUGGUGAGGUCUAUUGAACUGAAACAUGAUGGGAAAUAUUUCUGUCAGGCUAAAAAUGAGGCGGGAAUUCAGAGGUGUUCUGCUCUGCUGACUGUCAAAGAACCUGCUACAAUCGUGGACAAGGCUGUGUCAAUAGAUGUGACUGAGGGAGACCCAGCAACCUUGCAGUGUAAAUUUUCAGGAACAAAAGAUAUUACAGCCAAAUGGUUCAAAGAUGGCAAGGAACUGACAUUAGGCCCAAAAUAUAAGAUCAGUGUUACAGAUACUGUCUCAGUCCUAAAGGUGCUUCAUGCAGAAAAGAAAGAUAGUGGGGAAUACGUUUUUGAGGUUCAAAAUGACGUUGGGAGCAGUAGCUGUUCUGCCAGCAUUAAUGUCCUAGAUCUCAUUAUACCACCCAAAUUCACCAAAAAGCUCAAGAAAAUGGACAGCAUUAAGGGGUCUUUUGUCCACCUGGAGUGCAUAGUGUCUGGUUCACAUCCUAUAAGUAUCCAGUGGUACAAGGACGGCCAAGAAAUAACAGCAAGUGAAAAGCACAAAUACUCUUUCCAUGAUAAUACUGCAUUUCUAGAAAUCAAUAAACUGGAAGGCACAGACAGUGGCUCUUACACCUGUGAAGCAACAAAUAAGGCAGGAAGCAACCAAUGCAGCGGGUUCUUAACAGUCAAAGAACCGCCAUAUUUUGUGGAAAAACCCCAGUCCCAGGAGGUUGUGCCCAAUGCUAGGGUUCAGUUCAAAGCACUGGUGAAAGGCUCUACUCCUCUGCAGAUAAAGUGGUUUAAAGACAGCCAGGAGCUCCUCUCUGGAGCCAAUCGAUCUGUCUGGAAAGAUGACACGUCUAGUGUACUGGAGCUCUUCUCAGCUAGGACAUCUGACUCUGGGAACUACACUUGUCAGAUAAGCAAUGAUGUGGGGACCGCAACUUGCAAAGCAGCUCUGUUUGUAAAAGAGCCCCCCAGAUUUAUUCAGAUGCCAACUUCUGUAGUAGCUUUGCGUGAAGGACAGUCUACUGCUUUCGAGUGCCAGGUAGUAGGCACACCAGAGAUUCAUGUCACAUGGUACCUGGAUGGGAAUGAAGUGACUGACCAAGCUAAGUACGGCAUCUCCUUCAUAGAUGGUUUAGCCACUUUGAAAGUCACUCAAGCCAGAGUGUCAGACAGUGGGAUUUAUGUCUGUGAAGCCCACAAUGAUGCAGGUAGUGAAAGCUGCAGCGUCGAGCUGAAAGUAAAAGAGCCUCCAACAUUUGUUCGGGAGCUGAGACCCACCGAGGUAGUGAAAGGUUUGGAGGCCAUACUUGAGUGUGAGGUGACUGGUACUCCUCCAUUUGAGGUGAAGUGGCUGAAGAACAAUAAGGAGAUGUUCAGCAGCAAGAAAUAUGCCAUCUCCACCAAAGAAUCAGUAUUUACUCUUAAUGUGACUAACUGUGAUGUCUCAGAUGUUGGUGAAUAUCAGUGUAUUGUAUCAAAUGAAGGUGGGAGCUGUUCUUGCAGCACAAGGCUCAGCUUAAAAGAACCACCAUCCUUCAUCAAGAAGCUGGAGAAUGUCACUAGCAUUUUGAAAGGUACUGCAUUGUUCCAGUGUGUCAUAGCAGGCGCUCAACCCUUAUCUGUGUCAUGGAUAAAAGAUGAGAAGAUACUAGAAGAUGAUGAGCACCACCGUAUCACCUUUGAGAACAGCGUGGCCACACUGAAACUUACCAAUGUUGAUCUCAGCCACAGAGGGAGAUACACCUGCCAGGCAAAGAAUGAGUCUGGCAUGGAGAAGUGUUUUGCUUUGCUUUUUGUACAAGAGCCUGCACGGAUCUUAGAAAAGGCCAAAUCACUUAAAGUCACUGAAAGAGACCCCGUGACUUUGGAGUGUGCUGUGGCUGGGACACCAGAGCUCCGAAUAAAAUGGUACAAAGAUGGCAAACAACUCCUGCCCAGUAGAUACUACACAAUGAGCUUUGAAAACAAUGUGGCCAGUUUCAGGAUUGAACCAGUCUCAAAGGAGGACAGUGGUACCUACAGUUUUAAGGUUGAAAAUGACUUUGGAAGUAGCACCUGUGAAGCUGUUCUGACUGUGCUAGAUCAAUCAAUUCCUCCUGCAUUUAUCAAAAAGCUAACCAAAAAGGAUACCAUUCUGGGAUCUUCUAUCCAAAUGGAGUGCAAAGUUUCUGGGUCACUCCCCAUUACUGCAAAAUGGUCUAAGGAUGGAAAAGAGAUAACUGACAGUGCAAAAUAUAGAAGCCUGUGCCAUGAGAACACUGUGUCACUUGAGAUUGCUAAUCUAGAGCUGUCAGACAGUGCAAAUUACACAUGCAGUGUCUCUAAUGUUGCUGGGAAUGAUUCUUGCAGUGCUGUCCUGACUGUGAAAGAGCCACCAAGCUUCUUAGUAAAACCUGAAAGCCAGCAAGCUGUCCCAGAUUCCACAGUGGAGUUUAAGGCAACACUAAAAGGAACACCACCCUUUACAGUAAAGUGGUUCAAAGAAGACUUAGAACUUGUCUCUGGUCCAACUUGUUUCAUUGGGAUUGAAGGGUCAACUGGGUUUUUAACCCUCUAUUCAGUGGAUGCUUCUAGGAGUGGACACUACACUUGCCAUGUUUCAAAUGACGUUGGCAGUGACUCUUGCACUACAACAUUGAUGGUAACAGAACCACCCAAGUUUGCUAAGAAGCUAGAGGCAGCAAAAGUAGUCAAGCAGGGUGACUCAGCCCGGCUUGAGUGCAAAGUAAGCGGAUCCCCAGAGAUGAAAGUAGUGUGGUUCAGAAAUGACCAUGAAAUUGUUGCCAGUGAAAAAUUCCGUACUUCAUUCAUUGACUCUGUGGCCAUGCUUGAAAUGAAUCAUCUCAGUACUGAUGACAGCGGUGACUACAUCUGUGAAGCUCACAACCCUGCCGGCAAGGCCAGCUGUAGCACCAAAGUCACAGUGAAAGAACCUCCUGUCUUUAGCAGGAAACCCUCUCCAGUAGACAUGCUCAAAGGAACUGAGGUUAGCCUGGAAUGUGAAAUUUCAGGAACACCACCAUUUGACAUUACCUGGUACAAAGACAGGAGACAAAUCCGCAGCAGUAAGAAGUAUAAGGUUACAGCCAAAAACUACCAUACAAGCGUUCGCAUUCUUAAUGUUGAAGCUGCAGAUGUUGGUGAAUAUCAGUGCAAAGCACAGAAUGACGUGGGAAGUGACACCUGUUUUUGCACUGUGAAGUUGAAAGAACCACCAAAAUUCUUGACUAAAAUAAACAGCAUGACUGUUGUGGUUGGUGAACCAGUAGAGUUACAAGCAAGAGUGGAGGGCUCCCAGCCGAUUUCUGUGCAGUGGCUUAAAGACAAAGAGGAAAUCAUUAGAGAAAGUGAAAACACGAAGAUCACAUUUAUGGAAAAUAUUGCAACUUUACAACUUAUGCGUACAGAGACAAGCAAUGCUGGAAAAUACAUCUGUCAGAUCAGAAAUGAUGCUGGAAGUCGCGAGUGCAUGGCUACCUUAACUGUUCUAGAGCCUGCAGUCAUUGUAGAGAAAGCAGAGCCAAUGAGAGUUACUAUAGGAGAUGCCUGUACUUUGGAGUGCAAAGUGGCAGGCACACCAGAGCUUUCCACUGGCUGGUUCAAGGAUGGCAAAGAGCUGACCAGCAGCCAAAAAUACAGAAUUACUUUCUUCAAUAAAGUAUCUACACUUAAAAUUAUGGAUGCAGAAAAGGAAGAUGGUGGAUUGUACACUUUUGCAGUGCAGAACGACGUGGGGAAAAGCAGUUGCACAGCAUCUGUUGAUGUUUUAGAUCGAGUCAUUCCUCCUUCUUUCACAAGAAAACUAAAGGAAACCCCUUGUGUCCUGGGUUCCUCCGCAUUGCUGGAAUGCAAAGUGUUGGGUUCACCUCCUAUUUCUAUUGCCUGGUUCCGAAAUGGACUUAAGUUAGUCAAUGGGGAAAAACAUCAAAUCUCCUUUUCAGACAACCUAUGUAUUUUAGAAGUGAAUUCACUGAGCGACUCAGAUACUGGAACUUACACCUGCAAAGCUACCAACAUAGCUGGUUCAGAUGAAUGCAGUGCUGUAUUGACCGUAAAAGAACCACCUUCUUUUGAGAGGACACCAGAGCCUCUGGAUGUCUUGCCAGGCACAAGCAUCACUUUUACAUGUGUUAUCAGAGGAACCCCUCCUUUUAAGGUGAACUGGUUUAAAGGGGCCAAUGAGCUUGUGCCAGGGGACAAAUGCAAUAUCUACUUGGAGGACACCGUCAUGGAGCUUGAGUUAUUUGAUGUAACUCCUCUCCAAAGUGGAGAGUACACUUGUCUAGUGACUAAUGAUGCUGGCAGGGCAAAUUGUACAACACACCUUACAGUAAAAGAGCCAGCUGUCUUUGUGAAGAAACUGAGCGAUCAGUAUGUGGAGCCUGGCAAGCCCAUCAUCCUGGAAGGCACUUACACAGGCAGCCUGCCCAUUUCUGUGACAUGGAAGAAGAAUGGCCACACCAUCACUCAAUCUCAGAAGUGUAGCAUCACCACCACAGAGAAAUCUUGCAUCCUGGAAAUACUUGAUAGCACCAAAGAAGAUGCAGGAGAAUACACUUGCCAUGUUGAAAAUGAGGCAGGAAGAGAUGUUUGUGAGGCUGUAGUCGCUACCCUAGAACCUCCCUAUUUUGUUACACACUUGGAACCUCUUGAGGUGUCAGUUGGGGAUUAUACAACAUUGCAAUGCCGCAUUGCUGGAACACCAGAAAUCACUGUCUCUUGGUACAAAGGUGAUACAAAACUCAGGUCUACUCCUGAGUACAAAGUGUACUUUAAAGACAACAUUGCUACACUUAUUUUCAACAAAGUGGUUAGCAACGACAGUGGAGAAUAUAUCUGCAAGGCAGAAAACAGUGUAGGAACUGCAUCUACAAAGGCUCUCUUAACAGUUCAAGAGCGCAAACGACCACCUUCCUUUGCGAGAAAAUUAAAGGACAUCGAGCACCCUGUUGGUUUACCCCUUAAAUUUAUGUGUCGGCUCAAUGGCUCAGAACCCAUUACUGUGACUUGGCAUAAAGAUGGUGUGCUGCUAAGUGAUGACCACAACGUGCACACAUCCUUUGUCGAUAAUGUUGCAGUGCUGCAACUGGUGCGAACUGAGAUGAAUCAUACUGGGCAGUACUCCUGCACAGCCACCAAUGCUGUGGGCACAGCCACCUCAAGUGCUAGGCUCACAGUGGCAGAACCCAAGCAAGCACCUGUCUUUGACACCAAACCAGAAUCUAUUGAUGUGCCUUUUGGAGAAAGUGCUGACUUUGAAUGCCAUGUUACUGGAGCCCAGCCAAUACACAUUACCUGGUCCAAGGAUGGUCGGGAGAUCCGAACUGGAGGAAACUUCAAUAUUACAUUUGUAGCCAACACAGCUCACCUUCGAGUGCUCAGAGUGGGUAAAGGAGACUCUGGCCAAUAUACCUGCCAAGCUAGUAAUGAAGCUGGGAAAGACUUUUGCUCAGCCCAACUUGGUGUCAAAGAACCUCCCAAGUUCAUCAAGAAGCCUGAAGCUUUACGGUUUGUGAAGCAGGGGGACACAGUUCAACUUGAAUGUAAAAUCAGUGGCACACCAGAGAUCAGAACCAUGUGGUACAAAAAUGAUCAGGCACUCCAGGCAAGCGAGAAGCUCCACAUGUCCUUUGUAGACUCCAUGGCGACGUUAACCAUCUUGGGCGCCAAAACUGAAGAUGCCGGCGAUUACAUAUGUGAAGCCCAUAACUCCGCUGGCACAGCCAGCUGCAGCACUUCUGUUGCAGUGAAAGAACCACCUGUUUUUAGCAAGGUGCCAAGUCCUGUGGACACACUUAAAGGCUCAGAUGUUAUCCUCCAGUGUGAGAUAGCAGGCACUCCACCAUUUGAGGUGGCUUGGUUCAAGGACCGGAGGCAGGUCAGGAGCAGCAAGAAGUUCAAGGUGACAGCAAAGCACUCUGUUGCCAGUCUUCAUAUUCUCAGUCUGGAAUCUCAAGAUACUGGAGAAUAUCAAUGCAAAGCUAUGAAUGAGGUGGGAAGCGACACUUGCACCUGCCCGGUGAAAUUCAAAGAACCCCCACGCUUUGCCAAGAAGCUGAGUGACACUGCAAUCUUCAUCGGGGAGCCAACAGCCCUGCAGGCAGUUGUGGAAGGAUCCCCACCAAUUUCUGUUGUCUGGCUCAAGGACAAGGGUGAAGUUAUUAGGGAGAGUGAAAAUGUCCAAAUGUGGUUUAUGGACAACAUUGCAACUCUUGAGAUUGCCAGUGCAGAGGGAGCUGAUGUUGGGAAAUACAUCUGCCAGAUCAAAAAUGAUGCUGGUAUGCGGGAGUGCUCUGCCUUUUUACAAGUCCUAGAACCAGCAGUCAUCUUGGAGAAGACUGAGCCAAUCACAGUAAUGGCUGGCAAUCCUUUUACCUUGGAGUGCAAAGUAGGAGGAACACCUGAACUUAUCACCAAGUGGUACAAAGAUGGCAGAGAACUAAGGAGCGACCGCAAAUACCAAAUUACCUUUUUCAACAAUAUAUCCACUUUGAAAGUCUUUUCUGCAGACAGGGGAGACAGGGGCUUGUAUACUUUUGAGGUGCAUAAUGAGGUGGGGGAAAGCAGCUGCACUUCUUCAGUUGAUGUCUCAGAUCGUCUUGUUCCUCCUUCAUUCUCAAGAAAACUAAAGGAAACAAACGGGGUUCUGGGAUCAUCAGUGCUUCUGGAGUGCAAAGUGUCUGGCACAUCCCCCAUAUCUGUGGCCUGGUUUCAGGAUGGGAAUGAGAUUGUUAGUGGAGAAAAAUAUGAAAUCUCAUUCUUGGAUAAUGUUUGUGCUUUGAAGCUGAAUGCCCUGGAUGUCACAGAUACAGGGCCAUACACUUGUGUGGCAGCCAAUGUGGCUGGAUCUGAUGAAUGCAGUGCGUUCCUGACAGUACAAGAACCACCUUCUUUUGUGAAGAUACCUGAUCCCCAGGAAGUUUUGCCUGGAUCAAGUGUGACAUUCACCAGCUACAUCAAGGGCAGUACUCCCUUCAAAGUGACCUGGUUCCGAGGCAUCAGGGAGCUGAUGCCAGACAGCAACUGCUCCAUCUCUCUGGAUGAGUCUGUGGCACACCUGCAGCUGUACAAUGUGGAGCCAGGCCACAGCGGGGACUAUGCCUGUGUGGUCACAAAUGAUGCUGGCAGUGCCUCAUGCACAACCCAACUCUUUGUGAAAGAGCCUGCAGUCUUUAUGAAGAAAUUAAGUGAUUUCAGUGUGGAGCAGGGGAAGUCCAUUGUGCUGGAAAGCAGCUACAUAGGCACCCCUCCCAUCUCUGUCACCUGGAAAAGAAAUGGCACGCCCAUUGCUCAGUCUCCGCGCUGCAGUGUUACGACUACUGACAAAUCUGGCAUUCUUGAAAUUUUCAACAGCACCAAGAGCGAUGAAGGCGAAUACACCUGUGAGGUGGCAAAUGAGGCGGGUAGGGAUGUUUGCCGCAGCCUUGUAUCCAUCUUAGAACCACCCUAUUUUGUCACACACCUGGACCGCGUGGAGGUGAAGGUUGGCGAGCCCGUGAUCUUAAAAUGCCAGAUUGGUGGUGCACCAGAAAUCAAAGUGUCCUGGUACAAAGAUGACACCAAGCUCAGAUCAACACAGGCUUACAAAAUGCACUUCAAGAAUAAUGUGGCAACACUGGCGUUCUCCACCGUGGAGGACAGUGACAUCGGAGAAUAUAUCUGCAAAGCAGAAAAUAGCGUUGGCUUCGCCACCUCCACAGCUUUGCUUGUUGUUAAAGAACGUCAACUUCCCCCUACAUUUGCCAGAAAACUGAAAGAUAUUCAGGAGGUGGUUGGUGCCCCAGUGACAUUUGAUUGCCGCAUAAAUGGCUCAGAGCCUAUCCAAGUGUCUUGGUACAAGGAUGGGGUUCUCUUAAGCGACAGUGAUAACAUGCAGUCAGCCUUCUUAAAUAAUGUUGCGACUCUUCAGAUCUUGCAAACUAAUAUGGCUUACUGUGGCCAAUACACUUGCUCAGCCCAAAAUGCUCUGGGGACUGCAUCUUCCAGCGCCAAACUUCUCCUCACAGAACAUCUACAACCUCCUUUCUUUGACAUCAAGCCAGUAUCUAUCGAUGUGGCACUAGGAGAAAGUGCAACCUUUAAGUGCCACAUGACUGGCUCUGCUCCCAUGAGGAUUAGUUGGACCAGAGACAACAGAGAGAUCCGGCCAGGUGGCAACUACAAGAUGACGCUUGUGGAAAACACGGCCAGCUUGACAGUCCUAAAAGUCGGUAAAGGGGAUGCUGGACUCUACACAUGUACUGCCAGCAAUAGUGUUGGAAAGGACGCAUGCACAGCUCAGCUGGCUGUACAAGAACCACCAAGGUUUAUUAAGAAACUAGACUCCUCAAGACUUGUGAAACAGCAUGAUUCCACUAAGUAUGAAUGCAAAAUAGGGGGAUCUCCAGAAAUCAAAGUCACCUGGUACAAAGGUGAAACCAAGAUCCAUCCCAGUGAGAAAUACAGAAUGUCCUUUGUGGAUUCGGUGGCAGUCAUUGAAAUGGACAGCCUCAGUAUUGAAGACAGUGGUGACUACACUUGUGAAGCUCAGAACCCAGCGGGUACUGCAAGCACCAGUACCUCACUGAAAGUAAAAGCACCUCCCAUUUUUACCAAGAAGCCCCAUCCAGUCCAGACCUUAAAAGGGUCAGAUGUUCACCUGGAAUGUGAGCUUCAGGGCACUCCUCCAUUCCAGAUUUCUUGGUAUAAAGACAAACGAGAAAUUCGGAGCAGCAAGAAGUAUAAGGUCAUGUCCGAGAAUUACCUAGCUAGUAUUCACAUUCUUAGCGUGGAUACUGCAGAUGUUGGUGAAUAUCACUGUAAAGCUGUAAAUGAUGUGGGAAGUGACUCCUGUAUUGGCUCUGUAACACUAAGAGCACCACCAACCUUUGUAAAGAAGCUGAGUGAUCUCACUGUCGUAGUUGGAGAGUCGAUUGAACUGCAGGCUGCAGUAAAAGGAUCACAGCCCAUUUCUGUCCUGUGGUUAAAAGACAAAGGAGAAAUCAUUAGAGAAAGCGAUAAUCUUUGGAUCUCCUACUCAGAAAACAUUGCAACUAUGAGGAUUGGAAACGCAGAACCAGCCAAUGCAGGGAAAUACGUUUGUCAGAUAAAAAAUGAUGCUGGAGUUCAGGAAUGCUUUGCCACACUGACAGUGCUAGAACCUGCAGUCAUUGUAGAGAAGCCAGGUCCAGUCAAAGUUACAGCUGGAGACUCUUGUACUCUGGAAUGCACAGUAGACGGCACACCAGAGCUUACUGCUAGGUGGCUUAAGGAUGGGAAUGAACUGUCCACUGACCAUAAAUAUAAAAUCAGUUUCUUCAAUAAAGUGUCUGGGCUUAAGAUCCUCAAUGCAGGACUAGAAGACAGUGGAGAAUAUACUUUUGAGGUGAAAAACAGUGUUGGUAAAAGCAGCUGCACAGCUUCAGUGCAUGUUUCAGAUCGUAUUAUACCUCCUUCUUUCACAAGAAAACUGAAAGAAACAUAUGGUCAGCUGGGUUCUUCUGCUGUACUGGAGUGUAAAGUUUAUGGGUCACCACCUAUUCUGGUUUCCUGGUUUCAUGAUGGGCAGGAGAUUACUAGUGGAGACAAGUAUCAGGCUACCCUUACAGACAAUACCUGUUCUCUGAAAGUGAAUGGACUUCAGGAAUCUGAUAUGGGAACUUAUCUGUGCACAGCUACUAAUGUAGCUGGGUCUGACGAAUGCAGCGCAUUCUUGAGCGUUAGAGAGCCACCAUCUUUUGUGAAGAAACCCGAACCACUGAAUGUUUUAUCUGGGGCAAACAUAACCUUUACAAGCAUCAUAAAAGGCUCCUCUCCAUUGGAAGUUAAAUGGUUUAGAGGUAGUGUUGAGCUAGUACCAGGACACAGAUGCAAUAUCACCUUGCAAGAUUCAAUUGCAGAACUGGAGCUGUUUGAUGUACACCCACUUCAGAGUGGAGACUACACCUGCCAGGUCUCUAAUGAGGCAGGGAAAAUUUCUUGCACAACACAUCUUUUUGUCAAAGAACCAGCCAAAUUUGUGAAGAAGGUUAAUGAUUUAAGUGUUGAGAAAGGAAAAAAUUUAAUCUUGGAAUGCACAUAUACGGGUACUCCACCAAUUUCAGUGACAUGGAAGAAAAAUGGAGUAAAAAUAAUGCACUCUGAAAAGUGUAGCAUCACCACUACAGAAACGUCUGCCAUACUGGAAAUCCCUAGCAGCAAACUAGAAGAUCAGGGGCAAUAUUCUUGUCAUAUUGAAAAUGAUUCUGGACAAGAUAAUUGUCAUGGUGCAAUCACAAUACUAGAACCACCUUACUUCAUUACACCUUUGGAGCCAGUGCAGGUUACUGUUGGGGAUUCUGCAUCCUUACAGUGCCAAGUUGCUGGAACACCAGAAAUGAUUGUAUCAUGGUACAAAGGUGAUACAAAGCUGAGAGGAAGUGCUACUGUGAAAAUGCAUUUUAAGAACCAAGUUGCCACUCUAGUUUUCAGCCAGGUAGACAGCAGUGACAGUGGGGAGUACAUCUGCAAAGUAGAAAACACUGUUGGGGAAGCUGCUUCAUCAUCUUUGCUGACAGUUCAAGAGCGUAAACUUCCUCCUUGUUUUACACGAAAAUUAAGAGAUGUUCAUGAAACUGUUGGCUUACCAGUUACAUUUGACUGCGGCAUUGCUGGUUCAGAACCUAUUGAAGUAUCUUGGUUUAAAGACGGUGUACGUGUAAAAGAGGACUAUAAUGUUCACACAUCCUUCGUAGACAAUGUAGCGACUCUCCGUAUUUUGAAGACAGAUAGGAGCCUUAUUGGGCAAUAUACCUGCACAGCCACCAAUGCAAUUGGGACUGCUUCUUCUAGUGGCAGGCUUGUCCUUACAGAGGGGAAGACUCCUCCGUUCUUUGAUAUCCCAAUUACACCUGUGGAUGGUAUUAUUGGAGAAAGUGCUGACUUUGAGUGUCACAUUUCUGGAACACAGCCUAUUAGAGUCACUUGGGCAAAAGAUAACCAAGAGAUUAGAACAGGACGAAACUACCAGAUCAGUUAUGUAGACAACACAGCCCACUUGACCAUCUUGAGAGUUGACAGGGGAGACUCUGGAAAGUAUACAUGCUAUGCUAGCAAUGAAGUUGGAAAGGACUCUUGCACAGCUCAGCUGACUGUUAAAGAACGAAAAACUCCACCUACUUUUACUAAGAAACUGUCUGAAGCAGUAGAAGAAACAGAAGGGAAUGAACUUAAACUUGAGGGCCGUGUUUCUGGCUCUCAGCCUUUGACUGUUGCUUGGUAUAAAAACAACCAGGAAGUUCAUUCAAGCCCUCACUGUGAAAUAUCUUUCAAAAAUAAUACCUUACUUUUGCAUAUAAAGAAUGUAGAGCAAUCAGAUGCUGGUUUAUAUACCUGUAAAGUGUCCAAUGAAGCAGGAAGUGUGUUGUGUACGGCUUCUGUUGUUAUCAGAGAACCUAAAAAGCCUCCAGUUUUUGACCAGCCUCUUCAGCCAGCAGCAGCAGCAGAAGGUGAUACCCUUCAGCUCAGCUGCCACGUUCAAGGAUCGCAGCCAAUCCGGAUUCAGUGGCUGAAGGCAGGGAGAGAAAUAAGAGCUUCAGACAGAUGCAACUUCAGCUUUGCUAAUGGAGUAGCUCUUCUGGAACUUGCUGCAGUUAACAAAUCCGAUUCAGGAGAAUAUGUAUGCAAAGCUUCAAAUGCAGCUGGCACUGAUACUUGCAAAUCUAAAGUGACAGUUAAAGAAAAACCAGCAGUUGCACCAGUAGCUAAGAAAGCAGAAUUGGAAGGAAAACUUUAUUUUGUGUCAGAGCCUCAGAGUAUCAAAGUUAUGGAAAAAACUGUUGCAACAUUUAUUGCAAAAGUUGGAGGAGACCCAAUUCCAAAUGUUAAAUGGAUGAAGGGAAAAUGGAGGCAACUCAACCAGGGAGGUCGCAUUAUAAUCCAGCAGAGGGGAGAUGAAGCAAAACUAGUAAUAAAGGAUGCAAUAAAAACUGAUUCUGGCAUGUACAAAUGUGUAGCUUUUAACCAACAUGGUGAAAUUGAGAGGAGUGUAAACCUACAAGUUGAAGAAAGAAAGAAAGAAGUUGUUGAAGGGGAUCUCAGGGCAAAACUAAAAAGCACUCCCACAAAAAGGAAGGAAGAAGAGGAAGAGCAACCCAUUGAUAUCUUGGAACUUCUCAAAAAUGUAGAUCCCAAAGAAUAUGAGAAAUAUGCUCGCAUGUAUGGAAUUACAGAUUUCCGUGGCCUUCUGCAAGCCUUUGAGUUACUAAAGCAAACCCAAGCAGAAGAAAGCCAUAGAUUGGAAAUUGAGCUUACAGAAAAAGCUCGAAGAGAAGAUCAGGAGUUUGAUGAACUUGUAGCUUUUAUUCAGCAACGACUCUCACAGACAGAGCCUAUUACUCUGAUCAGAGACAUUGAAAAUCAGAUGGUUUUAACGGAUGAGGAUGCUAUCUUUGAAUGUGAGAUUAAAAUUAACUAUCCGGAAAUUAAACUUUCAUGGUAUAAAGGAACCCAGAAACUGGAUUCCAAUGACAAAUACGAAAUUACAAUUGAUGGUGAUCGCCACAUACUGAGAAUCAGGAACUGCCAACUUGAAGAUCAGGGAAAUUUCAGAAUAGUGUGUGGACCACAUAUUGCCAGUGCCAGGCUAACUGUGAUUGAACCUGCAGUUGAACGGCAUCUUCAUGACACCACUUUCAAGGAAGGAAACACAUGCACGCUGUCUUGUCAGUUCUCUAUCCCAAAUGCCAAGUCUCAGUGGUAUAGAAAUGGGAGACCCGUUAAGAUAGGAGGGAGAUACUCAACACAAAUCUCUGACAAAGUACACAAACUCAUCAUCAAGGAUGUUAGAACAGAAGACCAGGGACAGUAUACCUGCAAGCUUGACAAUCUAGAAACAACUGCAGAUCUGGCCAUUGAAGCGGAACCAAUUCAGUUCACAAAGAGCAUACAGAACAUUGUAGUGAGUGAACACCAGUCUGCAACCUUUGAGUGUGAGGUGUCUUUUGAUGAUGCAGUUGUGACAUGGUAUAAAGGCCCCACUGAACUGAAAGAGAGCCCCAAGUACAGCUUCAGAAGUGAAGGUCGCUGUCAUUAUAUGACUAUUCACAAUGUUACUGCAGAAGAUGAAGGUGUAUAUUCUGUAAUUGCUCGUCUUGAACCAAGAGGAGAAGCAAGAAGCACUGCAGAGCUCUAUCUGGUAACCAAAGAAAUCAAACUGGAGUUGAAGCCACCAGAUGUUCCUGAUGCCAAGGUUGCAGUUCCACCUCAAAAACCAGCUGAAGCUGCCCCUAUUCCUAUUCUUCUGCCUCUUGUUCCACCACCAGAGGAGAAAAAGCCAGCAGAAAAAAAGGUUCCAGUAAAGAAAGUCUCCAAAAAGGUGGUUAAAAAAGGUCCUGAAGAAGCUCUACCACCUAAAGUUCCUGAGGUGCUGCCAGAGAAGCCCAAAGAGAUCAAAAUAGCAUCCAUGGCAAGGAGAGAAGAGAUUCAUGAAGAAAAGAAGGAAAUAUAUGAAAAGCCUAGAGAAACUUAUGAAGAAUGGGAAGAAGACUAUGGAGAAGACCAUGAGUAUUAUGUCAAGGAAGAAGGCUAUGAUGAAGGCGAAGAGGAAUGGGAAGAAGCUUAUGAGAAAAGAGAAGUGACUUAUGAAGAAAAACGAGUCAUUCAUGAGGAAGUGGUUGAAGUUCCUAAGAAGCCUGUGCCUGAGCGAAAACCACCAGCAGUUACAGCUGAAAAGAAGGAAAAGAAAGAAGUAACAGUUCGUAAAGUUGUCAAGAAACCUGUUGAUGAAAAAGUGGAGAUAAUCACUCAGAGGGCUGCAGAAGAAAAAGUCAAACGGGCUGAGGUUACCAAGAAAGUUCUACCACCAAAACCUACACCAGUGAUCAUUGAGGAAAAAGUUAUGAGAAAGGAAGUACCGACAGUAGAAACAUGGACUGUUUCAGAAGAAAAGAUGUCGGUUUCUGUCCACAGAGAAGAAGAGUAUUCAUAUGUCACAGAGCCAACAGAGCAUGAGAAAACAGUUGAAGAAAGAUUCUUUGAAGCUGUUUACCCAAUUGAAGCACAUGAAGAAGUUGAAGAGGAAGAGGAGGAAGAAGAAGUCAUUUCUACAGAACUGGAGAUCCCUCAUGUUGAAGUGCCUGAGAUACCAGUGAGGCAUGUUCCAGAAGAAAGAAAGCCUGUUCCUGUCCCUAAAAAAGAAGCUCCACCAGCUAAAGUGCCUGAAGUCCCUACGAAACCUGUUCCAGAAAAGAAAGUUGCUGUUGCUAAAAAGGACGUGGCUCCCCCAGCAAAAGUUCCUGAAGUGCCUAAAAGGACUGUGCCUGAAGAAAAAGUACACGUUCCUGUUCCCAAAGAACCACCACGUGCCAAAGUGCCAGAGGUGCCUAAGAGAGCUCCCCCAGAGAAAAAAAUUGCUGUUCCUAAAAGAGAGGAAAUUCCAUUACCUACAGAGCCAGAAGUACCUAAAAAACCAGCUCCUGAAGAAAAAAUACCACAUGUUCCUAAAGUAGAAGAAGCUCCACCUGCAAAAGUUCCUAAGAAACCUAUCCCUAAAGAAAAAGUAUCUCCUGCUGUUCCUAAAAAAAUGGAGGCUCCUCCAGCUAAAGUGCCUGAAGUGCAGAAGAAAGCUGCUUUUGAAGAAAGAGUACAUAUCACAGAAGAAAGAAUAUCUGUUGCCAUUCCAGAGGAAAUCCCACUACCUGAAGAACCUUCAGUUGAAGAAUGGGCUGAAGAAGAAAUGGAGGAAGUGUCUAUUUCCAUUCACAGAAAAGAGAUCUCUGAAGUGUCUGAAGAAGAGUCUUACUACAUAGAGGAGAGGGUAACUGUUCCUAAAAGAGAGGAAGUCCCACCCACUAAAGUGCCUGAGAAACAUAGGAGAGUUGCUCCUGAACCAAAAGUUCCAGCUGCCCUGAAGGAAGCUCCAGGAGUUAAAGUUCCUGAAGUUCAUAAGAAAACAGUUCCUAAAGAGAAGGUACCUGUCCCUGUGCCUAAAAAAAUGGAGGCUCCAUCAGCAAGAGAACCUGCAGAAGAAUGGGUGCCCACUUUUGAGAUAGAAGUUGAAGAACGUCCAUCAACCAAAGUGACUGAAGCGCACAGAAAAAUCAUCACAGAAGAAAAAGUUGCAGUUGCUAAAAAAGAGGAGGCUCCACCAAAAAGAGUGCCCGAAGUACGCAAGACAGUUGUCCGAAAAGAAAAAGUGUAUGUUGAAGUUCCUCAGUAUGAAGAGGAAGAAGAGAUUCCAAAAUACGAAGAGGAAGAAGCCACCAGAUAUGAGAAGGAAGUAAUCCAUUACAAAGAAGUCCACCAUUAUGAAGAAGUUAGUCAUUAUGAGGAUGAAGUUCCUCAGUAUGAAGAAGUUCCUCAAUAUGAAGAGGAAGAAGUCACCAGUUAUGAAGAAGAAGCAGCUUAUUAUGAAGAGGAAGUUCCUGAAUAUGAGGAGGAAGAGUCAGAAGUUCCCCAGUAUGAAGAGGAGGCUCCCUCACCAGUUAGAGUUCCUGAGGUUCCCAGGAAGCCUGUUCCAGAGGAAAAAAUACCUGUUCUGAAGAAAAAAGAAGCUCCUCCAGCAAAAGUGCCUGAGGUGCCAAAGAAACCUGUACCUGAAAGGAAAGUCCAAGUGCCGAAGAAGGAAGCUCCCCCAGCUAAAGUUCCAGAAGUGCCAAAGAAACCUGUGCCAGAAGAGAAAGUUCCUGUUCCUGUACCAAAAAAGAAGGAACUUCCGCCAGCCAAAGUGCCUGAAGUAACAAAGAAACCUGUGCCAGAAGAGAAGGUACUUGUUCCAGUGCCUAAAAAAGUGGAAGAACCUCCACCAGCCAAAGUGCCUGAAGUGCCCAAGAAAGUUCCAGAAAAGAAAGUACCAGUCUCUGUACAUAAAAAGCCAGAACCUCCACCAGACAAAGUUUCUGAUGUUGUGUUGAAGUUUUCUACAAUUAAAUAUACUAUCUUUGAAGUGCCAGACAUACCAAGACCUCCUCCUGAAGAAGUACCUGGUUUUGUUCCUGAAGAAGAAGAGGAGGAAGAGGAAACUGUGCCAGAGAUACCAGCAAAAGUGCCAGAGGUGCCCAAGAGAGCUGUCCCAGAAGAAAAAGUACCUGUUGCAGUUCCUAAAGUAAAGAAAAUUCCACCAGCUAAAGUGCCUGAGGUGGCCAAGAAAGUUGUGCCUGAAGAAAAGGUUCCUGUUUUUGUUCCUGAGGAAGAAGAGGAGACUAUUCCAGAGGAAACUAUACUAGCCAAAGUUUUUAAAACAUGUUUGCAAAAUAAUAUCUUUAAAGAGCCAGAGAUUCCUAAGAAACCUGUCCCAAAAGAAAAAAUACCUGUACCCACUCCCGAGAAACUGGAGCUUCCUCCAGCAAAAGUGCCUGAAAUACCUAAGAAACCUGUUCCUGAAGAGAAAGAACCUGUUCCUAAAAAGGUGCCAGCUCCACCAGCCAAAGAAAUCCAUGUCUUUAAAGUCCCUGAGGUGCGUAAAAAGGCUGUUGCAGAAGAGAAAGUGCCAGCUGUUGUGCCUAAACCCAAAGAACCAACACCAACUAAAGUGCCAGAAGUAUCCAAGAAACUUGUCUGGAAAGAAAAAAUCCCUACUCCUGCUCCUGUGGUGGAGAAGUAUGAAUAUGCAUAUGAAGAGUACGAGAAGUACGAGACAUACGAAAGUAUUGAAGAGUUUGAGAAGGUUCAGGAAACUGAAGAAAUUGAGGCAUAUGAGGAACCUGAAGAACCUGAGAGAUAUAAGGAGAUUCAGGAACAGGAAUAUGAAGAGGAGGCUGAGGAGAAAGAAGAUGUCUAUGAAAAGUAUGAGUUUAAGGAGAAGGAAGAGACCUAUGAGAAAUAUGAGGAGAUAUAUGAGGAGGCUUACGAAAUCGAACCAGCUAUAGUGCCUGAGGUGCCUAAAAGACCCCUACCAGAAGAAAAAGUACCUGUUCCUGUUCCUAAAAAAGAAGCUCCUCCAGCUAAAGCGCCAGCAGUGCUGAAGAAACCUGUUCCAAAAGAAAAAGUACUUCCUGGUGUUCCUAAGAAGGAAAUUACUCCACCAGCUAAAGGAAGUCCUAAAAGUAAAUUGUAUCUUAAAGGGCCAGCUAUUCUCAAAAGAACUGUCCCUGAAGAAAAGAAACCUGCACAUACACCUGAAAUAGACGUUCCACCAAUGAAAGAGCCUGAAGUUUACGGGGAAGUUCCAGAAGAAGAAAAGGUCCCUAUUAUUAUUCCUAGUGAACCAGAAGCUCCAGCAGCUAAAGUUCCUGAAGUUCCAAAGAAAACUGUCCGCAAAGAAAGAAUACCUGCUGCUCUACCUAAAGAGGAAGCUUCACACCAUAAAGUACAUGACGUUUAUGAGGAGAUGCACAUAGAAGAAGAAAUUUCUACGGUUCAUAUAAAAGAGGAGACUCCAGCACCUAGAGUGCCCACAGUCAUUAAGAAAGCUGUUCCAGAAGAAAAAGUGCCUAUCAUUGUGCCUAAAGAACCAGAACCUACUCCUGUGCUUAAAAGAUCAGAGUCUCCACCAUCUAAAGUCACAAAAUUAAAAUCAGUAAAUAUCUUUCAAGUGCCUGAAUUGCCCAAGAUAACUAUUCCUGAAGAGAAACCUGUCCGUCUGCCUAAAAAGCCAGAAGCUCCACCUGCCAAAGUGCCAGAGGUGCCCCAGAAAAUUCCAGAAGAGAAAGUACCCAUUGCUGUGCUUAGAAAACCGGAACCACCUCCAGUCAAAGUGCCUGAAGCACCCAAGGAAAUAGUUGUAGAAGAGAAAAUCAAAGUUGCUGUGCCUAAAAAGCCUGAAGUACCACCAGCUAAAGUGCCAGAAGUGCCCAAGAAAGUGCCAGAUGAGAAAAUACCGGUUGCUGAGCCUAAAAAACCAGCAGUUCCACCAGCUAAAGUGCCUGAGGUACCAAAGAAGGUGGUCCCAGAAGAGGUUUCAGUUAAAGUACCAAAGAAACCAGAACCUGCACCAACUAAAGCACCUGAGAUGCCCAAGAAAGUGGUAUCAGAAGAAAAAGUGCACAUACAAGUUCCUAAAAAACCAGAACGUCCACCUCCUAAAGAACCUGAGGUGCCGAAGAAAGUUGUUCCAGAAAAGAAAAUACCUGUGUCUAAAAUACCAGAACCUGAGGUUGUGCCUAAAGAACCAGAACCUGUCGUUGUCCCAGAACCAGAGGCUGCACCUGAAGAACCAGAACCUCUACCAGAGAAAGCACCAGAACCUGAAAAGAAGAUCCCCGAAAAGCGAAAACCACGACCACCUUCUCCACCAAAAGAAGAUAUUAAAUUGGCAAAAGAACUACUUAAAGCUCCUGAAUCAAGGAAGAAAGUUGUGACUGCAAAACCUGGUGAACCUCCAAAAUUGGAACCCCCUCCUGCUAAAGUGCCUGGACUUGUGAAGAAACCUCGCAGAGUAAUUCCUGAAGUUACUCCUCCACCAAAAGAAGAAGUUGUUUUGAAAAGAGUUCUUAAAAAGAAAUCAGAAGAGGAAGAACCUAAACCAGAAAAAGAACCUAAACCAGAAGUUAAACCAGUACCUACACCAGUGGAGAAAAUUAAGAAACCUGAAGUCCCAGAAGUUCCUAAGAAGAAAAUUGAGAUACCUGUAAUAAAAAAAGAAGAGAAACAUGUGCCUGAACCACCAAAAGAACCUAAGCAAGCAACUAUCCCACUUCCUGGGCCUGAACCUAAACCUGUGGUCGCUCUAAAAUCUCCAAAACCAGCAGCAGAACCAGCACCAGCUGUUACUACUCCAGUGACAGUCCCAGUGGUUGGAAAGAAAGCAGAGGCCAAGCCACCAAAAGAAGAAACCCCGAAGGGUAUCAGUCCAGUCAAAGCCAAGAAGACACCUUCACCAGCAGAUGCAGAAAGAAGGAAACUCAGGCCAGGCAGUGGAGGUGAAAAACCUCCUGAAGAGCCUCCAUUCACUUACCAACUCAAAGCUGUACCACUGAAGUUUGUCAAGGAGAUGAAAGAUAUAGUGCUAACAGAAGCUGAAUCUGUUGGGUCUUCUGCAAUCUUUGAAGUCCUUAUUUCACCAUCCACUGCAAUUACCAGCUGGAUGAAAGACGGAAGUAACAUCCGAGAGAGCCCAAAACACAAGUUUAUUGCUGAUGGCAAAGACAGGAAGCUGCAUAUUAUUGAUGUUCAACUGUCAGAUGCUGGUGAAUAUACUUGUGUAUUACGACUGGGGAACAAAGAGAAGACCUCUACAGCCAAACUCAUUGUUGAAGCACUCCCAGUGCGGUUUGUGAAAACUCUUGAAGAAGAAGUUACUGUGGUUAAAGGCCAGCCACUGUACUUGACAUGUGAGCUUAACAAAGAAAGAAGUGUCGUCUGGAGGAAGGAUGGGAAGAUCAUCAAAGAUAAACCUGGGAAAUUUGCUCUGGGCAUUAUUGGUUUGUCACAUUCCCUCACGAUCAUUGAUUCAGAUGAUGCUGAUGCUGGCACUUACUCUGUUACUGUUGAAGACUCUGAGCUGUCAUGCUCGUCUUGUGUUAAGGUAGUAGAAGUGAUAAGAGACUGGUUAGUAAAACCCAUAAGAGACCAGCAUGUGAAACCAAAAGGAACAGCUAUUUUCACCUGUGACAUUGUCAAGGAUACACCAAACAUCAAAUGGUUUAAAGGAGAUGAGGAAAUCCCUGCUGAACCAACUGACAAGACAGAAAUCUUGAAAGAAGGAAAUAAAAUUUUCCUGAAAAUCAAGAAUGCUGGCCCUGCUGACGUUGGGGAAUAUUCAGUGGAAGUUGAAGGUCGCAGAUACCCAGCUAAACUGACCCUUGGUGAACGUGAAGUUCAACUUCUGAAGCCAUUAGAGGAUGUUACAGUUUAUGAGAAAGAAACAGCAAACUUUGAUACAGAAAUAUCUGAGGAUGAUAUUCCUGGGGAAUGGAAGCUGAAAGGAGAAAUCCUGAGACCCUCACCUACGUGUGAAAUCAAAGCUGAAGGAGGAAAACGCUUCCUAACCUUGCACAAAGUCAAGUUAGAGCAAGCUGGUGAAGUUCUUUACCAGGCACUUAAUGCAUUUACUACAGCUAUUCUGACAGUUAAAGAAAUUGAACUGGACUUUGCUGUGCCCCUAAAAGAUGUCACUGUUCCUGAGAGGCGCCAGGCAAGGUUCGAAUGCGUCCUUACCAGAGAAGCCAAUGUCAUAUGGUCUAAGGGCACUGAUAUACUCAAGAUUGGAGAAAAAUUUGACAUCAUUGCAGAUGGAAAGAAGCAUAUUCUUGUAAUCAAUGAUUCUCAGUUUGAUGAUGAGGGAGAAUACACUGCUGAAGUUGAUGGCAAGAAGAGCACAGCAAGACUGUUUGUGGAAGGUGUGAGGCUGAAGUUCAUUUCACCUCUUCAGGAUCAAACAGUGAAAGAAGGGGAAACGGCUCACUUUCAGUUUGAGCUUUCUCAUGAAGGCAUGCUAGUGAAAUGGUAUAAAAAUGACAAGAGACUCCACACUAGCAGAACAGUCUUUAUUACUUCAGAAGGCAAAGUUCAUAAACUAGAAAUGAGAGAAGUAACACUUGAUGAUAUCUCCGAAAUAAAGGCCGUGGUCAAGGACUUGAACACACAAGCAAACCUCAAAGUCUUAGAGGCCGAUCCAUAUUUCACUGUGAAAUUACAAGACUAUAGUGCUGUGGAGAAAGAUGAUAUUACUCUGGAAUGUGAACUUAGCAAAGAUGUGCCAGUAAAAUGGUACAAAGAUGGUGAAGAACUAGUAGCUUCCAACAGAGUUUCCAUAAAAUCGGAUGGCUUGCGCCGUAUCCUGAUAAUCAAGAAGGCUGCAGAGAGUGAUAAGGGUGUUUAUGAGUGUGACUGUGGAACUGACAAGACAAGUGCUAAUGUCAGCGUUGAGCCUCGCUUAAUUAAAGUGGAGCGCCCGCUGUAUGGAGUGGAAGUGUUUGUUGGUGAAACAGCACGUUUUGAAAUCGAAAUUUCUGAGCCUGAUGUCCAUCCUAUAUGGAAGCUAAAGGGAGAAACCCUAACACCUUCACCUGAUUGUGAAAUCAUUGAAGACGGGAAGAAGCAUACUCUUAUCCUUCAUAACUGCAAACUUGAUAUGACUGGAGAAGUAUCCUUCCAAGCUGCUAAUGCUAAAAGUGCUGCUAACCUGAAAGUGAAAGAAUUGCCUCUCAUCUUUAUCACUCCACUAAGUGAUGUGAAGGUCUUUGAAAAAGAUGAAGCCAAGUUUGAAUGUGAGGUGUCCAGAGAACCCAAGACUUUCCGCUGGUUGAAAGGAACACAAGAGAUCACUCCUGAUGAAAGAUUUGAAAUUAUUUCAGAUGGAACAAAACAUGCUUUGAUUAUUAAAUCUGUUUUGUUUGAGGAUGAAGCUAAAUACAUGUUUGAGGCUGAGGAUAAGAGAACAAGUGCCAAGCUAAUUAUUGAAGGUAUCCGCCUGAAAUUCCUUACUCCUCUCAAGGAUGUAACAAAAAAGGAGCGAGAAACUGCAGUGUUCACUGUGGAACUCUCCCAUGAAAAUAUCCCUGUUGUCUGGUUCAAGAAUGACCAGCGAUUACAUACCAGCAAAGUGGUUUCAAUGACAGAUGAUGGCAAAUUCCAUACACUCACAAUUAAAGAUCUUACUAUUGAUGAUACUUCUCAGAUUAGAGUGGAAGCUAUGGACAAAUCCUCAGAAGCUAAACUCACUGUUCUUGAGGGAGACCCUUACUUCACUGGGAAGCUGCAAGAUUAUACUGCUGUAGAGAAAGAUGAAGUAAUCUUACAAUGUGAAAUCAGCAAAGCAGAUGCCCCAGUGAAAUGGAUGAAGGAUGGCAAACCAAUUACUCCAUCAAAGAAUGUUGUUAUUAAGGCUGAUGGUAAAAAGAGAAUCCUUAUCCUCAAGAAAGCUUUGAAGAAAGACAUUGGACAGUACACUUGUGACUGUGGUACUGAUCAAACCUCUGCUAAACUCAAUAUUGAAGACCGGGAUAUUGAGAUUAUACGUCCAUUAUACAGUGUGGAGGUGAUUGAGACAGAGACUGCCCGUUUUGAUAUUGAAAUCUCUGAGGAAGGUGUCCAUGGCAACUGGAAGCUAAAAGGAGAACCCCUGACUGAAUCAGCCGAAUGUGAAAUCAAGGAGGAAGGCAAAAAGCACUUCCUCACACUGUACAAUGUACGCUUAGAUCAAGCUGGUGGAGUAGAUUUCCAAGCAGCAAAUGCCAAAUCUGGUGCUCACCUUCGAGUGAAACCUCGGGUAAUUGGCUUGCUGAGACCCCUCAAGGAUGUAACAGUGACAGCUGGGGAAUCAGCAACCUUCGAUUGUGAACUCUCUUAUGAAGGAAUCCCAGUAGAGUGGUUCCUGCAAGGAAAGAAACUGGAGCCCAGUGAUAAGGUCAUGACACGUGCUGAAGGGAGAGUUCACACACUUAUUCUUAGAGACGUCAAGUUAACAGAUGCGGGAGAGGUAUCACUGACAGCAAAAGAUUUCAGAACUCAAGCAAAUCUUUUUGUGAAAGAACCCCCAGUUGAAUUUACUAAACCACUCGAGGACCAGACUGUUGAAGAGGAGGCCACUGCAAUACUGGAAUGUGAAGUUUCCAGGGAAAAUGCAAAAGUUAAAUGGUUCAAAAACGGAGAAGAAAUUCACAAAACAAAGAAGUAUGAUAUUAUUUCUGAUGGCAGGGUCAGAAAACUCAUUAUCCAUGGCUGCACACUGGAUGAUGCUAAAACAUACACAUGUGAUGCUAAGGAUUUUAAGACAUCAUGUUUUCUCAAUGUAGAACCUAUUCGUGUUGAGUUCCUGAGACCCCUAACUGACCUUGAAGUUAAAGAAAAAGAAUCUGCUCGGUUUGAAUGUGAAAUUUCCCGUCCAGGUGUCAAGGUGAAGUGGUUUAAGGAUGGCAUUGAAAUUAGAAAAGGCAAAAAGUAUGACAUAAUUUCCAAAGGUAGAGAACACAUUCUCGUUGUCAGUAAAUGUGUCUUCGAUGAUGAAGCUGAAUAUGCCUGUGAAGCAAAAACAGCUCGGACUUCAGGCCUACUUACAGUGAUAGAGGAAGAGGCUGUUUUCACAAAAAAUCUUCAUGAUCUUGAAGUAAAUGAAAAUGACACUGUAAAAUUGAUCUGUGAAGUUUCAAAGCCUAAUGCUGAAGUUACUUGGUUUAAAGGAGAUGAGGAGGUGCCUGAUGGUGGUAGAUUUGAACACAUUUCUGAUGGCCGAAAGAGAAUUCUUCUCAUACGUAAUGCUCAUCCUGAAGAUGCUGGCAAAUAUACUUGCAAGCUCCCAAGUUCUAGUACAACAGGAAAACUUACUGUACAUGAACUUGCAGCAGAAUUUCUUACCAGACCACAAAAUCUUGAGGUGCUUGAAGGAGACAAAGCUGAAUUUGUCUGUUCAGUAUCCAAAGAGGCAAUUACAGUACAGUGGCUGAGGGGUGACACAGUCCUGGAGCCUGGUGAUAAGUACGACAUCAUUUCAGAUGGCAAAAAGAGAACACUUGUGGUUAAAGACUCUAUUCUAGGAGAUGCAGGAAAGUAUACUGUCAUGGUUGGUGAAGCUAAAGCUACAGCACGCUUAACAGUGAUUGAAAAACUCAGGAUUAUAACUCCCCUUAAGGACCAAGAAGUUAAUGAGGGUCAAGAAAUUAUCUUCAACUGCGAAGUCAAUAAAGAAGGUGCCAAAGAGAAGUGGUACAAAAACGAUGAAGCAAUAUUUGAUAGUGCAAAAUACAUUAUUGUCCAGAAGGAUUUAGUUUACACUCUCAGAAUCAGAGAUGCACAACUGAAAGAUCAAGCGACCUAUACCAUCUCACUGUCAAACCAGAGAGGUGAACACGUCAAAAGCUCUGCUGCCUUAACAGUAUUAGAGGAGGAUCUCAGAAUUGUUGAGCCCCUUGAAGACAUUGAGACCAUGGAAAAGAAAACUGUCACAUUCUGGUGCAAAGUCAAUCGCCUCAAUGCAACCCUCAAAUGGACAAAGAAUGGUGAAGAGAUCACGUUCAACAAGCGCAUUUUGUACAAAAUUGAUAAAUACAAACACUCACUCAUCAUUAAAGACUGUGGAUUUAUAGAUGAAGGUGAAUACACUGUUACUGCUGGACAAGACAAAUCUGUUGCAGAGCUUCUUAUCACAGAAGCACCAGCAGACUUCAUUGAACAUCUCCGGGACCAGACCGUCACUGAAUUUGAUGAUGCUGUCUUUACAUGCCAGCUUUCCAAAGAGAAAGCCAGUGUAAGAUGGUACCGAAAUGGAAGAGAAAUCAAAGAAGGCAAAAAAUACCAGUUUGAAAAGGAUGGAAAUCUGCACAGAUUAAUCAUAAAAGACUGUAGAUUAGAUGAUGAGUGUGAAUAUUCUUGUGGAGUGGAUGACAGGAAAUCUAGGGCAAGACUUUUUGUUGAAGAAAUCCCUGUUGAGAUCAUCCGACCACCACAAGAUAUUUAUGAAGCUCCUGGUGCAGAUGUCAUCUUCAUGGCGGAGUUGAACAAAGAUGGUGUGGAGGUCAAGUGGUUGAGAAAUAACAUGAUUAUCGUCCAAGGUGACAAACAUCAGAUGAUGAGUGAAGGAAAGGUUCACAGGCUGCAGGUGUGUGAGAUAAAGCCCCGUGACCAAGGGGAAUACAGAUUUAUUGCCAAAGAUAAGGAAGCUAGAGCUAAGCUUGAAUUAGCUGCUGCUCCUAGAAUCAAGACUGGUGAUCAAAAUCUUGUGGUUGAUGUUGGGAAGCCUUUAACUAUGACUGUCCCAUAUGAUGCUUACCCAAGAGCAGAAGCUGAAUGGUUGAAAGGGGAGGAAAAUCUGCCCACAACAACUGUUGAUACAACAACAGACUGCACUACCUUCAAAAUUUACGCAGCAAAGAAAUCAGAUAAGGGAAGGUACAAGGUUAUACUUCGAAACAAACAUGGCCAGGCAGAAGCAUUCAUCAAUGUAGAUGUCAUUGAUGUCCCGGGUCCAGUUAGAAACUUGGAAGUCACUGAAACAUAUGAUGGUGAAGUUGGCCUUGCCUGGCAAGAACCAGAAAGUGAUGGUGGAAGUAAAAUAAUAGGCUACGUCAUUGAAAGACGUGAUAUCAAGCGUAAGACCUGGAUUAUGGUCACUGAUCGUGCUGAAAAUUGUGAAUACACCGUUACUGGACUUCAAAAAGGAGGAGUUGAGUACCUCUUCCGUGUUAGUGCACGGAACAGAGUGGGCACUGGUGAGCCAGUGGAAACAGAGACACCUGUGGAAGCUAGGAGCAAAUUUGAUGUUCCUGGUCCUCCUCAAAAUGUAGAAGUUACUGAUGUGAACAGGUUUGGAGCUACACUUACCUGGGAACCACCUGAGUAUGAUGGAGGAUCUCCAAUUACUGGUUAUGUUAUUGAGCUGCGUAACAGAGCUUCGAUCAAAUGGGAGCCAACUAUGACCACUGGAGCUGAUGAACUGUCAGCUGUCCUGACUGAUGUUGUGGAAAAUGAAGAGUAUUUCUUCAGAGUAAGAGCUCAAAACAUGGUUGGAGUUGGCAAACCAAGUCCUGCUACACGUGCAGUAAAAAUUAUGGACCCAAUCGAGAGACCGAGUCCUCCCAUUAAUCUUGAUCAUUCAGAUCAAACUAAGUCAUCAGUGCAGCUCACAUGGGAACCUCCUCUCAAAGAUGGAGGAAGUCCAGUCUUAGGCUAUAUUGUUGAAAGGCAAGAAGAAGGAACAGACAAGUGGAUUCGCUGUAAUCCAAAACUAGUACCUGCUCUUACUUUUAAGGUAUCUGGAUUGAAGCCAGGAUCCAGCUAUUACUACAGAGUCUCAGCAGAAAAUGCAGCUGGUGUGUCUGACCCAGCGGAGGCUAUUGGUCCAUUAACUGCAGAUGAUACUUUUGUUGGACCUACAAUGGACCUAAGUGCAUUUAAAGACGGGCUGGAAGUUAUUGUUCCAGAGCCAAUCAAGAUCCGUGUUCCUAUCACUGGCUACCCUGUGCCAACUGCCACAUGGUCCUUUGGUGACCAAGUCUUAGAACAGGGUGAUCGUGUAACAAUGAAGACCACUGCCUCCUUUGCAGAACUUGUAAUUACUCCAAGUGAACGUCCAGACAAGGGAAUUUAUUCCUUAACAUUAGAAAACCCUGUGUCAUCUGUUUCAGGAGAAAUUGAUGUUAAUGUCAUUGCACGUCCAAGUGCACCAAGAGAACUUAAAGUUUUAGAUGUAAUCAAGAACACAGUACAGUUGUCAUGGGAACCUCCAGAAGAUGAUGGCGGGAGUCCAGUUACUGGCUAUAUAAUUGAAAAACGUGAAGUAAGCAGGAAAACAUGGAACAAAGUUAUGGAUCAUGUUGUUGACCAAGAGUUCACUGUACCUGACCUCAUCCAAGGAAAAGAAUAUUUAUUUAGAGUUUCUGCAUGCAAUAAGUGUGGCCCGGGAGAACCUGCAUAUAUUGACGAACCUGUAAAUAUGUCGGCACCAGCAACCGUGCCUGAUCCACCAGAGAAUGUUAAAUGGAGAAAUCCAACAUCAAAAGGAAUCUUCCUAACAUGGGAACCUCCCAAAUAUGAUGGUGGUGCCCGCAUUAAGGGUUAUCUGGUAGAAAAAUCCCAACGUGGCACAGACAAGUGGGAGACCUGUGGAGAGCCUGUUGUUGAAACAAAAAUGGAAGUAACAAAACUCAAGGAAGGAGAGUGGUAUGCAUAUCGGGUUAAGGCUUUGAACAGAAUAGGAGCUAGCAAGCCAAGUAAGCCAACAGAUGAUAUUCAGGCCAUUGAUGCAAAAGAGGCUCCAGAAAUUUUCUUAGAUGUGAAGCUUCUUGCUGGACUUACUGUGAAAGCUGGAACUAAAAUUGAGCUGCCAGCUAAAGUGACUGGAAAGCCUGAGCCCCAGAUUACGUGGACCAAGGCUGACAAAAUUUUGAGACCUGAUGACAGAAUCACCAUUGAAACCAAGCCUAAUCAUUCUACAGUCACUAUUACAGACAGCAAGAGGAGUGACAGUGGAACCUAUAUUAUAGAAGCUGUAAAUUCCAGUGGACGUGCUACUGCUGUUGUUGAAGUUAAUGUUCUUGAUAAACCUGGUCCACCAGCUGCAUUUGAUGUAUCAGAAAUCACAAAUGAAUCCUGCCUUCUGACAUGGAAUCCUCCACGAGAUGAUGGGGGUUCUAAAAUUACCAACUAUGUCCUUGAGAAAAGGGCUACAGACAGUGAAAUAUGGCACAAGUUGUCAUCAACUAUUAAGGAUACAAAAUUCAGAGCUACCAAAUUAACUCCUCAUAAAGAAUAUGUGUUCCGAGUCAGUGCUGAGAACAUGUAUGGUAUUGGGGAGCCAGCACAGUGUAACCCCAUCAUUGCAAAAUAUUCAUUUGAUCCACCAGGCCCUCCAACAGGUCUCAAGCCUACAGAAGUCACUAAAGAUUCAGUCACCUUAACAUGGAAUGAACCAGAUGAAGACGGUGGCAGCCCCAUAACUGGAUACUGGGUUGAAAGAUAUGAUCCUGAGCAAGAUAAAUGGAUAAAAUGCAAUAAAAUGCCAGUGAAAGAUACAACGUUCAAAGUUAAAGGUCUUACAAAUAAGAAGAAAUAUAAGUUCCGUGUCUUGGCAGAGAAUCUUGCAGGACCUGGAAAGCCAAGCAAGGAAACAGAGCCAAUUUUAGUGAAAGACCCAAUUGAUCCACCAUGGCCUCCUGGAAAGCCAACUGUGAAGGACGUUGGCAAGACGUCAUUAUUCCUGAACUGGACAAAGCCAGAACAUGAUGGAGGGGCAAAGAUCGAAUCUUAUGUCAUUGAACUAUUGAAGACCGGAACAGAUGAGUGGGUGAGGGUGGCUGAAGGAGUUCCCACAACUGAACACUUCCUCAAAGGGCUUAUGGAGAAACAAGAAUAUUCAUUCCGUGUAAGAGCUGUGAACAAGGCUGGCGAGAGUGAGCCCAGUGAACCUAGUGACCCUGUGCUGUGCAAGGAGAGGCUCUAUCCUCCUUCACCACCUAGGUGGCUCGAGGUUAUUAAUAUUACUAAAAACACAGCAGAUCUUAAAUGGACUGUACCAGAAAAAGAUGGGGGUUCCCCAAUUACCAACUACAUUGUUGAAAAGAGAGAUGUAAGGCGAAAAGGCUGGCAGACAGUUGAUACAACAGUGAAAGAUACCAAGUACACAGUGAGCCCACUGACUGAAGGCUCAUUGUAUGUGUUCCGUGUGGCUGCUGAAAAUGCCAUUGGCCAGAGCGACUAUUGUGAAAUUGAAGAUUCAGUGCUUGCUAAAGAUACAUUCACAACCCCUGGGCCUCCAUAUGCUCUUGCAAUAGUUGAAGUGACAAAAGGUCAUGUUGAUUUGAAAUGGGAACCACCUAAGAAUGAUGGUGGCAGACCAAUUCAAAGAUAUGUUAUUGAAAAGAAAGAAAAACUAGCCACUCGCUGGGUAAAAGCUGGCAAGACAGCUGGUCCAGAUUGCAAUUUCAGAGUGACUGAUGUCAUUGAAGGUACAGACGUACAGUUCCAGGUUCGUGCAGAAAAUGAAGCUGGCUGUGGCCAUCCCAGUGAACCAACUGACCUAAUUCAUAUUGAAGAUCCAACAAGCCCUCCUUCACCUCCUCAGGAUUUACAUGUCACAGAUGCAGGUCGAAAGCACAUUUGCAUUGCAUGGAAACCACCCGAGAAGAAUGGUGGAAGCCCUAUUAUUGGGUAUAAUGUUGAGAUGUGUGAAGCAGGAACAGAAAAAUGGAUGCGGAUCAAUUCUCGUCCAAUAAAAGAUCUAAAAUGUAAAGUGGAGGAAGGUGUUGUUCCAGACAAGGAGUAUGUGCUGAGAGUCAGAGCUGUCAAUGCUGUGGGAGCUAGUGAGCCAUCAGACAUCUCAGAAAAAGUUGUUGCCAAGGACCCAGACUGUAAUCCAACCAUUGAUCUAAAAACUCGUGACAUUGUUGUUGUUAAAGGACAGAAAUUAAGUAUCCCUGUACCCUUCAGAGCUGUUCCAUCCCCAACUAUAACAUGGCACAAAGAUGGCAAAGAGUUGAAAGCUGGUGACAGAACAACAAUGAAGAGUGACUACACCUCUGCAUUGCUUGAAGUCAUAGACAGCGUUCAUGCUGAUGCUGGUGUUUAUACUAUCACAUUGGAGAACAAGCUGGCAUCAACAACUGGCUCAAUCAAUGUCAAAGUCAUAGGUCCACCUGGACAGUGUAAAGACAUUAAGGCAAGCGAAGUAACUAAGAAUUCUUGCAAAGUAUCCUGGGAACCUCCAGACUUUGAUGGUGGUACUCCUAUUCUGCACUAUGUCCUGGAACGCAGAGAAGCUGGUCGUAGAACAUAUAUCCCAGUCAUGUCUGGUGAAAAUAAGCUUUCAUGGCAGGUCAAAGAUCUUAUCCCAAACAGUGAAUACUAUUUCCGUGUUAAAGCUGUCAAUAAGAUUGGAGGAGGUGAAUAUCUUGAACUAAGAAACCCAAUCAUUGCAGAAGACCCAAAACAGCCUCCAGACCCUCCUGUUGACCUUGAGGUCCAUAACCCAACAUCAAAAUCAGUAACACUUACAUGGAAACCACCCCUGUUUGAUGGUGGAAGCAAGAUUAUGGGUUAUAUAAUAGAAAAGCUUACUAAAGGCAAGGAGAGGUGGGAGAGAUGCAAUGACUACCUGGUACCUCUAUUAACUUAUCCAGUGAAAGGUCUUGAGGAAGGAAAGGAAUAUCAGUUUCGUGUUCGUGCUGAGAAUGCUGCUGGCAUCAGUGAGCCUUCUCGGAUUACUCCAUUUGUGAAAGCUGUGGAUCCUAUAGAGGCUCCAAAAGUCUUCCUUGCUGCAAACCUACAGUCUGGCCUUGAGGUGAAGAGAGGUGAUGAGAUCAUACUUGAGGCACAUAUUUCAGGGUCACCUUAUCCAUCUAUCACUUGGCUGAGGAAUGAUGAAGUUGUCAGACCAGAAGAAAUCAAAAAGAGAGUAACUACAUAUACAAGGAAGAAGAAAGGUGAAGCUAAAGAAGAGGAACCUUUCCAGCUUUCACUGCCAGAACGUACAAGUAUUGACAACCAUAAAGAAGGAGAGUCUGUGCUAUCAGUUCGUGACUCCAUCAGAGCUGACCAUGGCAUGUUUACAAUUAAAGUAGAAAAUGAUCAUGGUGUUGCAAAGGCCUCAUGUGAAGUCAAUGUUUUAGAUACACCUGGGCCUCCAGUCAACUUUGUAUUUGAAGAUGUGAGGAAAAAUUCAUUAAUUUGCAAGUGGGAGCCUCCACUUGAUGAUGGUGGAAGUGAAAUCCUAAACUAUGUACUGGAAAAGAAAGACAAUACAAAAGCUGAAAUGGGCUGGGUCACUGUCAGUUCAACACUCAGGCAUUGCAAAUUCCAUGUAACAAAACUGAUUGAAGGAAAAGAAUAUCUCUUCCGUGUAUUUGCUGAAAAUAGAGUUGGAUCAGGGCCACCAUGUGUUUCAAAACCAGUGACAGCAAAAGAUCCUUUCUCUCCACCAGACCCACCUAAUAAACCUGAUGUGCAAGAUGUUACCAGCAACAGUAUGUUGGUUAAAUGGAAUGAACCAAAAGACAAUGGCAGCCCGAUCAUAGGAUAUUGGAUUGAAAAACGUGAAAUUAAUAGUACUCAUUGGGCUCGGGUCAACAGGAACCUUGUGAAUGCUCUGGAAAUAAAAGUUGAAGGACUGUUGGAAGGAUUAACCUAUAUCUUUAGAGUAUGUGCUGAAAAUGCAGCUGGCCCUGGUAAAUUUAGUCCACCAUCAGAUCCAAAAACUGCACAGGACCCAAUAAUGCCACCCGGUCCACCCAUUCCAAGGGUUGCUGAUACAAGCUCAACUUCUAUUGAGUUAGAAUGGGAACCUCCUGCAUAUAAUGGUGGUGGAGAUAUUACUGGUUACCACGUAUAUAAACAACUAAUGGGAGUAAAAGAGUGGUCACGUUGCACAGAGAAACCCAUUAAGGUUCGACAGUAUACUGUUAAAGAAGUCAGAGAAGGUGCAGACUAUAAACUCCGUGUUACUGCACUUAAUGCAGCUGGUGAAGGACCGCCUGGUGAAACUGAACCCGUAACAGUUGCAGAACCUAAAGAGCCUCCCACUGUUGAGCUGGAUAUUUCUGUCAAAGCAGGCAUUCAGAUCAUGGCUGGCCAAACUAUUAAAAUUCCUGCCACUGUGACAGGACGUCCUGCUCCCACCAUCGCAUGGGCUGUGGAGGAGGGUGAAUUAGACAAAGAUCGAGUUGUUAUUGAAAAUGUUGGCACAAAAUCUGAGUUAACCAUUAAGAAUGCAUUGAGAAAAGACCAUGGAAGAUACGUAAUUACUGCUACUAAUAGCAGUGGUUCCAAGUCUGCAGGAACCAGAGUAGAAGUAUUUGAUGUUCCUGGGCCAGUCCUUGACCUGAAACCAGUGGUCACAAACAGGAAGAUGUGUUUGCUUAACUGGUCUGAUCCUGAAGAUGAUGGUGGCAGUGAUAUCAUCGGCUUCAUUGUUGAACGGAAAGAUGCCAAAAUGCAUACAUGGAGACUAGCUGUAGACACAGAGAGAUCUAAAUGUGAUAUUACAGGUCUAGUUGAAGGGCAGGAGUAUAAAUUCCGUGUUAGCGCCAAGAACAAGUUUGGUACUGGUCCACCUGUUGAAAUAGGACCAAUUCUUGCAGUUGAUCCAUUAGGUCCUCCAACAGCACCUGAGAGGUUCAUGUACACAGAGAGGACAAAGUCAACCAUUACACUUGAUUGGAAGCCUCCACGUAGUGAUGGUGGCAGCCCUGUCUUAGGCUAUAUUGUUGAGAAGAGACGACACGAUUCAAAAGACUAUGAAAGAGUUAAUGCAAAGCUCUGUCCAACAACAUCUCUUCUCGUUGAAAAUCUCGAUGAACUUCAUAUGUAUGAAUUCCGUGUCAAAGCUGUCAAUGCUAUUGGAGAAAGUGAACCAUCAUUGCCCCUCAAUGUAGUUAUACAAGAUGAUGAAGUACCUCCAACUGUUACAUUACGCUUGGCUGUGAGGGGAGAUACUAUCAAAGUGAAGGCAGGAGAACCAGUUAAUAUUCCUGCUGAUGUGACAGGUCUGCCAAUGCCAAAGAUUGAAUGGGACAAGAAUGAAGUUUUAAUUGAUCAAACAUCCAGCGCACUUAAGAUAACCAAGGAAGAAUUAUCUAGAAGUGAGGCAAAAACCGAACUUAUCCUGCCUGCAGCACUGAGGGAUGAUAAAGGCACUUACAGUGUGAGAGCUUCCAAUCGUCUUGGCACUGCGUUUCGCAAUGUGCAUGUUGAAGUGUAUGAUCGUCCUUCUCCACCAAGAAAUCUUGCUGUUUCUGAUAUUAAAGCAGAAUCAUGCUAUUUAACAUGGGAUGCACCUCUUGAUAAUGGUGGUAGUGAAAUUACCCAUUACAUUAUUGAGAAACGUGAUGCUAGUAGGAAGAAAUCUGAGUGGGAAGAAGUCUCCAAAAGUGCCGUUGAGAGAAGAUUUGGGGUAUGGAAUCUUGCAACAAAUGAAAAAUACCAGUUUAGAGUCCGGGCUGUAAACAAAUAUGGAAUAAGUGAUGAAUGCCUCUCAGAAAAGGUUGUUAUUAAGGAUCCCUAUGGCCUUCCUGGACCUCCUGGAAAACCCAAAGUUUUAGAUCGCACCAGAUCAUCAAUGCUGGUGACUUGGGAGCCUCCUUUGAACAAUGGUGGCAGCCCAAUAACUGGCUAUUGGUUGGAGAAGAGAGAGGUGGGAGGUGUCUACUGGUCACGUGUUAACAGGGCUCCAGUAACAAAACCAUCAGUAAAAGGUCUAGAGUAUAAUGUGCUUCGUUUAGCUGAAGGUGUUGAAUACCAGUUUAGAGUUAUGGCUGAAAAUCUUGCUGGAAUUGGCCCUCCCAGUGAACCAUCAGAUCCUGCCUUAGCAGCAGAUCCCAUAUUUGUUCCGGGUCCACCAUCUUGCCCAGAGGUCAAAGACAAAACCAAAUCAUCUGUAGCUCUUGCGUGGAAGCCUCCACAAAAGGAUGGUGGGAGUCCUAUAAAAGGAUACAUAGUCGAAAUGCAAGAUGAAGGUAGUACUGACUGGAAGAAAGUGAAUGAAGGAGACAAACUCUUUCCUACUUGUGAAUGUGUUAUUCCCAACUUGAAAGAGCUCAGAAAAUACAGAUUUAGGGUGAAAGCUGUAAAUGCUGCUGGAGAAUCAGAACCAAGUCCUGCAACAUCAGAAAUACUUGUCCAAGAUAUUCUAGAGGAACCAGAAAUUUUCCUUGAUAUUGGAGCACAGGAUUUCCUCUCUUGUCGUGCUGGCACAACAAUUAAAAUCCCAGCUGUUAUCAAGGGUCGUCCAGUUCCAAAAACAUUUUGGGAGUUUGAAGGAAAAGCAAAGACGACAGCAAAGGAGGGAGGUCAUAAUGUACCUGAAGAAGCUCAGGUGGAAGCAACUGAUACACGUUCUGUGAUUAUCAUCCCUGAGUGCAACAGAAGUCAUUCUGGACGAUACAGUAUUACAGCAAAGAACAAAGCAGGACAAAAAACUGUGCAUAUCAGAGUCAAUGUGCUUGAUGUCCCAGGUCCACCAAAAGACCUAAAAGUAAGUGAUAUCACAAGAGGUAGUUGUAAACUUUCAUGGAAGAUGCCAGAUGAUGAUGGUGGAGAUAGAAUCAGAGGUUAUGUUAUAGAGAAAAGAACUAUUGAUGGGAAGGCCUGGACUAAAGUCAAUGCAAGCUGUGGAAGUACUUCCUUUGUUGUACCUGAUCUCAUAUCUGGCCAAGAGUAUUUCUUCCGGGUACGUGCAGAAAACCGUUUUGGUGUUGGCCCUCCUGCAGAAACCAUCCAACGGACCACAGCCAGGGAUCCAAUACAUCCUCCUGAUCCACCUAUUAAACUAAAGAUUGGCCUUGUAACGAAGAACACGGUGAGCUUGACAUGGAAACCACCAAAGAAUGAUGGUGGAGCUCCUGUUACACAUUAUAAUGUUGAAUGUCUCCGCUGGGAUCGUACUGGAGAAGUGAAAGAGACUUGGAAGCAGUGCAACAGACGUGAUGUGGAGGAAACAAAAUUUACUGUUGAGGAUCUUGUAGAAGGUGGAGAAUACGAAUUCAGAGUCAAAGCUGUAAAUAUAGCAGGUCCUAGUAGGCCUUCAGCCACUGUUGGCCCACUUGUUGUCAAAGACCAGACAUGCCCACCAUCUAUUGAACUCAAAGAAUUUAUGGAGGUUGAAGAAGGAACAGAUGUUAACAUUGUGGCCAAGAUAAAGGGUGUACCCUUCCCCACAUUAACAUGGCUAAAAGCUUCUCCAAAGAAACCAGAUGACAAAACACCAGUGCUGUAUGAUCAACAUGUCAACAAGAUCGUUGGUGAAGAUACUUGCACUUUAUUGAUCCAACAGUCUCGCAGAAGUGAUACAGGCUUAUAUACUAUAACAGCUGUAAAUAAUCUGGGAACUGCUUCGAAGGAGAUGAGAUUGAAUGUUCUGGGUCGUCCUGGACCUCCAGUGGGACCUAUUAAAUUUGAAUCCAUUCUGGCUGAUAAAAUGACAAUAUCAUGGCUUCCUCCAUUAGAUGAUGGUGGUUCUAAGAUUACAAACUAUGUUAUAGAGAAAAAAGAAGCAAAUAGGAGGACAUGGGUACCUGUUACUAAUGAGCCUAAGGAAUGCUUAUUCACUGUUCCCAAGCUGAUGGAAGGCCAUGAAUAUGUGUUCCGCAUUAUGGCACAAAACAAAUAUGGUAUUGGAGAACCUUUGGACAGUGAACCAGAAACAGCACGAAACCUUUUCACUGUUCCUGGGCCUUGUGACAAGCCAACAGUUAGCAGUAUAACACGUGAUUCAAUGACUGUAAACUGGGAAGAACCAGAACAUGAUGGUGGCUCUCCUAUUACUGGUUACUGGUUGGAGCGCAAAGAGACUACUGGAAAGAGAUGGACCAGGGUUAACCGUGAUCCUAUCAAACCCAUGGCACUGGGGGUUUCGUACAAAGUUACAGGCCUUAUUGAAGGCUCUGAAUAUCAAUUCCGUGUUUCAGCUAUCAAUGCAGCUGGUGUUGGUCCACCAAGCAUGCCAUCUGAUCCAGCAAUUGCUAGAGAUCCUAUUGCCCCACCUGGCCCUCCUAUUCCAAAAGUUACUGAUUGGACAAAGUCUUCUGUAGACUUGGAAUGGACUCCACCACUAAAGGAUGGUGGUUCAAGGGUCACUGGCUACAUUGUUGAGUAUAAAGAGGAAGGAAAGGAAGAGUGGGAACGGGUAAAAGAUAAAGAAAUUAGAGGAACAAAGUUCGUUGUGGCAGGAUUAAAAGAAGGAUGUUUUUACAAAUUUAGAGUUAGAGCAGUGAAUGCUGCUGGCAUUGGAGAGCCUGGAGAAGUUACGGACAUUAUUGAAAUUAAGGACAGAAUUGUGGCUCCUGAUAUUAAUUUGGAUGCAAGCGUCAGGGACAGAAUUGUUGUUCAUGCUGGAGGAGUAAUUCGGAUCAUAGCAUAUGUCUCAGGAAAACCAACUCCAACAGUGAGUUGGAGCAGGGAUGACCAAGUUUUACCAGAAGAAGCCAAAAUUGAAGAAACAGCUAUUAGUUCUUCUUUGGUCAUCAAGAAUUGCAAAAGGAGCCAUCAGGGUAUAUACACUCUUCUUGCUAAAAAUGCCGGUGGUGAACGGAAGAAGAAUAUUAUUGUUGACGUGCUAGACGUGCCAGGCCCAGUUGGAAUGCCACUCCUUACUGAGAACCUAACUAAUGACUCUUGUAAAUUGACAUGGUUUACUCCAGAAGAUGAUGGUGGUUCUCCUAUUACCAAUUAUAUAAUUGAAAAACGUGAAUCUGAUCAUAGAGCUUGGACUCCAGUAAGCUACACAGUUACAAGACAGAAUGCUACUGUUCAGGGACUCACUGAAGGGAAAGCCUACUUUUUCCGAAUUGCAGCUGAGAAUAUAAUUGGCAUGGGUCCAUUCACAGAGACAACAAAAGAGAUUGUCAUUAGAGAUCCAAUCACUGUUCCCGACCGUCCAGAAGACCUGGAAGUAAAAGCAGUUACCAAGAACUCUGUUACAUUAACUUGGAAUCCUCCAAAAUAUAAUGGAGGCUCAGAUAUCACCAUGUAUGUUCUAGAGAGCCGUCUCAUUGGAAAAGAGAAAUUCCACAGAGUUACAAAGGAGAAAAUGCUUGAUAGGAAAUACACUGUAGAAGGCUUGAAAGAGGGUGACACCUAUGAAUAUCGUGUGAGUGCUUGUAAUAUUGUGGGGCAAGGCAAGCCAUCAUUUUGUACAAAACCAAUCACAUGCAAGGAUGAAAUUGCUCCUCCAUCACUUGACCUUGACUUUAGAGACAAGCUUAUUGUUCGGGUUGGUGAAGCUUUCAGCCUGACUGGACGUUACUCAGGCAAGCCUGCACCAAAGGUUACUUGGCUAAAGGAUGAUAUUGUUGUGAAAGAAGAUGACCGUACAAAGAUCAAGACAACUCCUACAACUCUUUGCUUGGGGAUACUAAAAUCUGUCCGUGAAGACUCAGGCAAAUAUUGUGUUACUGUAGAGAACAGCACAGGAUCAAGAAAAGGAUUUUGUCAAGUUAAUGUUGUUGAUCGCCCAUCACCUCCAGUAGGCCCAGUUAUAUUUGAUGAAGUUCAUAAAGAUCAUAUGAUAGUUUCCUGGAAACCUCCAUUAGAUGAUGGAGGCAGUGAAAUUACCAAUUACAUUAUUGAGAAGAAGGAUGCACACAGAGACGUGUGGAUGCCAGUUACAUCUGCCACAGUUAAGACAACAUGCAAAAUUCCUAAACUGCUUGAAGGAAGAGAUUAUCAAAUUCGAAUUUAUGCUGAAAAUCUUUAUGGCAUAAGUGAUCCUCUCAUCUCUGAUGAGAUGAAAGCCAAGGACCGUUUCCGUGUUCCUGAUGCACCUGAGCAACCGAUCAUUAAGGAUGUUACCAAAGACUCUGCAGUAGUGGUUUGGAACAAACCAUAUGAUGGAGGCAAACCAAUAACAAACUAUAUUGUAGAAAAGAAGGAAACAAUGGCUACAAGAUGGGUCAGAGUUACCAAAGACCCGAUUUUCCCCAGUACUCAGUUCAAAGUACCUGACCUCCUUGAAGGCUGUCAAUAUGAAUUCCGUGUUUCAGCAGAAAAUGAAAUUGGCGUUGGUGAUCCUAGUCCACCAUCAAAGCCAAUUUUCGCUAGAGAUCCAAUCGCAAAACCAAGUCCACCUGUUAAUCCAGAAGCAGUAGAUAAAACUAGAAAUUCGGUUGAUUUAUCUUGGCAACCACCACGCCAUGAUGGUAAUGGCAAGAUAAUUGGCUACCUUGUGGAAUAUCAGAAAGUUGGAGAUGAAGAAUGGAAAAAGGCCAAUCUUACAGCAGAUUCUUGUCCUGAAACAAAAUACAAAGUCACUGGCCUUACCGAGGGUUUGACCUAUAAAUUCAGGGUCAAGGCAGUCAAUGCAGCAGGUGAAUCUGAGCCAGCCUAUGUUCCCGAUCCAGUAGAAGUAAAGGACAGACUUGAACCUCCCGAGCUGAUACUUGAUGCUAAUAUGGCCCGAGAACAGCAUGUAAAAGCUGGAGAUACCCUGAGACUUAGUGCUGUUAUUAAAGGUGUUCCAUUCCCAAAAGUUUCUUGGAAAAAAGAAGGUCAUGAGGUCUCACCCAAAGCUGAUAUUGAAGUUACAGGAGUUGGCAGUAAGCUUGAAAUUCGUAACACUGUCCAUGAAGAUGGGGGAAUUUACUCCCUAACAGUUGAAAAUCCAGCUGGUUCAAAGACUGUUUCAGUAAAAGUUGUUGUCUUAGAUAAGCCUGGUCCACCCAGAAAUCUGCAAAUCAGUGAAGUUAGAAGCGAUUCUUGCUAUCUCACUUGGAUGGAACCAGAAGAUGAUGGUGGCUCUGUCAUUACCAACUAUGUGGUGGAAAGGAAAGAUGUAGCUUCUGCUCAGUGGGUAGCCAUCUCAUCUUCCUCUAAGAAACGCAGUCACAUGGCUAAAUAUCUGAUAGAAGGCACUCAGUAUAUCUUCCGAGUUGCAGCUGAGAAUCAGUUUGGUCGAGGUCCAUAUGUGGAAACACUUAAGCCUAUUAAAGCUAUGGAUCCACUGCAUCCUCCGGGGCCACCAAAGAAUCUGCAUCAUGUAGAUGUUGACAAGACUGAAGUUUCCCUUGUUUGGAAUCGACCAGAUCGUGACGGUGGUGCUGAGAUAACUGGAUAUUUGGUGGAAUAUCAAGAAGAUGGUGCAGAUGAGUGGACAAAGUUCCAGACAGUCCCUAUGUUAGACUGUGUUGUUACAGGCCUACAAAAAGGGAAAAUAUACAAAUUCCGUGUGAAAGCUCAGAAUAUUGUUGGUCUUAGCCUUCCAGAUACAACUAUACCAAUAGAGUGUCAAGAAAAACUAGUACCUCCCUCCGUGGAACUAGAUGUGAAGUUAAUUGAAGGUCUUGUUGUUAAAGCUGGCACCACAGUGCGACUUCCUGCAAUUAUGAGAGGUGUGCCAGUUCCCACUGCAAAAUGGAUUACCGAUGGCACUGAAAUUAAAACAGAUGGCAGACACAAGAUUGAGACUGAUGAUUAUUCAACUGUACUUACCAUCAAAGACUGUAUAAGAAAAGAUACAGGAGAAUAUCUGCUCACAGUAUCUAAUGCAGCUGGCAGCAAAACUGUUGCUCUACAUCUCACAGUUUUGGAUGUUCCUGGCCCACCAACUGGUCCUAUUAAUAUUCUUGAAGUAACACCAGAACAUAUGGUUAUUUCUUGGCGCCCUCCUAAAGAUGAUGGUGGAAGUCCUAUAAUAAAUUAUAUUGUUGAGAAGCGUCAAUCAAAGAAAGAAACUUGGGGAGUAGUUAGCUCUGGAACAAGUCACACAAAAAUUAAGAUUCCACGACUGCAGAAAGGCUGUGAAUAUAUUUUCCGUGUUCGGGCGGAAAAUAAGAUAGGCAUUGGUGCACCCCUUGAUUCAGAACCAACAGUUGCUAAAUAUAUGUUUGAUCCACCAUCCCCACCUGGUAAGCCAACUGUCUAUGAUAUUACAGAAAAUGCAGCAACAGUGUCCUGGACCCUACCAAAAUCUGAUGGUGGAACUCCAAUAACUGGUUAUAUACUUGAACGUCGGGAAACAUCUGGUAAAUGGGUGCGUGUCAAUAAGACACCAAUACUUGAUAUGAAAUACAGAGUCACUGGUCUUUUUGAAGGCAACACAUAUGAAUUCAGAGUUUUUGCAGAAAAUAUGGUGGGCUUAAGCAAACCAUCUCCAAGCUCUGACCCAAUAAAAGCGUCACGUCCUAUCACUCCUCCUGGACCACCUAUAAAUCCAAAAUUAAAAGACAAAACCAGAGAAACAGCUGAUCUUGUAUGGACAAAGCCCCUCAAAGAUGGUGGCAGCCCGAUUCUGGGAUACAUUGUGGAAUGUCAGAAAACUGGAACUACGCAGUGGAAUAGGAUUAAUAAGGAUGAACUCAUUAGACAGUGUGCUUUCAGAGUACCUGGUUUAAUAGAAGGAAAUGAAUAUAAAUUCCGAAUAAAAGCUGUCAACAUUGUCGGAGAGGGAGAACCAAGAGAACUGGCAGAAACUGUACUUGCAAAGGAUAUUCUUUCUCCUCCAGAAGUAAGCCUAGAUGUGACCUGUCGAGACUUAAUUACUGUCCGAGUAGGCCAAACAAUUCAUAUUACUGGUAAAGUAAAAGGCAGGCCAGACCCUGACGUAACAUGGUCUAAAGAUGGCAAAGUAAUAGUCCAAGAAAAGCGUGUUGAAAUACUCCAUGAUCUACCUAAUGUUGAACUGCAAGUGAAAGAAGCCAAAAGAUCUGAUCAUGGCAAAUAUAUAAUAGCAGCUAAGAACAGCUGUGGGCAUGCUCAAGCUUUUGCUGUUGUUAAUGUACUUGACAGACCUGGACCAUGUCAGAACCUGAAAAUAAGCUAUGUCACAAAAGAUUCUUGUAUGAUCGCGUGGGAGAGUCCAGUGGAUAACGGUGGCUCUGAAAUUACAAAUUACAUAGUAGAGUACCGCCAACCAAACCAGAAAGGAUGGUCAAUUGUCUCCUCUGACAUCACUAAACGAUUAGUAAAAGCAAAUCUUAUAGAGAACCGUGAAUACUUCUUCAGAGUUUGUGCAGAAAACAAAAUAGGUCCAGGUCCUUGCAUUGAGACCAAGACUCCUAUACUUGCUAUCAAUCCUAUUGACAAGCCUGGAGCGCCAGAAAAUCUUCAUAUUGCAGAGAAAGGAAAGACAUUUGUAUAUCUGAAAUGGAGAAGGCCAGAUUAUGAUGGUGGAAGUCCCAAUUUAAGUUAUCACGUUGAGAGAAAACUGAAAGAUUCAGAUGAAUGGGAAAGGGUUCACAAAGGCAGCAUUAAGGAAACACACUACAUGGUAGAUAAAUGUGUUGAAAAUAAGAUUUACCAAUUCCGAGUUCAAACCAAGAAUGAGGCAGGUGAAAGUGACUGGGUAAGAACAGCUGAAGUUGUUGUGAAGGAAGAUCUGCAGAAACCAGUGCUAGACUUGAAGUUAAGUGGGGUGCUAACUGUGAAAGCAGGUGACACAAUUAGAAUUGAGGCUGGAGUCAGAGGAAAGCCACAGCCUGAGGUUGUAUGGACAAAAGACAAAGAUGCUACAGAUCUAACCAGGUCUCCAAGAGUCAGUAUUGAAACAACUUCUGACACAUCUAAGUUUGUUCUCACAAAAUCAAGGCGUAGUGAUGGUGGGAAAUAUGUGAUUACUGCAACUAACACAGCUGGUAGCUUUGUAGCAUAUGCUACUGUUAUUGUCUUGGAUAAACCUGGUCCCGUAAGAAACUUGAAAGUCACUGACAUUUCAAGUGAUAGAUGUACUGUUACUUGGGACCCUCCAGAAGAUGAUGGUGGUUGUGAAAUACAGAACUACAUCCUGGAAAAAUGUGAAAGCAAGCGUAUGGUUUGGUCUACAUACUCUUCCUCUGUCCUAACAACCUCUGCAAAUGUGACACGCCUCAUUGAAGGUAAUGAAUAUAUAUUCAGAGUACGUGCAGAGAAUAAAAUGGGCACUGGUCCACCAACAGAAACACACCCAAUUAUUGCAAAAACAAAAUAUGAUAGACCUGGACGUCCCGACCCUCCAGAUGUCACAAGAGUUAGCAAAGAAGAGAUGACUGUAGUUUGGAAUCCACCAGAAUAUGAUGGUGGCAAAUCAAUUACAGGAUACAUUUUAGAGAAGAAAGAGAAACGAUCACUAAGAUGGGUUCCUGUUACUAAGACUGCAAUCCCAGAGAGACGCAAGAAGGUUACUAAUCUCAUCCCUGGUCACGAAUAUCAGUUCCGCGUCAGUGCCGAAAAUGAAGUUGGACUUGGAGAACCAAGCUUGCCAUCAAGACCUGUAGUAGCAAAAGACCCAAUAGAACCACCUGGUCCUCCCACAAACUUGAGAGUGGUUGAUAGCACAAAGAGUUCCAUAACCCUUGGAUGGGGAAAACCAGUGUAUGAUGGUGGUGCUCCAAUUAUUGGAUAUGUUGUGGAAAUUAGACCAAAAGUUGAGGGUGCUGAUCCUGAAGCAGGAUGGAAACGAUGCAAUGUUGCUGCCCAAGUUAUUCAUACAGAAUUUACAGCCACAGGCCUGGAUGAGAACCAGUUAUAUGAGUUCAGAGUCUCUGCCCAAAACCAAGUUGGCCUUGGCCGACCAGCUGAACUGAAAGAAGCUGUGUCUCCCAAAGAAAUACUUGAACCUCCUGAGAUUGAGUUGGAUGCAAGCAUGAGAAAGUUAGUCACAGUCAGGGCAGGAUGCCCUAUUAGACUUUUUGCAAUUAUUAGGGGUCGCCCAGCACCAAAAGUCACCUGGAGGAGAAUGGGUAUUGAUAAUGUUAUCAGAAAAGGACAAGUUGAUCUGGUUGACACUAUGGCCUUCUGUGUCAUCCCUGAUUCAACACGUGAUGACUCAGGCAAAUAUUCAUUGACGCUUGUUAAUGCAGCUGGAGAAAAGGCUGUAUUUGUGAAUGUCAGAGUCCUGGAUACUCCUGGACCUGUGUCAGACUUCAAGGUAUCAGAUGUCACCAAGAUGUCAUGCCAUCUUUCAUGGGCACCUCCAGAGAAUGACGGUGGUAGCCCAGUGACUCAUUACAUCCUGCAGAAACGUGAGGCUGACAGGAAGACCUGGGGAACAGUCACUGCAGAACUAAAGAAAACUAGUUUCCAAAUAGCUAACCUCGUACCUGGAAAUGAAUAUUUCUUUAGAGUAACAGCAGUAAACGAAUAUGGGUCAGGUGUUCCAAGUGACUUACCAAAACCAGUUCUAGCAACAGAUCCCCUAAGUGAACCUGAUCCACCAAGAAAACUUGAAGUUACUGAGAUUACGAAGAAUAGUGCUACUUUAGGCUGGCUGCCACCACUGCGUGAUGGAGGCGCUAAAGUUGAUGGGUACAUUGUUAGCUACAGAGAAGAUGACCAACCAGCGGAUCGUUGGACAGAAUAUUCAGUUGUUAAAGAUCUCUCCAUUGUUGUAGCUGGUCUGAAAGAGGGAAAGAAGUACAAGUUUAGAGUGGCAGCUAGAAAUGCUGUAGGAGUAAGCUUGCCAAGAGAAACUGAAGGAGUAUUUGAAAUUAAAGAACAACUCAUCCCACCUAAGAUCCUUAUGCCUGAUCAUGUUCACAUUAAAGCUGGAAAGAAAUUGAGAAUCGAAGCUCAUGUAUAUGGGAAGCCUCAGCCAGUCUGUAAAUGGUUGAAAGGAGAUCAAGAUGUACUUACAUCCAGUCGUCUUGCUGUGCAUAAAGCAGAAAAGUCUUCUGUUCUUAUCAUUAAGGAUGUGACUAGAAAAGAUUCUGAUUUUUACACUCUUACUGCAGAAAAUAGCUCUGGUACUGAUCGACAGAAAAUCAGAGUGAUAGUUAUGGAUAAACCAGGUCCACCACAGCCUCCAUUUGAUAUUUCUGAAAUAGAUGCUGAUGCUUGCACUCUUGCAUGGCAUAUACCUCUCGAAGAUGGUGGCAGUAACAUUACAAACUAUGUAGUUGAGAAAUGUGAUGUAAGCCGAGGGGACUGGGUAACAGCUUUAGCUUCUGUCACAAAAACAAGCUGCAGAAUUGGAAAACUGAUUCCUGGAGAAGAGUAUAUGUUCCGUGUUCGUGCUGAAAAUCGUUUUGGGAUUUCUGAGCCGCUUACUUCCGGCAAGAUGAUUGCAAGGUUCCCAUUUGAUGUUCCUAGUGAACCAAAGAAUGCACGUAUUACCAAGGUCAAUAAGGACUGCAUUUUUGUUGCCUGGGAUAAACCAGAUAGUGAUGGAGGCAGUCCAAUCACUGGUUAUCUCAUUGAGCGCAAAGAAAGGAACAGUUUACUGUGGGUGAAAGCUAAUGACACACCUGUGCGCUCCACAGAAUAUCCUUGUGUGGGACUCAUCGAAGGUCUUGAGUAUACUUUCAGAAUUUAUGCAUUGAACAGAGCUGGAGCAAGUAAACCCAGUAAACCAACUGAGUUUGUCACAGCAAGAGCACCAGUUGAUCCCCCCGGAAAACCUGAAGUUAUUGAUGUCACUAAGAGUACUGUAUCACUGGUAUGGACAAGACCAAAGCAUGAUGGUGGUAGCAAACUUAUUGGCUACUUUGUUGAAGCUUGCAAAUUACCUGGUGAUAAGUGGGUUCGGUGCAAUACAACUCCACAUCAAAUACCCCUGGAAGAGUAUACUGCUACUGAUUUGGAAGAAAACGCUCAAUAUCAGUUUAGAGCAAUUGCUAAGACAGCAGUUAACAUUAGCCGGCCUUCAGAACCUUCUGAUCCAGUGACCAUUCAUCCAGAAAAUGUUCCCCCCAGAAUAGAGUUGGAUCUGUCUAUGCAAUCACAGCUUACAGUAAAAGCUGGAACUAACGUGCGUCUGGAGGCAAAUGUAUAUGGCAAGCCCAUGCCAACAAUCACCUGGAAGAAAGAAGGAGAAGUUUUAAAGCCAUCUGAAGGUGUUAAGAUCACCACUAAGAGAAACCUUGCUACAGUUGAGUUGUUCAGUGUUAACAGGAAGCAAACAGGAGACUAUACUAUUACUGCUGAAAAUGCAAGUGGAUCAAAGUCAGCAACCAUUAAGCUUAAAGUACUUGAUAAGCCUGGUCCACCGGCCUCCGUUAAAAUCAAACAUAUGUAUGCAGAUCGUGCAAUGCUUUCUUGGGAGCCUCCUCUGGAAGAUGGAGGUUCAGAAAUUACUAACUACAUUGUGGACAAGCGUGAAACAAGCAGACCAAACUGGGCCCAAGUCAGUGCAAAUGUACCCAUUACAAGUUGCACAGUGGAGAAACUAAUAGAAGGACAUGAAUAUCAGUUCCGCAUAUGUGCUGAAAACAAAUAUGGUGUUGGAGAUCCUAUCUUGACUGAACCAGCCGUUGCUAAGAAUCCAUAUGAUGUACCCGGACCUUGUGAUCCACCGAUAAUUAGCAAUGUAACAAAAGAUUUUAUGACUGUUAGCUGGAAGCCACCAGCUAGUGAUGGUGGAUCCCCAAUAACUGGUUAUAUACUUGAGAAGCGUGAAACUAAGGCUCUUAACUGGACAAAGGUAAACAGAAAGCCUGUCAUUGAAAGAACUGUUAAGGCUACUGGACUCCAAGAAGGAACAGAAUAUGAGUUCCGGGUGACAGCGUUGAAUAAGGCUGGACCUGGCAAGCCUAGUGCACCAUCUAAAGCAGUGUAUGCUCGUGAUCCUCAAUAUCCUCCUGGCCCACCUGCUUUCCCAAAAGUCACUGAUACUACUCGUAAUUCAAUAAGCCUGUCAUGGAGCAAACCAGCAUAUGAUGGAGGAAGCCCUAUUAUUGGUUAUCUAGUGGAAGCAAAACGAGCUGACACAGACAACUGGGUCAGAUGCAAUCUGCCCAAGAACUUACAGGCUACGCAAUUUGUGGUAACAGGGCUGAUAGAAGACACAGAGUACCAGUUCCGUGUUUAUGCUGUCAAUAAGAUUGGAUACAGUGAUCCAAGUGAUGUUCCUGAUAAACACACUGCCAAAGACAUUUUAAUUCCUCCUGAAGGAGAACUUGAUGCAGAACUAAGGAAAGUCCUUGUUUUGCGUGCUGGAGUCACAAUGAGACUUUACGUGCCAGUAAGGGGACGUCCACCUCCAAAGAUUACAUGGUCUAAAGUGGGUGCCAACCUAAGAGAUAGACAAGGACUAGACAUCAAGUCAACUGAUUUUGAUACCUUCCUGCGCUGUGAAAAUGUAAACAAAUAUGAUGCUGGAAAAUAUGUCCUCAGUCUGGAGAACAGCUGUGGCAAAAAGGCAUACACCAUUGUUGUAAAAGUACUUGAUACUCCAGGCCCUCCAGUUAACCUGAUUGUAAAGGAAGCAUCUAAGGAUUCUGCCUUCAUUACAUGGGAACCUCCACUAAUAGAUGGUGGCAGUCCAAUCACAAAUUAUGUUGUUGAAAAACGUGAUGCAGAAAGAAAGUCAUGGUCCACAGUAACAACUGAAUGUCCAAAGACAAGCUGCAGGAUAACUAACUUAGAAGAAGGCAAAUCUUACUUCUUCAGGGUUUUUGCUGAAAAUGAAUACGGCAUUGGUGACCCCUGUGAAACUCGUGAUGCUGUUAAAGCUUCUGAAACCCCUGGGCCAGUUGUGGAUCUAAAAGCUUCAGCUGUAACAAAAUCAUCUUGCAAUUUAGUAUGGAAAAAGCCUAUCAGUGAUGGUGGUAGCCGUAUUUUUGCGUAUGUUGUUGAGGUCCUGAUUGGUGAAGAUAAAUGGCAAGAAGUCAUGCGGGCAAAGAAUCUCCAUUUUUCAAUGAGAGACCUAAAAGAAGGACAAGAAUAUACUUUCAGAGUGAGAGCCCAGAAUGACGCUGGAUAUGGAACUCCAACAGAGCUCACAAUUGUGGCAAGAGAUGAUGUUGUGGCACCUGAUCUUGACUUAAGAGAUCUACCUGAUUUGUGCUAUAUAGCUAAAGAGGGUAGUAAUUUCCGUCUUAAAAUCCCAAUUAAAGGCAAGCCUGUCCCAGCUGUAACUUGGAAGAAAGAUGAAGACCAGGCACUUGCUGAGAGUGGAAGAGUUGCAUUUGAAUCUACAGCAGUUAACACCACACUUGUAGUACAUGACUGCCAGAAAGCUGAUGCUGGAAAAUACACAAUAACUCUGAAGAAUGUUGUUGGCAGCAAGGAAGGCACUAUUUCUGUGAAAGUUGUUGGCAAACCUGGCAUACCGACAGGUCCAGUGAAAUUCGAAGAAGUCACAGCUGAUGCCAUAACCUUAAAGUGGGGCCCUCCAAAAGAUGAUGGUGGUUCAGAAAUCACUAACUAUGUCCUAGAGAAGAGAGAUAAUGUAAACAAUAAGUGGGUGACUUGUGCCUCUGCAGUCCAGAAAACCACAUUUAGAGUUACAAGACUUCAUGAAGGAAAUGAAUAUACAUUUAGGAUCAGGGCUGAAAAUAAAUAUGGAGUAGGUGAAGGUCUUAAAUCUGACCCUGUCAUUGCAAAACAUCCAUUUGAUGUGCCAGAUGCUCCUCCACCUCCCAACAUUGUUGAUGUUCGGCAUGAAUCUGUAGCUUUAACUUGGACUGAUCCCAGGAGAACUGGAGGCUCACCAAUCACAGGUUAUCACAUUGAAGUCAAAGAAAGAAAUAGUCUUCUGUGGAAGAGAGCAAAUAAAACACCAAUUAGAAUGAAAGAUUUCAGAGUGACAGGGUUAACUGAAGGUCUGGAAUAUGAAUUUAGAGUAAUGGCAAUCAAUAUGGCUGGAGUAGGUAAACCAAGCCUGCCAUCUGAACCAGUUGUGGCACUUGAUCCUAUUGAUCCCCCUGGGAAACCUGAAGUUAUCAAUGUAACUAGGAACUCAGUAACACUCAUUUGGACAGAACCAAAAUAUGAUGGUGGACAUAAGUUAACUGGUUAUAUUGUUGAAAAGCGUGAUUUACCCUCAAAGGCUUGGACAAAAGCUAAUCAUGUGAAUGUUCCAGACUGUGCAUUUACUGUAACUGACCUCACUGAAGGCUCCAAAUAUGAGUUCAGAAUUAGAGCAAAGAACACUGCUGGAGCUAUCAGUCCUCCAUCUGAAUCCACAGGAACCAUAAUAUGCAAGGAUGAGUAUGAGGCACCAAGCAUUGUUAUCGAUCCUACUUUGAAGGAAGGUUUAACAGUAAAAGCAGGAGAAACCAUUACAGUGUCUGCUAUUAGUAUCCGUGGCAAACCACCUCCAACUUCAGCAUGGUCAAAAGCUGGAAAAGAUUUUAGACCUUCAGAGCUUGUGCACAUUGAAACCACACCAACUUCUUCUACUCUAACUGUUAAAUAUGCAGCCAGAAAAGAUUCUGGGGAAUACACAAUCACUGCAACCAAUCCUUUUGGCACUAAGCAGGAAAGCAUAAAUGUGAAAGUUUUAGAUGUUCCAGGACCUCCAGGGCCUAUUGAGGUCAGCAAUGUUUCAGCAGAAAAAGCGACUCUUACAUGGUCACCUCCUGCAGAAGAUGGUGGAUCACCAGUCAAAUCAUAUGUUCUUGAAAAGAGAGAAACUAGCCGACUGCUUUGGACAUUGGUUGCUGAAAAUAUUGAAAGCUGUAGGCACGUUGUUAGCAAGCUCAUUCAAGGAAAUGAAUAUGUUUUCCGCGUGUCAGCAGUAAAUCAAUAUGGCAAGGGUGAACCAGUACAAUCAGAACCAGUUAAAAUGGUGGAUAGAUUUGGUCCCCCAGGCCCUCCUGGAAAACCAGAAGUAACAAAUGUGACUAAAAAUACUGUCACAGUUACCUGGAAAAGACCAGUAGAUGAUGGUGGAAGUGAAAUCACAGGUUACUAUGUGGAGCGAAGAGAAAAGAAAGGUUUAAGAUGGGUCAGAGCAACAAAGAAACCAGUUUCAGAUCUUAGAUGCAAAGUAACUGGUCUCCUGGAAGGAAAUGAAUAUGAAUUCCGUGUCAGUGCAGAAAAUAGAGCAGGAGUUGGACCACCAAGUGAUGCUUCAAAUUCAGUCAUAUGCAAGGAUGUUACAUACCCACCAGGUCCACCUGCAAAUCCAAGAGUGACUGAUACUACAAAGACCAGUGCAUCUUUAGCCUGGGGCAAGCCUCACUAUGACGGUGGUCUUGACAUCAUUGGCUAUAUAGUAGAACAUCAAAAAGAAGGAGAAGAAGAAUGGGUAAAAGACACGACAGGGACCGCUUUAAGAAUCACUCAGUUUGUUGCUGCUCAUCUGCAGACAGGAGCCAAAUACAAUUUUAGAAUCUCUGCCAUGAAUGCUGCAGGUGUUGGUGAACCAGCAAUAAUUCCAAGUGUGGAAAUCAAAGACCGGGAAGAGAUUCCUGACUUUGAAUUAGAUGCUGAGCUAAGAAGAACACUUGUUGUUAGAGCUGGAUUAACUAUUCGGAUUUUUGUGCCAAUUAAAGGACGUCCAACUCCAGAAGUUACAUGGACAAAAGAUGAUGUUUCACUCAAAGGACGUGCCAGUAUUGAAAAUACAGACUCUUUUACACUCUUGAUUGUCACAGAGUGCACCAGAUAUGAUGCAGGAAAAUACGUAAUGACUCUUGAAAACGCUGCUGGUAAGAAGACUGGCUUUGUAAAUGUAAAGGUCUUGGAUACACCAGGUCCACCAAUAAACCUUAAGCCUAGAGAAAUAACCAAAGACAGCAUCACCCUCCAAUGGGAUAUGCCUCUGAUAGAUGGCGGUUCACGUAUAACAAAUUAUAUUGUUGAGAAACGUGAAUCGACUCGGAAGGCAUAUUCAACAGUUACAACCAACUGCCAGAAGUGUUCCUUCAGGAUUCCUAAUUUGGCUGAGGGGUGUGAAUACUAUUUCAGAGUGCUGGCCGAAAAUGAGUACGGUAUUGGUGAACCAGCUGAAACUGCAGAACCAGUAAGAGCUUCUGAGGCACCAUCCCCACCUGAAAGCCUUAAUAUUAUGGAUGUAACACGGAACUCAGUUAGCCUGGCUUGGCCAAAACCAGAACAUGAUGGUGGCAGCAAGAUCACUGGAUAUGUAAUUGAAGCACAGAGAAAAGGAACCAACCAGUGGGCACACAUCACCACUGUAAAAACACUGGACUGUGUAGUAAAGAAUUUAACUGAAAAUGAAGAGUAUACUUUCCAGGUUAUGGCAGUUAACAGUGCUGGAAGAAGUGCCCCAAGAGAAAGCAGGCCAGUUAUUAUCAAGGAGCAAACAAUGCUACCAGAGUUUGACCUCCGUGGUAUCUACCAGAAAACAGUCAUUGCCAAAGCUGGUGACAAUAUCAAGAUUGAAAUUCCCGUGCUUGGUCGUCCAAGGCCUACUGUGACUUGGAAGAAAGAAGACCAGAUACUUAAGCAAACACAAAGGGUAAAUUAUGAAAAUACUGCAACUGCAACCAUACUAACCAUCAAUGAAUGUAAACGAAGUGAUAGUGGUCAAUAUCCACUGUCAGCUAAAAAUAUUGUUGGAGAAGUUAGUGAAGUAAUCACAGUCCAAGUUCAUGACAUACCUGGACCUCCCACUGGACCAAUCAAAUUUGAUGAAAUUUCAUCCGACUUUUUAACAUUCUCGUGGGAGCCUCCUUUGAAUGAUGGUGGUGUACCAAUAAGUAACUAUGUUGUAGAAAUGCGUCAAACUGACAGUACCACAUGGACUGAAUUGGCAACCACAGUGAUACGUACUACAUUUAAAGCCACUCGUCUUACUACUGGAGUUGAGUAUCAGUUCCGUGUUAAAGCUCAAAACAGAUAUGGAAUUGGUCCAGCCAUUACUUCAGAGUCUGUUGUUGCCAACUACCCAUUUAAGGUACCUGGGCCUCCUGGCACUCCUCAGGUGAUUGCAGUCACCAAAGAAACCAUGACUAUUAGCUGGAAUGAGCCAGUUACUGAUGGUGGAAGCCCAAUUCUGGGAUAUCAUGUUGAAAGAAAAGAACGAAAUAGCAUUCUUUGGCAGACUGUAAGUAAAAUGCUGGUAUCAGGCAAUAUCUUUAAAUCAACUGGACUUACUGAUGGCAUUGCAUAUGAAUUCCGUGUUAUAGCAGAAAAUCUGGCUGGGAAGAGUAAGCCAAGCAAACCAUCUGAGCCUGUGUUUGCCCUAGACCCAAUAGAUCCACCUGGUAAGCCGAUACCUCUGAACAUUACAAGACAUGCAGUUACACUGAAGUGGACUAAACCAGAAUAUAAUGGAGGUUUUAAGAUAACUGGCUACACCGUUGAAAAAAGAGACCUUCCUAAUGGCCGUUGGCUGAAGGCUAAUUUCAGCAAUAUACUAGAGACUGAAUUCACUGUAAGUGGUUUGACAGAAGAUGCUGCCUAUGAAUUCCGCGUGAUUGCUAGGAAUGCUGGUGGGGCUGUUAGUCAGCCCUCUGAGCCAUCAGAUGCAAUAACUUGUAGAGAUGACAUUGAAGCACCAAAGAUUAGGGUGGAUGCUAAAUACAAAGACACCUUAGUGCUGAAAGCAGGUGAAGUUUUCAAACUUGAGGCUGAUGUUUCGGGUCGCCCUCCACCAACUAUGACAUGGACAAAAGGAGAAAAAGAACUUGAAGACACAGCAAAAUUAGAAAUCAAAAUAGCAGAUUUCUCUACUGUUCUUAUCAAUAAAGAUUCUUCAAGAAGAGACGGUGGUGCCUAUACACUUACUGCAACAAAUCCUGGUGGCUUUGCCAAGCAUAUCUUCAAUGUUAAAGUUCUUGAUAGACCUGGUCCCCCAGAAGGGCCUUUGGCUGUGUCUGAAGUCACUGCAGAAAAAUGUGUGCUGUCAUGGCUCCCUCCACUGGAUGAUGGAGGAGCAAAGAUUGACCAUUAUGUGGUUGAAAAGCGUGAAACUAGUAGAUUGGCAUGGACAGCCGUAGCCACAGAAGUUCCAUUAACUAAACUGAAGGUUACUAAGCUGUUGAAGGGCAAUGAGUACGUCUUCCGUGUGAUGGCUGUUAACAAAUAUGGAGUUGGUGAGCCUCUGGAAUCAGAGCCAGUUCUUGCAGUAAAUCCAUAUGUGCCACCUGAUCCACCUAAAACACCUGAAGUUACAGCAAUUACAAAAGAUUCUAUGAUUGUCUGUUGGGGCCAUCCUGAUUCUGAUGGUGGGAGCCCAAUAACUAACUAUAUUGUGGAACGUCGAGAUAGGGCUGGUCUACGAUGGGUGAAAUGUAACAAAAGGGUUGUUACUGACUUACGUUAUAAAGUGUCUGGACUGACAGAAGGCCAUGAAUAUGAAUACAGAGUCAUGGCUGAAAAUGCUGCUGGAGUCAGUGAGCCAAGCCCAACCAGUCCAUUCUAUAAAGCCUGUGAUACUGUAUUUAAGCCUGGUCCCCCAGGUAAUCCUCGUGUUUUGGAUAGCAGCAAGUCCUCAAUUACAAUAGCGUGGAAUAAACCAAUAUAUGAUGGUGGUUCAGAAAUCACAGGUUACAUGGUUGAGAUCGCACUACCUGAAGAAGAUGAGUGGAAGAUUGUAACUCCACCAAUAGGUCUAAAAGCCACUUCUUUUACCAUCACUGACCUGAAAGAAAAUCAAGAGUAUAAAAUACGGAUAUAUGCUAUGAACUCUGAAGGUCUUGGAGAACCUGCUCUUGUUCCAGGGACUCCAAAAGCUGAAGAAAGAAUGCUACCUCCAGAGAUUGAACUUGAUGCAGAACUACGUAAAGUUGUCACUAUUAGAGCCUGCUGUACUCUAAGGCUUUUUGUCCCAAUUAAAGGAAGGCCAGCACCUGAGGUGAAAUGGACACGAGAACAUGGGGAAUCUUUGGAUAGAGCAAGCAUUGAAUCAACAAGCUCUUAUACUCUACUUAUUGUAGAAAACGUAAAUAGAUUUGAUAGUGGCAAAUACAUACUGACAAUUGAAAACAGCUCAGGUAGUAAGUCAGCAUUUGUGAAUGUCAGAGUUCUUGACACCCCAGGGGCACCUCAGGAUUUGAAAAUAAAAGAAGUUACAAAAUCAUCAGUUACACUCACAUGGGAGCCUCCUCUCAUAGAUGGUGGCUCUAAAAUAAAAAAUUACAUUGUUGAAAAGCGAGAAUCAACAAGAAAAGCUUAUUCAACUGUUAAUGCAAAUUGCCACAAGACCAGCUGGAAAGUUGAUUCACUGCAAGAAGGCUGCAACUAUUACUUCAGAGUCCUAGCUGAAAAUGAGUAUGGAAUAGGCCUUCCAGUUGAAACUUCAGAAUCAGUAAAAGUAUCAGAGAGACCACUUCCACCAGGGAAAAUAACUUUGUUGGAUGUGACAAGAAAUAGCGUAUCCUUAUCUUGGGAAAAACCUGAACAUGAUGGCGGUAGCAGAAUUCUGGGCUACAUUGUAGAAAUGCAAAGCAAAGGCAGUGAAAAGUGGUCAACUUGUGCUACAGUAAAAGUUACCGAAGCCACUAUCACAGGAUUGAUCCAAGGUGAAGAAUACACCUUCCGUGUUUCAGCUCAGAAUGAGAAAGGUAUCAGUGAUCCUCGCCAGCUGGGUAUACCAGUUGUUGCAAAAGAUCUUGUGAUUCCACCAGCUUUCAAACUACUGUUUACCACUUUCAGUGUUCUAGCAGGAGAGGACUUAAAGAUUGACGUUCCUUUUGUUGGUCGACCCAAACCAGCAGUGUUUUGGCAUAAAGAUAACGUGGCAUUGAAGCAGACCACAAGAGUAAAUGCUGAAAGUUCAGAAAAUAACACCGUGUUAACAAUAAAAGAAGCAUGCAGAGAAGAUGUGGGGACAUAUUUAGUUAAACUUACAAACUCUGCAGGUGAAGCAGCCGAGACCCUAAAUAUUGUUGUCCUUGACAAACCAGGACCUCCAACUGGACCAGUAAAAGUAGAUGAAGUAACAGCAGACAGUAUUACCAUUUCUUGGGAACCACCCAAGUAUGAUGGUGGUAGCUCUAUCAAUAAUUACAUUGUAGAAAAAAGAGACACUUCCACCACCACUUGGCAGAUUGUGUCAGCUACGGUUGCAAGAACAACUAUAAAAGCAUGUCGCUUAAAGACUGGCUCUGAAUAUCAGUUCAGAAUCGCAGCUGAGAACAGGUAUGGGAAGAGUACCUAUCUCACUUCAGAGUCAAUCAUAGCCCAGUACCCAUUUAAAGUUCCUGGUCCACCUGGAACACCUUUUGUAACAAAAGUCUCAAAAGACAGCAUGGUGGUUCAAUGGAAUGAACCAGUCAAUGAUGGUGGUAGCAAGAUAAUUGGGUAUCACUUGGAGCGCAAAGAAAGAAACAGCAUUCUGUGGGCUAAAUUGAAUAAAACACCUAUUCCAGAUACCAAAUUUAAGACAACUGGCCUUGAGGAAGGUCUUGAAUAUGAGUUCAGAGUUUAUGCAGAAAACAUAGUGGGCAUUGGAAAGGCAAGUAAAGCAUCUGAAUGCUAUACUGCAUAUGACCCAUGUGACCCACCAGGUCGUCCAGAACCUGUGAUUGUCACAAGAAGCUCAGUAACACUUCAGUGGAAGAAACCUGUAUAUGAUGGUGGAAGUAAGAUCACAGGCUAUGUUGUUGAAAAGAAGGAGCUACCUGAUGGUCGUUGGAUGAAAGCAAGCUUUACAAAUGUCAUUGAUACCCAAUUUGAAGUAACUGGUCUAGUUGAAAACCAGAGAUAUGAGUUCCGUGUUAUAGCGCGAAAUGCUGCAGGUGUUUUCAGUGAACCAUCUGAGAGCUCAGGGGCAAUUACAGCAAGAGAUGAAGUAGAACCACCUCAUAUAAGUAUGGAUCCAAAGUACAAAGACACUGUUGUAGUUCAUGCUGGUGAGUCAUUCAAGCUUGACGCUGAUGUUCGUGGCAAACCAAUACCUUCCAUUCAGUGGUUAAAAGGUGAUCGUGAGCUGACAAACACUGCUCGUAUGGAAAUAAAAAGUACUGACUUUGCAACAAGCCUUAGUGUGAAGGAAGCCAUUAGAGUUGACAGUGGUCAGUAUGUACUACUGGCAAAGAAUGUUGCAGGUGAGAAGAAAGUUCCUGUUAACGUCAAAGUUCUUGAUAGACCGGGACCACCAGAAGGACCUGUUGAGAUUACAGGCGUUACUGCUGAAAAGUGCAUGCUGUCAUGGAAACCUCCGCUACAAGAUGGUGGUAGCGAUAUUUCGCACUAUGUUGUAGAAAAAAGGGAAACCAGUCGCUUGGUGUGGACAGUCGUUGAUUCAAAUGUGCAAACCCUAAACUGUAAAGUUACCAAACUUUUAGAAGGAAAUGAAUAUGUUUUCCGCAUCAUGGCAGUAAAUAAAUAUGGAGUUGGUGAACCUCUUGAGUCUGAACCAGUACUCGCAAAGAACCCAUUUGUAGUGCCACUUCCACCAAGGGCACCAGAAGUCACAGCCAUCACCAAGGAUUCUAUGAUAGUUGUAUGGGAAAGGCCAGCCUCAGAUGGUGGUAGUGAAAUCCUGGGCUACAUCCUUGAAAAACGAGAUAAGGAAGGUAUUCGCUGGACAAGAUGCAACAAACGCCUGAUAAGUGAACUGCGAUACAGAGUGACCGGGCUUAUAGAAAAUCAUGAUUAUGAGUACAGAGUUUCAGCUGAAAAUGCUGCUGGUCUUAGUGAACCAAGCCCACCAUCCGCUUACUACAAAGCGUGUGAUCCUAUUUACAAGCCAGGUCCACCCAAUAAUCCUAAAGUUGUGGAUGUUACAAGAUCUUCAGUUUUCCUUUCAUGGGGUAAACCUAUCUAUGAUGGUGGGUCUGAAAUUCAGGGAUACAUUGUGGAAAAAUGUGAUGUAAGUGAUGGUGAAUGGGCAAUUUGUACCCCUCCAACUGGAAUUAAGAAUACUCACAUGGAAGUAGAAAAAUUAGUGGAAAAACAUGAAUACAAAUUCCGCAUAUGUGCAGUUAAUAAAGCAGGAGUUGGAGACCAUGCAGAUGUUCCUGGUUCUGUUAUUGUGGAAGAAAAGAUGGAGGCACCAGACCUUGACCUUGACAUGGAAUUAAGGAAGAUUGUAAAUGUGAGAGCAGGAGGUUCCUUAAGACUGUUUGUUCCCAUCAGAGGUCGUCCAACACCUGAAGUCAAAUGGGGGAAAAUGGAUGGUGAGAUCAGAGAGGCAGCUGUUAUUGAUACCACUAGCAGCUUUACUUCCCUUGUUCUAGACAAUGUUAACAGAUUUGAUACUGGAAAGUACACUCUGACUUUAGAAAACAGCAGUGGAACAAAGUCUGCCUUUGUCAGCGUAAGAGUACUGGAUACCCCAAGUGCACCUGUUAAUUUAAAAAUUAGAGAGAUCACUAAAGACUCUGUUUCACUUUCUUGGGAGCCUCCUCUCUUGGAUGGUGGAGCAAAAAUAAAGAAUUACAUUAUUGAAAAGCGUGAAGCAACAAGAAAGGCAUAUGCAGCUGUUGUAACAAACUGCCAUAAGACUUCAUGGAAAGUAGAUCAACUUCAGGAGGGCUGUUAUUACUUCUUUAGAAUCUCUGCUGAGAAUGAAUAUGGAAUUGGCCUCCCUGCAGAAACCAGUGACCCAAUUAAAGUUGCUGAAGUACCACAGCCUCCUGGGAAAAUAACAGUGGAUGAUGUCACAAGAAACAGUGUCUCACUAAGCUGGGCAAAACCUGAACAUGAUGGUGGCAGCAAAAUCAUACAAUACAUUGUUGAAAUGCAAGUGAAGGGUAGUGAGAAGUGGUCAGAGUGUGCUCGUGUAAAAACACUUGAAGCAGUUGUUACUAACCUAACUCAAGGGGAAGAAUAUCUUUUUAGAGUAAUGGCUGUAAAUGAAAAGGGUAAGAGUGACCCUAGAGCACUUGCAGUUCCAGUAGUUGCCAAAGACCUGGUGAUUGAACCUGAUGUAAGACCUGCUUUUCACAGUUAUAGUAUCCAAGUGGGACAAGAUCUGAAAGUAGAAGUACCAAUUGCAGGUCGUCCUAAACCAACUGUUACCUGGGUAAAAGAUGGCCAGCCAUUAAGGCAGACAACAAGAGUAAAUGUCAGCGAUUUGACUGAUCUCACUAUAUUGAAUAUUAAAGAAACUAGCAAAGAGGACAGUGGCACUUAUGAAAUCACUGUGGCUAAUGUUGUUGGACAAAAGUCUGCCUCUGUUCAGAUUAUAACUCUAGACAAACCUGACCCUCCAGUAGGACCUGUGAAAUUUGAUGAAAUAAGUGCAGAAAGUAUUACCCUAUCAUGGAAUCCCCCAGUGUACACAGGCGGCUGCCAAAUCACCAACUAUAUUGUUCACAAGAGAGAUACAACAACCACUAUAUGGGAAACAGUUUCAGCUACUGUUGCAAGAACUACGCUAAAGGUGACUAAACUGAAAACUGGUUCAGAAUACCAGUUCAGAAUAUUUGCUGAGAAUAGGUAUGGGCAGAGCUUUGCAUUGGAAUCUGCACCAGUUGUAGCACAGUACCCCUACAAAGAACCAGGACCUCCUGGCACACCAUUUGUGACAACGGUUACAAAGGACUCUAUGGUUGUACAGUGGCAUGAACCAAUAAAUGAUGGUGGCAGUAGAGUGUUGGGCUACCAUCUUGAGAGAAAGGAGAAAAACAGCAUUUUAUGGGCUAAAGUGAACAAGAGUAUUAUUCAGGACACAAGUUUUAAGACAACUAACCUUGAAGAAGGAAUUGAAUAUGAGUUUCGAGUUUCUGCAGAAAAUAUUGUUGGUGUGGGCAAAACAAGUAAAGUUUCUGAGUGCUAUGUAGCUCGUGACCCAUGUGAUCCUCCAGGUCGCCCAGAAGCUAUAAUAAUAAAAAGAAGCUCUAUUACUCUACAGUGGACCAAACCAGAAUACGAUGGUGGAAGUAAGAUUACUGGCUAUAUUGUAGAGAAACGUGACUUACCAGAUGGUCGCUGGAUGAAAGCAAGCUUCACAAAUAUCAUUGAAACUCAGUUCACUGUAACAGGGCUUACCGAAGACCAAAGAUACGAAUUUAGAGUAAUUGCAAAGAAUGCUGCAGGUGCAAUAAGCAAACCUUCUGACAGUACGGGACCAAUAACAGCAAGGGAUGAAGUUGAACUUCCACGAAUUUCAAUGGAUCCAAAGUACAAAGACACAAUUGUUGUAAGUGCUGGUGAAACAUUUAGACUUGAGGCUGAUGUUCAUGGAAAGCCACUACCAACCAUUAAGUGGUACAAAGGAGAUAAAGAGCUUGAGGAAACUGCUAGAUAUGAAAUAAAGAACACAGAUUUCAGUGCAUUAAUAAUUGUAAAAGAUGCUAUUAGAGUUGAUGGUGGACAGUACAUUUUAGAGGCCUCUAAUGUUGCAGGAACAAAGACAGUACCAGUAAAUGUAAAAGUCCUGGACAGGCCAGGACCUCCAGAGGGCCCAGUCCAAGUAACAGGAGUUACAGCUGAAAAAUGUUCAUUGGCAUGGGCUCCUCCUCUUCAUGAUGGUGGCAGUGAUAUUUCUCAUUACAUUGUAGAGAAGAGAGAAACUAGUCGCCUAGCAUGGACUGUUGUUGCCUCAGAGGUUUUGCCUACAAUGCUGAAAGUAACAAAACUUUUGGAAGGAAAUGAAUAUGUUUUCCGUAUUAUGGCAGUUAACAAAUAUGGGGUUGGUGAACCAUUAGAAUCUGUGCCAGUAAUGAUGAAAAAUCCAUUUGUGGUUCCUGGACCACCAAAGGCCUUGGAAAUUACCAACAUCACAAAGGAUUCUAUGACUGUCUGCUGGAGCCGGCCAGAUAGUGAUGGAGGUAGUGAAAUCAUAGGUUACAUUGUAGAAAAGAGAGACCGAGCAGGCAUCAGAUGGAUAAAAUGCAAUAAACGCCGAAUUACAGAUUUGCGAUUAAGAGUUACAGGAUUAACAGAGGAUCAUGAAUAUGAAUUCAGAGUUUCUGCUGAAAAUGCUGCUGGAGUGGGUGAGCCAAGCCAAGUUUCUCCUUACUUUAAAGCUUGUGACCCCAUAUUCAAGCCUGGCCCACCUACAAAUGCUCAUGUGGUGGAUACCACCAAAAGUUCAGUUACACUUGGCUGGAGUAAACCUAUUUAUGAUGGUGGUUGUGAAAUCCAGGGAUACAUUGUAGAAAUCUGUAAAGCAGAUGAAGAUGAAUGGUCCCUUGUUACUCCACAGACAGGUGUACGUGCCACUCGAUUUGAAAUCAAAAAGCUUACUGAACAUCAGGAAUAUAAACUACGAGUGUGUGCCCUCAACAAGGUUGGUGUGGGAGAGGCUGCAUCGGUUCCUGGUACUAUUAAACCAGAAGACAAACUUGAAGCUCCAGAACUUGAUAUUGAUUCAGAGCUAAGGAAAGGGAUUGUGGUUAGAGCUGGCGGGUCUGCUAGGAUUCAUAUACCAUUCAGGGGACGACCAACACCUGACAUCAUGUGGUCUCGAGAAGAAGGUGAAUUCACAGAAAAAGUUCAGAUUGAUAAAGGCAUGAACUACACACAACUUUCAAUUGACAACUGUGAUAGAAAUGAUGCUGGAAAGUACAUUCUUAAGUUGGAGAACAGCAGUGGUUCUAAAUCUGCAUUUGUUACAGUAAAAGUCUUGGACACACCAGGACCACCACAAAACUUAGUGGUAAAGGAUAUAAAGAAGGAUUCUGCUGUAUUAUCUUGGGAACCACCCAUUAUCGAUGGUGGUGCAAAGGUAAAGAACUAUGUAAUAGACAAGCGUGAGUCAACCAGGAAGGCAUUUGCAAAUGUAAGUGCUAAGUGUGGCAAGACAAGUUUUAAAGUUGAAAAUCUUACAGAAGGAGCAAUUUAUUACUUCAGAGUUAUGGCUGAAAAUGAAUUUGGAAUUGGUGUUCCAGCUGAAACCACAGAUGCUGUCAAAGCCUCAGAGCCACCUCUGCCUCCUGGGAAAGUAACACUCACCGAUGUGACUCAGAGAAGUGCAUCACUUACCUGGGAAAAACCUGAACAUGAUGGAGGUAGCAGAAUUUUGGGAUACAUUGUUGAAAUGCUGCCUAAAGGAACAGAAAAAUGGAGUGUUGUUAGUGAGACCAAAACAUGCAAUGCAGUUGUGUCUGGUUUGAGUCCAGGACAGGAGUAUCAGUUUCAUGUGAUUGCCUACAAUGAAAAAGGCAAAAGUGAUCCCAGAGCACUUGGAAUCCCUGUGAUAGCUAAAGACUUGACAAUAGAGCCAAGUUUCAAACUGAUGUUUAAUACAUACAGUGUACAGGCUGGAGAAGAUCUGAAAGUAGAAGUACCAUUUAUAGGUAGACCCAAACCUACUAUUACUUGGACAAAAGAUGAGCAGCCAUUGAAACAGACAACCAGAUUACAUAUUCAGGAUACACCAACAUCAACUAUCUUACAUAUUAAAGAAAGCAACAAGGAAGAUUUCGGUAAAUAUACAGUAACAGCAACAAACACAGCAGGCACAGCAACAGAGCACCUGAGCAUAAUUGUACUGGAAAAGCCUGGCCCACCACGAGGACCUGUCCGCUUUGAUGAAGUUAGCGCAGACUUUGUUGUUUUAUCAUGGGAUCCACCUGAUUAUACUGGUGGCUGUCAGAUAAGCAACUAUAUAGUAGAAAAGCGUGACACAAGCACUACCACGUGGAACAUCGUGUCAGCAACUGUUGCAAGAACAACUAUCAAAGCAACAAAACUUAAAACAGGUUCUGAAUAUCAGUUUAGGAUUUCUGCUGAAAAUAGAUAUGGGAAGAGCGCUCCAUUGGAUUCUAAGCCAGUUGUUGUGCAAUACCCUUACAAGGUGCCUGGGCCACCUGGAACCCCAUUUGUAACAGCAGCUUCCAAGGACCAUAUGAUCGUACAAUGGCAUGAACCAGUUAAUGAUGGAGGAAGCAAAGUUCUUGGCUACCAUCUUGAACGUAAAGAUAAGAACAGCAUCCUUUGGACAAAACAGAACAAGUCACUCAUUGCAGACACCAAAUAUAAAACAGAUGGCCUUGAAGAAGGUCUUGAAUAUGAGUUCAGAGUUUCUGCUGAAAACAUUGUUGGCAUUGGCAAAGUCAGCAAAGUAUCAGAAUUGUAUGCUGCCCGAGAUCCUUGUGACCCACCUGGCCGCCCUGAAGCCAUUGUUGUUACAAGAAAUAAUAUCACGCUGAAGUGGAAAAAACCAGAAUAUGAUGGUGGAAGCAAAAUAACAGGAUAUAUUGUAGAAAAGAAAGAACUACCAGAUGGUCGCUGGAUGAAAGCAAGCUUUACAAAUGUGUUAGAAACAGAAUUUACAGUAAGUGGUCUUGUUGAAAACCAACGAUAUGAAUUUAGAGUAAUAGCAAGAAAUGCAGCAGGCUGCUUGAGUGAACCAUCUGAAAGUACAGGGCCCAUUACUGCCAGAGAUGAAAUUGAAGCACCAGGGGCUUCACUGGAUCCUAAAUACAAAGAUGUCAUUGUUGUUCAUGCUGGAGAAACCUUCGUUCUUGAAGCUGAUAUCCAUGGCAAACCUAUUCCUGACAUUACAUGGUCAAAAGAUGGUAAAGACCUUGAAGAAGCAACUGCAAGAAUGGAAAUUAAAUCUACCAUAGAGAAAACAACUCUUACUGUCAAAGACUGUAUAAGAGUAGAUGGAGGUCACUAUACCCUUAACCUCAGGAAUGUUGCUGGCACAAAAUCUAUACCAAUCACUGUAAAAGUGCUUGACAGGCCAGGACCUCCAGAAGGACCUUUGAAGGUUACAGGUGUCACUGCAGAAAAAUGCUACUUGGCAUGGGCUCCGCCUUUACAUGAUGGUGGUUCUAGUAUCUCGCAUUAUAUCAUUGAGAAGAGAGAGACAAGCAGGCUUUCAUGGACACAAGUAGCAACAGACGUGCAGGCUCUUAACCACAAAGUAACCAGACUCCUUGCUGGCAACGAGUACAUUUUCCGUGUAAUGGCAGUGAACAAAUACGGAACUGGAGAACCUUUGGAGUCUGAGCCAAUUGUGGCUCGUAAUCCAUACAAACCCCCUGGUCCUCCUUCAACACCUGAAGUUUCAGCAAUCACAAAAGAUUCUAUGGUGGUAACAUGGGGUCGCCCAGAAGACGAUGGGGGAGCUGAAAUUGAAGGCUACAUACUUGAAAAACGAGAUAAAGAUGGUAUCCGGUGGACCAAAUGCAAUAAGAAAAGGCUGACAGACUUGCGAUUCAGAGUAACGGGUCUUACCGAUGGACAUUUCUAUGAAUUUAGAGUUUCUGCUGAAAAUGCUGCAGGGGUAGGGGAACCCAGUGAGCCAUCCAUUUUAUAUCGUGCUUGUGAUGUAUUAUAUCCACCAGGUCCACCAAGCAAUCCAAAAGUUACAGACACUUCCAGGUCAUCAGUUUCCCUUGCCUGGAGUAAGCCCAUUUAUGAUGGUGGUGCUCCAGUUAAGGGAUACGUAGUAGAAGUAAAAGAAGCUGCUGCUGAUGAAUGGACUACCUGCACUCCACCAACAGGCCUACAAGCAAAACAGUUCACUGUAACAAAACUUAAAGAGAACCAGGAGUAUAACUUCCGAAUCUGUGCCAUCAAUUCAGAAGGAGUAGGAGAACCUGCUACUAUACCUGGUACAGUCAUAGCAGCAGACAAGAUUGAACCUCCUGAAAUAGAACUUGAUGCAGAUCUCAGAAAAGUAGUCACUGUACGUGCUAGUGGUACACUACGCCUGUUUGUCACCAUCAAAGGAAGACCAGAACCUGAAGUUAAAUGGGAAAAAGCAGAAGGAACAAUUAGUGAGCGAGCUCAGAUUGAAGUCACCAGUUCCUACACAAUGCUGGUCAUUGACAAUGUGAAUAGAUUUGAUAGUGGUAGAUAUAAUCUUACUUUAGAGAACAACAGUGGUAAAAAAUCAGCUUUUGUUAAUGUCAGAGUGCUUGAUACACCUAGUGCACCUAUAAACCUAACAAUCAGAGAAGUGAAAAAAGAUUUUGUAACAUUAGCAUGGGAACCGCCACUUAUUGAUGGUGGAGCUAAAAUUACCAACUAUGUUGUUGAAAAGCGAGAAUCCACGAGAAAGGCAUAUGCCACAAUUACAAACAACUGCACUAAGAACUCCUUCAAGAUUACUCAACUACAAGAAGGAUGUAGUUACUACUUCCGUGUUCUAGCUGUAAAUGAAUAUGGGGUUGGCUUACCAGCAGAAACACCUGACCCAAUUAAGGUUUCUGAACCACCUUCUCCACCUGCAAAGGUCGUUCUUGUUGAUGUGACUCGCAACUCUGCUUCAAUUAAAUGGGAAAAGCCAGAGAGUGAUGGUGGCAGUAAAAUUACUGGUUAUAUAGUAGAAAUGCAAACUAAAGGAAGUAUAAAAUGGAGUGCAUGUACACAGGUGAAAACAUUAGAAGCAACAAUAACAGGCUUAAGUAUGGGAGAAGAGUACAGUUUCAGAGUGAUUGCUGUUAAUGAAAAAGGAAAAAGUGAUCCAAGAGAACUUGGUGUCCCAGUCAUUGCAAAAGAUAUUGAAAUCCAGCCAUCUGCUGAGCUUCUUUUCAACACAUUCACUGUGAAAGCUGGAGAUGAUCUUAAGAUUGAUGUGCCAUUCAGAGGGCGACCUCUUCCAACCGUUAACUGGAAGAAGGAUGGGAAUCCCUUAAAAGAGACAACCAGGGUAAAUGUUCAGACAUCAAAGACUUCAACCUCACUGUCCAUCAAGGAAGCUUCAAAUGAAGAUUUGGGACAUUAUGAACUACAUCUUUCAAAUACUGCUGGAUCAACAACAGCUUCCUUAACUGUAGUUGUCCUUGACAGACCAGGACCACCAACUGAUGUGCAUAUUGAUGAAGUUAGUGCUGAUAGUGUAACUCUGUCUUGGAAACCUCCUGCAUAUGAUGGUGGAUGCCAUAUUAGCAACUACGUUGUGGAGAAGCGAGAAACUACCACAACAACAUGGGAUGUCGUAUCUGCAGCAGUUGCAAGGACAUCAAUUAAAGUACUUCGACUCACCACUGGCUCUGAGUAUCAGUUCCGGAUUUGUGCAGAAAACCGCUAUGGGAAAAGCACUUACACUAAUUCUCCUUCUGUUGUGGCAGAAUAUCCAUUUAAGCCUCCAGGACCACCUGGAACUCCUCAUGUGACACACGCAACUAAAGUUUUCAUGAUUGUAACUUGGCAGGUACCGGUUAAUGAUGGAGGUAGCAGAGUACUAGGAUAUCACUUGGAGCGUAAAGAAAGAAGCAGCAUUCUUUGGACAAAAGUCAACAAGAGCCUUAUACCUGAUACACAAAUGAAAGUUACAGGUCUUGAAGAAGGACUGCUGUACGAAUAUCGUGUGUAUGCUGAAAACGUUGCUGGAAUAGGCAAAUGCAGUAAAUCAUGUGAACCUGUUGCUGCAAGAGAUCCCUGUGAUCCUCCUGGUCAACCAGAAGUUACUAAUAUUACAAGAACAUGUGUCUCUCUGAAAUGGACUAAACCAGAAUAUGAUGGUGGAGCUAAAGUAACAGGAUAUAUUAUUGAACGCAGAGAGAUACCGGAUGGUCGUUGGCUAAAAUGUAAUUUUACUAAUGUGCAAGAAACAUACUUUGACGUAAGUGGACUUACAGAAGACCAGCGAUAUGAAUUCCGUGUGAUUGCAAAGAAUGCUGCUGGACUUUUCAGUCAGCCAUCUGAAUCAACUGGACCUGUGACUGUAAAAGAUGAUGUAGAGGCUCCAAGAAUUAUGAUGGAUGCCAAAUUCAGGGAUGUAGUUGUGAAAGCUGGAGAAGUGUUUAAAGUCAAUGCUGAUAUUGCAGGACGACCAAUACCAGUGAUUUCAUGGACAAAGGACGGCAAGGAGCUUGAAGGAAAAGCUAGAGUUGAAAUAGCCUCAACAGAUCACACUACUGCAAUAACAAUUAAGGACUGUAUCCGGGGUGAUUCAGGACAGUAUGUACUAACAUUACAAAAUGUUGCAGGAUCAAGGUCUUUGGCAAUUAAUUGCAAAGUACUUGAUAGACCUGGCCCACCUGCAGGCCCACUAGAAAUAAAUGGCCUUACUGCUGAAAAGUGCCAUUUAUCAUGGGGACCCCCUCAAGAAAAUGGAGGUGCAGAUAUUGAUUAUUAUAUUGUAGAAAAACGUGAGACCAGCAGAAUUGCAUGGACACUUUGUGAAGGAGAGCUUAGAACAACAUCCUGUAAAGUGACAAAGCUCCUGAAGGGUAAUGAGUAUAUUUUCAGAGUGAUGGGAGUUAACAAAUAUGGCAUUGGUGAGCCUCUAGAAAGUGAUGCUGUCAAAGCCCUAGACCCAUUUACCAUUCCAAGUCCACCUACAUCUUUAGAGAUCACCAGUGUGAGCAAAGAUUCAAUAACUCUGUGCUGGGCAAGACCUGAGUCUGAUGGAGGCAAUGAGAUUUCUGGCUAUGUAAUUGAAAGGCGUGAGAAAACUAGCCUAAGAUGGAUUCGUGUAAACAAAAAGCCAGUUUAUGAUUUAAGAGUUAAAUCAUCUGGUCUCCGUGAAGGAUGUGAAUAUGAAUUCCGGGUUUAUGCAGAAAAUGCUGCUGGCCUCAGUCUUCCAAGUGAAACCACACCAUUGAUUCGGGCAGAAGAUCCAAUCUUCUUGCCAUCUCCCCCAUCUAAACCUAAGAUUAUGGAUUCCACAAGGUCAAAUAUCACAAUUGGGUGGACAAAGCCACUGUUUGAUGGAGGUGCUCCAGUAACGGGGUACACAGUUGAAUACAAGAAAACUGAUGAAACUGACUGGACAACUGCUAUUCAGAACUUAAGAGGUACAGAAUACACCAUAACCGGAUUAGCAUCAGGCUCUGAGUACGUCUUUAGAGUGAAAUCCAUUAAUAAAAUUGGUGUCAGUGAACCAAGUGAUGUCUCAGAACCUCAGGUGGCAAAAGAAAGAGAGGAAGAACCUGCCUUUGAUAUUGACAGUGAAAUGCGGAAGACUUUAAUUGUAAAGGCUGGUGGAUCAUUCACAAUGACUGUUCCUUUCAGAGGCAAACCAGUUCCAAAUGUAACGUGGAACAAACCAGACACAGAUCUCCGCACACGAGCAAGCAUUGACACUUCAGAUAAUUGCACAUCUCUUACUAUUGAAAAAGCAACAAGAAACGAUUCUGGAAAAUACACAUUAACAUUGCAAAACAUCCUGAACACUGCUACUUUGACUUUAAUUGUCAAAGUUCUUGAUACUCCUGGCCCACCAUCUAAUAUUGCAGCAAAAGACAUAACUAAAGAAUCUGCUGUGUUAUCUUGGGAUGUUCCUGAAAAUGAUGGUGGAGCACCUGUAAAGAACUAUGUUAUUGAAAAACGAGAAGCUAGCAAAAAAGCAUGGGUCACUGUGACAAACAAUUGUCAUCGCCUGUCCUACAAAGUGACUAGCUUGCAAGAAGGUGCCGUUUACUAUUUCCGGGUUUCUGGAGAAAAUGAAUAUGGUGUUGGAGUGCCUUCUGAGACCAAGGAGGGAACAAAAAUAACAGAAAAACCCAGCCCACCAGAAAAACUUGGAGUAACAAAUGUCACAAAGGACAGUGUCUCUCUUUCAUGGCUAAAACCAGAACAUGAUGGUGGAAGCAGAAUUGUGAGCUACCUCAUCGAAGCUCUUGAGAAAGGACAGCAAAAAUGGGUUAAGUGUGCAGUUGUAAAGACAACUCAUCAUGUUGUCCAUGGUCUUAAGGAGAAUGUUGACUAUUUCUUCAGGGUGUCUGCAGAAAACCAAGCUGGUUUAAGUGAUCCUAAGGAAAUACUACUCCCUGUUACAGUUAAAGAACAUUUAGAAUCUCCCGAGAUUGACAUGAAGGGCUUCCCGCAUAACACUGUAUAUAUUCGAGCAGGAUCAAACCUGAAAGUUGAAAUUCCAGUUUCUGGAAAACCAGUGCCAAAGGUGACAUUGUCUAGAGAUGGUGUUCCACUGAAACCUACCAUGAGGUUUCACACAGAAACCACUGCAGAAAGUCUCAUCAUUAACCUUAAAGAAAGUGUGGCUGCUGAUGCUGGCAGAUAUGACAUUACUGCUGCCAACUCAAGUGGCACCACAAAAUCAUUUGUUAAUAUCGUUGUGCUGGAUAGACCGGGUCCUCCUGUUGGUCCCGUUGUCCUUAGCGAUAUCACUGAAGAGAGUGUAAUGCUCAGGUGGCAGCCACCAGCUUAUGAUGGUGGAAGUCAGGUUACCAACUAUAUUGUACUGAAAAGAGAAACAAGUACUGCUGCUUGGUCUGAAGUGUCUGCAACUGUUGCUAGAACUGUUAUCAAAGUUAUGAAGCUCACAACAGGAGAAGAAUACCAAUUCCGCAUCAAAGCUGAGAAUCGCUUUGGCAUCAGCGAUCACAUAGACUCACAGUGUGUUGUUGUCAAGCUUCCUUACACUACCCCCGGCCCUCCUUCCACACCAUGGGUUACGAAUGUCACCCGAGAGAGUAUUACUGUUGGAUGGCAUGAACCAGUCACUAACGGUGGCAGUGCAGUCAUUGGAUACCACCUGGAAAUGAAAGACAGGAAUAGCAUAUUAUGGCAGAAGGCUAACAAGAUGCUCAUUCGCACAACUCACUUCAAAGUCACCACCAUCAGCGCUGGCCUUAUAUAUGAAUUUAGAGUUUAUGCAGAAAAUGCAGCUGGCAUUGGAAAAGCAAGUCAUCCUUCUGAUCCAGUCCUUGCAAUUGAUGCUUGUGAACCACCAAGAAAUGUUCGUGUCUCAGAUAUUUCCAAGACUGCUAUCACUCUGUCAUGGCAGAAGCCAGCAUUUGAUGGUGGUAGCAAGAUCACUGGAUACAUCGUAGAAAAACGUGAUCUUCCGGAUGGCAGAUGGACAAAAGCUAGCUUCACCAAUGUUAUUGAGACUCAGUUCACAGUAUCUGGUCUGACACAGAAUUCCCGGUAUGAAUUCCGGGUCUUUGCUAAGAAUGCUGUCGGUUCCAUUAGUAAUCCUUCAGAUGUUGUAGGUCCUAUCACAUGUGUUGAUACAUAUGGUGCACCUGAAAUCGAUGUGCCACCAGAAUAUACAGAAGUGGUGAAAUAUAAAGCAGGAACUUCUGUUAAGCUAAAACUAGGCAUCUCGGGCAAGCCUAUACCCACAAUAGAAUGGUUCAAAAAUGGCAACGAGGUACAAACCAGUGCACUAGUGUCUAUUGAAAACACAACAGAAUUUGCUUCUAUUCUCAUCAAGGAUGCAACUCGACUCAACAGUGGCACGUAUGAAUUAAAACUGAAGAAUGCCAUGGGUUCAGCAUCAGCCCAUGUUAGAGUACAGAUACUUGACAAGCCAGGACCCCCAACUGGACCUAUACAGUUUAAGACAGUCACUGCUGAAAAGAUUACAAUAAUGUGGGAGCCACCAGCAGAUGAUGGUGGUGCACCUGUAACACACUAUGUUGUUGAAAAGCGGGAGACAAGUCGGGUUGUAUGGUCUUUAAUUUCUGAAAAACUGGAGGGGUGUAUCAUAACUACAACAAAACUCAUCAAAGGAAAUGAAUAUGUGUUCCGUGUCCGUGGUGUGAACAAGUUUGGAGUUGGUGAUUCACUGGAGUCUGAACCCGUUGUAGCCAAAAAUUCAUUUGUUACACCUGGACCACCUAGUGUACCAGAAGUCACAAUGAUAACCAAGAAUUCUAUGACUGUUGUCUGGAAUAGGCCCACUGUUGACGGAGGCAGUGAAAUAUCAGGAUAUUUUCUUGAGAAGCGUGACAAGAAGAGUCUGAGUUGGUUCAAGGUUACUAAAGAAACCAUUCGGGACACCAGACAGAAAGUAACAGGUCUGACUGAAAACAGCGAAUACCAUUUCCGAGUUUGUGCUGUCAAUGCAGCUGGACAAGGUCCAUUCUCUGAAGCUUCUGACUUCUACAAAGCCGCAGAUCCUGUUGAUAAGCCAGGAUCACCAACAAAGCUGAAGGUUGUGGAUACAACCAAGACAUCUGUCACCCUUGGCUGGAUUAAACCUGCUUAUGAUGGAGGAAGUCCAAUUACCAACUAUGUGGUGGAGAAAAGGGAAGGUGAAGAGCAAGAAUGGACUGUAGUCAGUAGUAAGGGAGAAGUGAGGACAACUGAGUAUGUUGUAUCCCACCUUCAGCCAAGUGUUAACUAUUAUUUCCGUGUGUCUGCUAUAAAUUCUGCUGGACAAGGAGAGGCUAUUGAAAUGACGGAACCUGUUCAAGCUAAAGAUAUUCUUGUGGCACCAGAGAUUGAUCUGGAUGUUGCUCUCCGGACCUCUAUUGUUGCUAAAGCAGGUGAAGAUGUGCAAAUAAUGAUUCCAUUCAAAGGAAGACCUCCUCCAACAGUCACAUGGAGAAAGGGUGACAAAAAUCUUGGGACUGAUGGAAGAUAUAUUAUCCAGAACACAGAAUCAUCUACACUACUUACUAUUCCUCAAGUUACCCGAAAUGAUACAGGAAAAUAUGUUCUUACAAUUGAAAAUGGAGUUGGAGAAGCGAAAUCAUCAUUUGUGAAUGUAAAAGUACUUGACACACCAUCUGCCUGCCAGAAGCUGCAGCUAAAGCAUGUUUCUCGUGGCACAGUUACACUGGUAUGGGAGCCACCUCUCAUUAAUGGUGGGUCUGAAAUCACAAAUUAUGUUGUUGAAAAAAGAGAUGCUACAAAGAGGGCUUGGUCAACUGUAACAACGAAGUGCUCUCAUACCACCUUUAAGCUAACUAACCUGUCAGAGAAGACUGCAUUCUUCUUCCGUGUUCUUGCUGAAAAUGAAAUUGGACUGGGUGAACCUUGUGAGACAUCUGAACCAGUGAAAGCUGCGGACAUACCUGGACCUGUAAAAGACCUAGCCAUGAAAGAUUCUACAAAGACUUCUGUUAAACUGCAGUGGAGCAAACCUGAUUAUGACGGUGGUAGCAUUAUAUCGGACUAUGUUAUUGAAAAGAAACUGCAGGAAGAAAAAGAAUGGACAUAUGCAGGCACAAGCAAGAGCUGUGAAUUUGAAGUUGAAAAACUUAAAGAGCUUUCUGUCAUGGAAUUCAGAGUCUUUGCUAAAAAUGAAAAGGGCAUGAGUGAUGGUGUUACUGUUGGGCCCAUUACAGUGAAAGAACAUAUAAUAACACCUGAGGCUGACCUUUCUGAUAUUCCUGGAGGUCAAAUUGCAGUAAGAAUUGGACAUAACCUACACAUUGAAUUGCCCUAUAAAGGUAAACCUAAGCCAUCAAUGAGCUGGCUCAAGGACAACCUCCCUCUUAAAGAAACUGAACAUCUUCGGUUCAAGAAAACUGAAAACAAGAUAAGCUUAAGCAUCAAGAAUGUGAAAAAGGAGCAUGGUGGCAAAUAUACUUUAAUUCUUGAUAAUGUAGUCUGCAGAAAAACAUUCACAAUCACUGUCAUCACUCUUGGCCCGCCAUCUAAGCCAAAAGGACCUUUAAGACUAGAUGAAAUCAAAGCAGAUAGUGUAGUUUUGUCAUGGGAAGCUCCUGAAGAUGAUGGGGGAGGAGAAAUUACUGGCUACAGUAUUGAGAAGAGAGAAACUUCACAAAUGAACUGGAAGCUGGUGUGUUCAAGUGCUGCAAGAACAACUUUCAAAGUACCAAACCUUGUUAAAGACACUGAAUAUCAGUUUAGAGUGCGUGCAGAAAACAGAUAUGGAGUGAGCCCACCUCUUGUCUCAGCAGAUGUUGUGGCAAAGCAUCAGUUUAGACCACCAGGUGCCCCAGGCAAGCCUGUUGUAUACAACAUAACCUCUGAUGGAAUGACCAUAUCUUGGGAUGCUCCCGUUUAUGAUGGUGGUUCAGAGAUUAUUGGAUACCAUGUUGAAAAGAAGGAGAGAAACAGUAUUUUGUGGCAGAAGGUUAAUGUUGCAUUAAUUUCUAGCAGAGAAUACAGGAUUACUGGACUGCUUGAGGGCCUGGAUUACCAGUUCCAAGUAUAUGCUGAAAACACUGCAGGUCUAAGCCGAGCUAGUGAGCCAAGCAAGUUUACUUUGGCAGUCUCUCCAGUGGACCCGCCUGGUACUCCUGAUCACAUUGAUGUCACCAGGGAAACAGUCACCCUUAAAUGGACCCCCCCACUGCGUGAUGGAGGCAGUAAGAUUGUGGCCUACAGCAUUGAGAAACGACAAGGAAGUGAAGACCGUUGGCUCAGAUGUAACUUUACUGAUGUCAGUGAAUGCCAAUAUACAGUUACAGGACUCAGUUCAGGUGAUCGAUAUGAAUUCAGAGUGCUCGCAAGAAAUGCUGUUGGUACAAUCAGCCCGCCUUCACAGUCUUCAGGCUAUAUCAUGACCAGAGAUGAAAACAUUGCUCCAACAAUUGAAUUUGGCCCUGAGCACUUUGAAGGCCUUACUGUUAAAGCUGGAGAGAGCAUUAAACUUAAAGCUCUAAUCAAAGGACGUCCAGUACCUAAAGUGACAUGGUUUAAGGAUGGUAAGGAGAUUGAGAAAACAAUGAAUAUAGAAAUAACUACAGCUAUUGGAUAUAGUACAAUCUUCAUUAGAGAUGCCUCCCGGGAUCAUCGUGGAGUAUAUACAGUAGAAGCCAAAAAUGCAUCAGGCACUAAACAAGAAGAUAUUACCUUCAGAGUACAAGACACACCAGGAAAAGUUGGUGGACCAAUACGAUUCACAAACAUUACCGGAGAAAAAGUCACUUUAUGGUGGGAGCCUCCAGCUAAUGAUGGUUGUGCUUCUAUUUCCCACUACAUAAUUGAAAAACGCGAAACCAGCAGGAUUGCUUGGGCAUUAGUUGAAGAUAAAUGUGAAGCUUGUACCUACACUGCACUUAAACUAAUUAAGGGCAAUGAGUACCAGUUCCGUGUCUCUGCAGUGAACAAAUUUGGAGUUGGCAGACCAUUGGAGUCUGAUCCAGUUACUGCACAAAUACCUUAUACUCUCCCUGAUGCACCAGGAACUCCAGAGCCUACCAAUGUAACAGGAGACAGCAUCACACUCACAUGGGCAAGACCACAAUCAGAUGGCGGAAGCGAGAUAAAUGAGUAUAUUCUAGAAAGGAGAGAAAAGAAGAGCAUGCGCUGGGUUAAAGUAUCCAGUAAAAGGCCCAUUACUGAGAACAGAUACAGAGUAACUGGCCUUAUUGAAGGCAAUGAGUAUGAAUUUCAUGUCAUGGCUGAAAACGCUGCAGGAGUUGGACCUCCAAGUGACGUUUCAAAGCUGAUUAAGUGUAGAGAACCAGUCAGCCCACCAAGCGCUCCUAAUGUUGUAAAGGUGACAGAUACAUCAAAGACUAGUGUAAGCUUAGAGUGGACCAAGCCAGUUUUUGAUGGAGGCAUGGAAAUAAUUGGGUACAUCAUUGAGAUGUGCAAAGAUGAUCUUGAAGCAUGGCAGAAAGUAAAUGCAGAGACUGUUAUUGCUACAAAAUAUACUGUUGUUGAUUUGGAGGCAGGAGAACACUAUAAAUUCAGAGUUAGUGCUGUCAAUGGUGCUGGCAAAGGAGAAAGUUGUGAAGUUGCUGCUUCAGUCCAAACUGUGGACAGGCUGUCUGCACCUGAAAUAGAUAUCGAUGCAAACUUCAAGCAGACUCAUAUCGUAAGAGCAGGUGCAAGCAUUCGGCUAUUUAUUGCCUUCUCUGGAAGACCUGUGCCUACUGCUGUGUGGUCCAAAGCAGAUGCUAAUCUUAGCUUGCGUGCUGACAUUCAAACAACUGAUUCAUUCAGCACAUUGACUGUGGAGGAAUGCAAUAGAAAUGAUUCCGGCAAGUAUGUCUUCACUGUGGAAAACAACAGUGGAAGUAAAUCUAUCACAUUUACUGUCAAGGUUUUAGACACACCUGGUCCACCAGGUCCUAUUACAUUUAAAGAUGUGACUCGAGGAUCUAUUACUUUAAUGUGGGAUGCUCCUGUUCUCGAUGGAGGUUCACGUAUUCAUCACUACAUUGUGGAAAAACGGGAAGCAAGCCGUCGUAGCUGGCAAGUGGUGAGCUCAAAAUGCACUCGACAAAUCUUUAAGGUCACUGAUCUGGCAGAAGGUGUACCAUAUUACUACCGAGUGUCAGCAGAAAAUGAAUAUGGUGUAGGUGAACCCUGUGAACUAACAGAACCAGUUGUAGCCACAGAAGAACCUGCUCCACCUAAGAGACUAGAUAUUGUUGAUACAACCAAAUCUUCUGUAGUUUUAGCUUGGCUUAAACCUGAUCAUGAUGGUGGUAGCCGUGUUACUGGAUACCUUCUUGAAAUGAAACAAAAAGGAUCUGACUCCUGGAUUGAAGCUGGACAAACCAAACAACUUACUUUCACUGUUGAAGGCCUUGUGGAGAACACUGAAUAUGAGUUCCGGGUCAAGGCAAAGAAUGACGCUGGCUACAGUGAGCCGAGAGAAGCUUUCUCUUCUGUUAUUAUUAAGGAGCCACAGAUUGAACCAACAGCAGAUCUCAGUGAAAUAAGCAGACAGCUCAUAACAUGCAAGGCUGGAAGCACAUUUACUAUCGAUAUACCAAUCAGUGGGCGUCCAGCUCCAAAAGUGACAUGGAAGCUUGAGGAGAUGAGGCUGAAGGAAACUGAGAGAGUGACCAUCAAGACAACAAAAGACAGAACCACGCUGACUGUAAAGGACAGUAUGAGAGGUGACUCUGGUAAAUACUACCUCACACUUGAAAACACUGCUGGUGUGAAAACAUUUACUGUCACAGUGGUAGUCAUAGGAAGGCCAGGCCCUGUCACUGGCCCAAUUGAAAUAUCAUCUGUCUCUGCUGAAUCCUGUGUGUUGACCUGGAAAGAACCUGAAGAUGACGGUGGCAGUGACAUUACAAACUACAUUGUAGAGAAACGUGAAUCUGGCACAACAGCAUGGCAGCUAGUAAAUUCCAGUGUAAAACGUACACAGAUCAAAGUCACUCAUCUCACAAAAUACCAGGAGUACAGUUUCCGAGUAAGCUCAGAAAACAGAUUUGGUGUCAGCAAACCCCUUGAAUCAAAAACAAUAGUUGCUGAGCAUCCAUUCGUCCCACCAAGCCCACCUACAAGGCCAGAAGUCAUUUCUGUGUCUGCAACUGCCAUGGCCAUCCGCUGGGAGGAACCCUAUCAUGAUGGUGGCAGCAAAGUCAUUGGAUAUUGGGUUGAAAAGAAGGAGCGCAACACCAUCCUUUGGGUGAAGGAAAACAAAGUGCCAUGCUGUGAAUGCAAUUACAAAGUCAUGGGAUUGGUGGAAGGACUAGAAUAUCAAUUCAGAACCUAUGCUUUAAAUGCUGCAGGUGUUAGCAAAGCUAGUGAAGCUUCCAGACCUGUAGUGGCUCAAAAUCCAGUUGAUCCACCAGGAAGACCAGAAGUAACAGAUGUCACCAGAUCUACAGUGUCGCUGAGCUGGUCAGCACCCCUUUAUGAUGGUGGAAGCAAAAUUAUUGGAUAUAUUAUAGAGCGCAAACCAUAUAACGAAUCUGGUGAUGGACGCUGGCUGAAAUGCAAUUACACCAUUGUCUCAGAAAACUUUUUUACUGUGACAGCUCUUAGUGAAGAUGAAGCAUAUGAAUUCCGUGUACUAGCAAAGAAUGCUGCUGGUGUGAUUAGCAAAGGAUCUGAAUCAACCGGUGCUGUCAUUUGCAAAGAUGAAUAUUCACCACCAAAGGCUGAACUCGAUGCCAGACUGCAGGGAGAAGUUGUGACCAUUAGGGCUGGAUCGGAUCUUGUUCUUGAUGCAGCCAUUGGUGGGAAACCAGAACCAAAAGUUUUCUGGUCCAAAGGUGACAGAGAAUUGGAUCUAUGUGAAAAGAUAUCUCUGCAAUACACCAGCAAACGAGCCAUUGCAAUUAUCAAGUUCUGUGACAGAAAUGAUAGUGGAAAAUAUACUCUAACAGUUAAAAAUGCCAGUGGGAUGAAACAAAUUUCUGUUCUUGUCAAAGUGCUUGACUCACCAGGUCCAUGUGCAGGUAGAAUCACUGUUAGCAGAGUAACAGAAGAGAAAUGUACUCUGGCAUGGAACAUUCCUCAGGAAGAUGGAGGUGCACCAAUCACACACUAUAUCAUAGAAAGGCGUGAAACCAGCAGACUUCACUGGGUUAUUGUUGAGGCUGAAUGUCAGACUUUAUCAUGUGUGGUAACAAAACUUAUUAAAAAUAAUGAAUACAUCUUCCGUGUGAGAGCUGUCAACAAAUAUGGACCAGGUGUUCCGCUUGAAACAGAACCUGUGAUUGCCAGGAAUGCUUUCACUAUCCCCACACAGCCUGGUGCUCCUGAAGAAGUGAGUGUCGGCAAGGAACAUAUCAUUAUUCAGUGGACGAAACCAGAAUCAGAUGGUGGCAGUGAGAUUCGGGACUAUCUUGUGGACAAACGUGAAAGGAAAAGUCUGCGCUGGACACGAGUGAACAGAGAUUACACUGUUUAUGAUACCAGAUUGAAAGUCACUGGUCUCAUGGAAGGCUGCCAGUACCAGUUCCGUGUCACUGCAGUGAAUGCUGCUGGGAACAGUGAGCCUAGUGAAGCUUCACAAUACAUGUUAUGUAAAGAACCAUCAUAUACUCCCGCACCACCUUCAGCUCCAAGAGUUGUGGAUACUACUAAGCACAGCAUAAGUUUAGCAUGGUCAAAGCCCACAUAUGACGGUGGUGCUGACAUCUUAGGGUAUGUUCUUGAAAUGAAAGAAGAAGGUACUGAACAGUGGUAUCGACCCCAUACAACUGCCACUCUGAGGAAUGCUGAGUUCACCGUGACUGGUCUUAAAACAACCCAGAAAUACCAAUUCAGAGUUGCUGCUACAAAUGUGAAUGGUAUGAGUGAAUAUAGUGAAUCAUCAGCAGAAAUAGAACCUGUGGAAAGAAUAGAAAUACCUGAGCUUGAGCUUGCUGAUGAUCUGAAGAAGACAGUUACAGUCAGAGCUGGUGGUUCCCUGCGCCUAAUGGUCUCUGUAUCUGGCAGACCUGCUCCCGUAAUCACGUGGAGCAAACAGGGUGUUGACCUUGUAAGUCGAGCUAUUAUUGAUACUACAGACAGCUACACUCUGCUUAUUGUGGAUAAAGUUAAUCGGUAUGAUGCUGGAAAAUACGUCAUCGAGGCUGAAAAUCAAUCAGGAAAAAAAUCUGCUACUAUUUCUGUAAAAGUGUAUGAUACACCUGGUCCAUCAGCUGCAGUGCGAAUUAAGGAAGUAUCAAAAGAUUCUGUGACACUUACUUGGGAUAUUCCAACCAUUGAUGGUGGAGCCCCAGUCAACAAUUAUAUAAUUGAGAAACGUGAAGCUUCCAUGAGAGCUUACAAGACUGUUACUACCAAAUGCAGCAAGACAUUUUAUAGAGUUACUGGACUUCUAGAAGGAGCUUUGUAUUAUUUCAGAGUUCUACCAGAAAAUAUUUACGGCAUUGGUGAAGCUUGUGAAACAUCUGAUGCAGUACUAGUAUCUGAUGUCCCCAUGGUACCACAAAAACUCGAAGUGAUUGACACCACUAAAUCAACUGUUACUCUUGCAUGGGAGAAACCACCACAUGACGGUGGCAGCAGAUUGACUGGCUAUGUUAUUGAGGCCAGCAAAGCUGGAACAGAAAGAUGGUUGAAGGUAGUGACACUAAAGCAUACUGUCUAUGAGCACACAAUUAUCUCUCUCAAUGAAGGUGAACAGUACUUGUUCAGGGUCCGAGCACAGAAUCAGAAGGGAGUGUCAGAACCACGAGAGAUUGUCACAGCAGUGACAGUACAAGACCAAAAAGUUCUACCAACAAUUGACUUUGCUGGAAUACCUCAGAAGACAAUUCAUGUACCUGCUGGCAAGCCCAUUGAGUUAGCAAUUCCAAUUGAAGGACGACCACCUCCAGCUGCAUCUUGGUUUUUUGCUGGUUCUAAACUAAAAGAAUCAGAACGCAUCAAAAUGGAGACUGUUGCCAAAAUGGCUAAAUUAACUGUGCGUGAGACCACCAUACAUGACACUGGAGAGUAUACGCUUGAACUGAAGAACACAACUGGAACAGUUACUGAUACAAUAAAGGUUAUAAUUCUUGACAAACCUGGACCACCUGUUGGACCUAUCCGAAUUGAAGAAGUUGAUUCAAAUUAUGUAACCAUCUCCUGGGAGCCACCUGAGCUGGAUGGUGGAGCUACCCUUAGUGGCUAUGUGGUAGAACAGCGCGAUGCUCAUCGUCCUGGAUGGCUGCCAGUUUCAGAGUCAGUAACCAGGACAAUGUUUAAGUUCACCAGACUUGUUGAAGGUGCAGAAUACGUGUUCCGUGUGGCUGCUACAAACCGCUUUGGAAUUGGAUCUUACCUGCAGUCUGAAAUUAUAGAAUGCAAGAGCAGAUUCCGUAUCCCUGGUCCUCCUGGCACUCCAGAAGUGUUUGAUAUCUCUCGAGAUGGCAUGACAUUAACAUGGUAUCCUCCAGAAGAUGAUGGUGACUCACAGAUUACUGGUUAUAUUGUGGAACGCAAAGAAGUUAGAGCAGAUAGAUGGAUCCGUGUAAAUAAAGUUCCAGUCACUAUGACUCGUUACCGUUCCACUGGGUUGGUUGAAGGAUUAGAAUAUGAACACCGAGUCACAGCAAUCAAUGCCAGAGGCACUGGGAAACCCAGCCGUCCUUCCAAGUCUGCUGUCGCCAGAGAUCCAAUCGCUCCUCCAGGUAAACCUCAGAAUCCAAGAGUCACUGAUACCACAAGAACAUCUGUCUCCCUGGCUUGGAGUCCACCAGAAGAUGAAGGUGGUUCUAAAGUCACUGGCUACUUAAUUGAGAUGCAGAAGGUUGAUCAAGUUGAAUGGACCAAAUGCAAUACUACACCAACCAAGAUUCGUGAAUACACCUUGACACAUCUCCCACAGGGAGCAGAGUACAGAUUCCGUGUGCUAGCCUGUAAUGCAGGUGGGCCAGGAGAACCUGCUGAAGUGCCAGGAACAGUUAAAAUAACAGAAAUGCUUGAAUAUCCUGACUAUGAACUUGAUGAAAAAUACCAGGAAGGUCUCAUGGUGAGACAAGGUGGAGUUAUAAGGCUUACAAUACCCAUUAAGGGUAAGCCCAUCCCAAUAUGCAAAUGGACGAAAGAAGGACACGACAUCAGCAAGAGGGCCAUGAUUGCGACUUCUGAUACUCACACAGAACUUGUGAUCAAAGAUGCAGAAAGAGAAGAUUCAGGCACCUAUGAUUUGGCACUUGAAAACAAGUGUGGCAAAAAAGCUGUAUAUAUUAAAGUCAGAGUGAUUGGCAUUCCAAAUCCACCAGAAGGGCCACUUGAGUAUGAUGAUAUACAAGCUCGUUCUGUCAGAGUAAGCUGGAGACCUCCUACAGAUGAUGGUGGUGCAGAUAUCCUAGGUUAUAUUGUUGAGAGACGAGAAGUACCAAAGACUGCCUGGUACACUGUUGACUCUAGAGUGAAGGGGACAUCACUAGUGGUGAAAGGGCUCAAAGAGAAUGUGGAAUAUCACUUCCGUGUUUCUGCUGAAAACUAUUUUGGUGUUAGCAAAUCUCUCAAAUCUGAAGAACCAGCAGUGCCAAAGACACCUCUAAAUCCUCCAGAGCCUCCAAACAACCCACCUGAAGUGCUUGAUGUUACAAAGAGUUCUGUCAACUUGUCCUGGUCCAGGCCUAAAGAUGAUGGUGGUUCUCGUGUAACUGGCUACUACAUUGAACGUAAAGAGACAUCUACAGAAAAAUGGGUGCGGCAUAAUAAGACACAGAUUACCACUACAAUGUACACCGUCACAGGACUUGUUCCAGAUGCUGAAUAUCAAUUCCGUAUCAUUGCUCAAAAUGACAUUGGUGAAAGUGAAGCAAGUCCUGCUUCUGAACCAGUUGUAUGCAAGGAUCCAUUUGACAAACCAAGCCAACCUGGAGAAAUUGAGAUCACUUCUAUAUUUAAGGACAGCAUCACAUUAGAAUGGGAGCGACCUGAAAGCGAUGGUGGCAAAGAGAUCCUUGGCUAUUGGGUUGAAUAUCGCCAGUCUGGAGAAAGCACCUGGAAAAAAUGCAAUAAAGAACGCAUCAAGGAUAGGCAGUUUACAGUAGGAGGUUUACUAGAGGCUACAGAAUAUGAGUUCCGCGUUUUUGCAGAAAAUCAGACUGGCCUCAGCAGGCCUCGAAGGACUGCAAUGGCAGUGAAAACUAAAUUAACAUCUGGAGAAGCACCUGCCAUAAGAAAAGAAAUGCAGGAUGUUACAACCAAACUGGGUGAAGCAGCUCAGCUGACAUGCCAGAUUGUUGGGAGACCUUUGCCUGAUAUUAAAUGGUACCGCUUUGGCAAAGAACUGGUGCAAAGCCGAAAAUACAAAAUGUCAUCUGAUGGACGCAACCAUACACUGACAGUAAUAACAGAUGAACAGGAGGAUGAAGGUCUCUACACUUGUAUGGCUACCAAUGAUGUCGGAGAAAUCGAAACUAGUGGCAAACUACUAUUGCAGGCUCCUCCUCAGUUCCAUCCUGGCUUCCCAUUGAAAGAGAAAUACUAUGCAGGUGCAGGUGGCACCCUCCGCCUUCACGUUGUGUAUAUUGGCCGACCAGUACCAGCAAUAACUUGGUUCCAUGGCAACAAACCUUUGAGAGGAUCAGAAACGGUUACCAUUGAGAACACAGAGCAUUAUACUCAUCUUGCUAUUAAGAAUGUCCAGCACAAGUCUCAUGCUGGGAAGUACAAAGUGCAACUCAGUAACAUAUUUGGAACUGUUGACACUGUACUUAACGUGGAAAUACAAGAUAAGCCAGAUAAACCGGUAGGGCCAAUUGUUAUAGAGUCUAUACUGAAGAAUUCUGUGGUGAUAAGCUGGAAACCACCAGAGGAUGAUGGAGGUGCUAUGAUAACCAAUUAUGUCAUAGAGAAACGUGAAGCCAAGGAAGGAGCAGAAUGGCAACUCGUAUCUUCAAGCAUUUCAGGCACAACCUGUAGAAUUGUUAAUCUAACUGAAAAUGCAGGCUAUUAUUUCCGUGUUUCUGCUCAGAAUACAUAUGGCAUAAGUGAAGCACUGGAGGUUUCAUCAGUUGUUGUUAUGAAGCCUCCAUUUGAAAAACCAGGACAACCUGGUCAGCCAGUAGCAAGUGCUGUCACAAAGGAUUCUUGUGUUGUCUCAUGGAAGCCACCUGCAAGUGAUGGCGGUGCAAAGAUUAGAACUUAUUAUCUUGAGAAGCGUGAGAAAAAACAAAACAAGUGGAUUUCUGUAACAACAGACGAAAUUCGUGAAACAGUCUAUUCUGUGAAAGAUCUUGUUGAAGGUCUUGAAUAUGAGUUCCGUGUAAAAUGUGAAAAUCUUGGUGGUGAAAGUGAGUGGAGUGAGGUAUCACAACCAGUCAUUCCAAAGUCUGAUGUACCGAUUCAAGCUCCACAUUUCAAGGAAGAACUAAGGAAUCUGAAUGUGAAAUUUCAAGCUAAUGCCACAUUUGUCUGCAAAGUCACUGGUCAUCCUAAACCAAUUGUCAAGUGGUACAGACAGGGCAAAGAAAUCUUGCCAGAUGGUGAAAAGAUCAAGAUACAGGAAUUCAAGGGUGGAUAUCACCAGCUGGUCAUCACAAACGUAACAGAUGAUGAUGCCACAGUAUAUCAAGUUAGAGCUACCAACCAAGGAGGAUCUGUGUCUGGCACCGCCUCCUUGGAUGUUGAAGUUCCUGCAAAGAUUCACUUGCCCAAGAAUCUGGAAGGCAUGGGAGCUGUUCAUGCCCUCCGAGGGGAAGUAGUGAGCAUCAAGAUUCCAUUCAGUGGCAAGCCUCACCCCGUGAUCACAUGGCAGAAGGGACAAGACCUCAUCGAUACGAACGGACACUACCAAGUCAUUGUUACACGAUCAUUCACAUCUCUUGUCUUCCCAAAUGGCGUUGACACAAAAGAUGCAGGGUUUUACAUUGUUUGUGCCAAAAACAGAUUUGGAAUUGAUCAAAAAACAGUUGAAUUAGAUGUGGCUGAUGUGCCUGAUCCACCAAGAGGUCUGAAGGUAACUGACAUUUCAAGGGAUUCAGUCAACUUAACCUGGAAUGAACCAGCUACUGAUGGUGGAAGCAGAAUCAUAAACUACAUUAUUGAGAAACGUGCUACAACAGCAGAGCGAUGGAUUCGUGUUGCACAAGCUCGUGAAACACGAUACACAGUGGUGAACCUAUUUGGCAAGACCACUUACCAGUUCCGUGUGAUUGCAGAAAACAAGUUUGGCCAAAGCCAGCCUUCUGAACCUACUGAUCCAAUCAUAACAAAGGAAGAUAAGACCAGAGUAAUGAACUAUGACGAAGAAGUUGAUGAGACCAGAGAAGUCACCACAGUUAAAGCAGCUCACUAUUCUACAAAGGAACUCUAUGACAAAUAUAUGAUUGCAGAAGAGCUUGGACGUGGGCAGUUUGGCAUUGCACACCGCUGUGUUGAGGCAGUUUCAAAAAAGACUUACCUGGCCAAGUUUGUCAAAGUAAAGGGUGCUGACCAAGUUUUGGUAAAGAAAGAAAUUUCCAUUCUAAACAUUGCCAGGCACCGAAACAUCCUGUAUCUUCAUGAAUCAUUUGAGAGCCUAGAAGAAUUGGUUAUGAUCUUUGAAUUCAUUUCUGGAGUUGACAUCUUUGAAAGAAUCAGCACAGCUUCAUUUGAACUGAAUGAAAGAGAAAUAGUAAGUUAUGUACGCCAGGUCUGCGAUGCACUAGAAUUUUUACAUCGCCACAGCAUCGGACAUUUUGAUAUUAAACCAGACAAUAUUAUUUACUUCACAAGGAGAAGCUCUGUAGUUAAAAUUGUUGAAUUUGGUCAAGCCAGGCAACUGAAGCCUGGAGACAGCUUUAGACUCCAGUUCACUUCUCCUGAAUAUUAUGCACCUGAAGUACAUCAUCAUGAUUUGGUCAGCACAGCUACUGACAUGUGGUCAGUGGGUGCUCUAACAUAUAUACUUCUCAGUGGCAUUAACCCUUUUGUUGCUGAAACAAACCAACAAGUUAUUGAAAAUAUUCUAAAUGCUGAGUACAACUUUGAUGAUGAAGCAUUCAAAGAAAUAAGCAUUGAGGCCAUGGACUUCAUUGAUCGCCUACUAGUAAAAGACAGAAAAGCUCGGAUGACAGCUGCUGAAGCACUUAACCAUGUCUGGCUAAAACAGCAGACUGAAAAGACCAGAACUAAAGUCAUCAAGACCUUGAGGCACAGGCGUUACUACCAAACUCUAGUAAAGAGAGAGUGGAAUACAGUUGUGUCAGUAGCCCGCAUUUCCUGCGGAGGCGCGAUUAGGUCUCAGAAAGGUGUAACGGUGGCUAAAGUUAAAGUUGCACCAAUAGACAUUGGUCCCAUUGCUGGACAGAUAAAGCAUACUGUUGCAGAAGAAGGAGGGCAUGCAAAAUAUGUAUGUAGGAUUGAAAACUACGAUCAGUCCACACAAGUCACAUGGUACUUUGGUAUGAGGCAAUUAGAAAGCAAUGAGAAAUAUGAAAUCAAAUACGACGAAGGUGUGGCAACCAUGUAUGUCAAAGACGUUUCUAAAGCUGAUGAUGGUACCUACAGAUGCAAGGUAGUAAAUGACUAUGGUGAAGACAGCUCUUAUGCAGAACUUUUUGUUAAAGGUGUGAGAGAAAUUUCUGAGUACUACAGAUGCAGAACUGUUAGGAAAGUGAAACGACGGGUUGAUACUAUGAGACUAUUAGAGCGUCCACCAGAAUUUACUCUUCCUUUGUAUAACCGCACUGCAUAUGUUGGAGAAAAUGUCAGGUUCGGAGUAACUAUAACAGUUCACCCAGAACCUCGCUUAACAUGGUUCAAAUCAGGCCAGAAAAUCAAACCUGGUGAUGAUGACAAGAAGUAUACUUUUGAAUCAGACAAGGGUCUUUAUCAACUUGUCAUCAACAAUGUCACUGAAGAGGAUGAUGCUGAAUACAGUAUUGUGGCACGCAAUAAAUAUGGUGAAGACAGCUGCAAAGCUAAGCUGACUGUGAUUCCACAUCCACCUCCAGCAGAUGCCACACUAAGGCCAAUGUUUAAAAGACUGCUGGCAAACGCUGAAUGUCAAGAAGGCCAAAACGUCAGUUUUGAGAUCAGGGUAUCUGGUGUACCAAAACCAACGCUGAAAUGGGAGAAAGAUGGUCAACCUCUAUCCUUUGGUCCUAACUUUGAUAUAAUUCAUGAAGGUUUAGAUUAUUAUGCUUUGCAUAUCAGAGAUACUUUACCAGAAGACAGUGGUUAUUACAGAGUUACUGCUACAAACAGUGCUGGAUCUACAAGCUGUCAGGCUUAUCUAAAAGUUGAACGCUUGAAAUACGUCAAGCGUGAGUACAAGACUGAAGAAGAGCGGGAGAAACAUGUACAGAAGCAAAUUGACAAGACCUUACGAAUGGCAGAAAUCCUUUCUGGGGUCGAAGCUGUUCCACUGACACAAACUGCACAAGAGGCUCUCAGAGAAGCUGCUAUCUUAUAUAAACCAGCUGUUAGCACUAAGACCGUCAAAGGUGAAUAUGAAAUUAAGAAAGAAGAAAAGAAGGAAGAAAGAAGACUUCGUAUGCCAUACGAGGUCCCAGAGCCUCGCAAACAUGUGCGCACCUCUCUUGAGGAAGAUCAGAGCAUUAAAUACUUUGUGCCUCUGUCAGACAUGAAGUGGUACAAGAGGCUGCGAGACCAGUACGAAAUGCCAGGAAAACUUGAGAGAACUGUUCAGAAGCGCCAGAAACGCAUACGUCUUUCCAGGUGGGAGCAAUUCUACGUGAUGCCACUGCCACGCAUUUCUGAUCAGUAUAAGCCCAAAUGGCGCAUACCAAAGCUAACACAAGAUGAUCUUGAAAUUGUGAGACCAGCACGUCGGCGUAUCCCAUCUCCAGACUAUGAAUAUUAUUACAGACCAAGAAGGCGAUCCCUUGGUGACUUGUCUGAUGAGGAAUUGCUCCUGCCUAUUGAUGACUAUUUAGCCAUGAAGAGAACCGAAGAGGAAAGACUGCGCCUUGAAGAAGAGCUGGAGUUAGGCUUUUCUGCUUCCCCACCAAGUAGAAGCCCCCCACGUUUUGAACUGUCUGCGCUUCGGUAUUCUACUGCAGGAGCACAGGUCAGUUCAGAGGAAGAAAGAAAAAGGGAACUGAGGUAUUCAAGCUAUCACAUCCCAACUAAAGCUGAGACCAGUGCAAGCUAUGCAGAGCUUCGUCAACGCCAUGACAGGGCUGCCUACAGACCACCUAAACAAAAGCAAAGGAUAAUGGAUGAAAGAGAGGAUGAAGAAUUGCUCCGUCCUGUUGGCACUGCUCAGCGACUCUCUGAAUACAGGAGUGAGCUCGAAUAUAUGGCAGAGGAGGAAAAGAGUAGACUCAGGAGAAGGAGGGAAAGAGAAAUAACUGAGAUCACAUCAGAAGAAGAAGAAGAAAUAGAAAUGGUGCAACACGUUCACAGGGAAUUUUCACCUCCCUCUAGACUACUGAGAAGACGACGAUCUCUUUCUCCAACUUACAUUGAGUUGAUGCGUCCUGUAUCUGAAUUAAUUCGACCCCGCUCACGGCCUCCUGAAGAAAGUGAGAGAAGAUCCCCAACACCAGAGAGAACUCGACCACGCUCACCUAGCCCAGUUUCUAGUGAAAGAUCACUCUCUCGGUUUGAGAGAAUGGCAAGAUUUGAUAUAUUUUCUAGAUAUGAGUCCAUGAAAUCUGCUUUGAAAACUCAGAAAACUAUGGAAAGGAAAUACGAAGUUCUGACUCAGCAGCCUUUCACCCUUGACCAUGCUCCUCGCAUCACCCUGAGAAUGCGCUCACACCGGGUACCGUGUGGCCAUAAUACCAGGUUCAUUCUAAAUGUUCAGUCAAAACCCACUGCUGAAGUGAAGUGGUACCAUAAUGGUAUUGAGCUCCAGGAGAGCAGUAAGAUACAUUUUACUAAUACCAGUGGUGUAUUAACUCUGGAGAUUCUCGACUGCCACAUUGACGACAGUGGGACAUACCGGGCUGUAUGUACAAACUACAAAGGGGAAUGCUCUGAUUAUGCAACACUUGAUGUUACUGGAGGAGAUUACACUACAUACUCUUCCCAGAGGAGAGACGAAGUAGUACCAAGGUCAAUUUUACCUGACUUGACAAAAACAGAGGCAUAUGCAGUCUCCUCAUUUAAGAAAGCAUCUGCUACAGAAGCAAGUUCGUCAGUAAGAGAGGUCAAAUCAGAAAUGUCAGCAACAAGAGAAUCACUUUUGUCAUAUGAACAUUAUGCUGCUUCUGAAGAAAAAAUUGCUGCAGCUGAAGAAAAAUCAUUGGAAGAAAGGACUGUACACAGGGCAUUUAAAAGCACUCUACCAGCAACGAUCCUUACAAAACCACGGUCAAUCACAGUUUCUGAAGGGGAGAGUGCAAGAUUUUCCUGUGAUGUUGAUGGUGAACCAGCACCAACAAUAACAUGGUUCCGUGCAGGUCAACCCAUUGUUUCUUCGAGGCGUUUCCAAGUAACACGAACACAGUACAAGUCUACCUUUGAAAUUUCUUCAGUCCAAAUGUCAGAUGAAGGAAGUUACACUGUUGUGGUGGAGAACUCUGAAGGAAGACAAGAAGCACAUUUUACUUUGACCAUUCAAAGAACAAAAAUUCCCGAAAAAACAAUUACAUCACCUCCAACAGUCAAAUCUCCUGAGCCUCAUGUGAAGUCUCCAGAGCCAGUUAAGUCUCCUAAACGAGUGAAAUCUCCAGAACACAUCAGUGGCCCCCCAAAAGGAAAGUCACCACCUGAAGACAAAACAGUACCAGCAGAGAAAGUACAAUUACCAACUGCUUCUCCACCAAAGAUAAAACAGCAUCUGAAAGCAGAAACUCUUGGAGAUAAGGUGAAGUUAUCCUGUGCAGUUGAAAGCACUGUUUUAAGUGUCAGAGAAGUGGCUUGGUAUAAGGAUGGCAAAAAACUGAAAGAAGACCAUCAUUUCAAGUUUCACUAUGCAGCAGAUGGCACCUAUGAGCUCAAAAUCCAUGAGCUCAAGGAAUCUGAUAAAGGAGAAUACACCUGUGAAAUUAUUGGGGAAGGAGGUGUUUCAAAAACUAAUUUCCAGUUUACUGGCCAAGUAUUUAAAAAUAUCCAUUCCCAGGUAAAAGGUGCAUCUGAAACUCAUAAAUCAGUUCAGAAAGAAGAUGAGGUGCUUACAGUUUCUACCCAGAAGAAAUCAGCAGCUGCAACGGAAGAAAAAGCAGCAGUUCAAGAAGUAAUUAAAAAGUCAAUUGUUACUGAAGACAUCAAACAAUUAAAAGCAGAAAUCAAAGCUUCAACUAAAAUGACAGUGUCUGAAGGGCAGAAAGUGACACUGAAAGCCAACAUUCCUGGUACCUCUGAAGUAAAAUGGGUGCUGAAUGGAGUGGAGCUGAGAAAUUCAGAUGAUUACAGAUAUGGUGUUUCUGGAAGUGAUCACACACUCACUAUCAAAAAGGCUUGUAAUAAAGAUGAAGGCAUACUCACCUGUGAAGGUAAAACUGAUGAAGGUAUUAUUAAAUGCCAGUAUGUUCUGACCUUUUCGAAAGAGCGCUCCAGCGAACCAGCAUUUAUCAUGCAGCCUAAGUCUCAAAAUGUCAAUGAAGGACAAGAUGUAUUGUUCACCUGUGAAGUUUCUGGGGAUCCUUCUCCUGAAAUUGAGUGGUUUAAGAAUAACCAACCCAUUGCUGUUUCAUCGCAUAUCAGAGUAACACGCUCUAAAAACAUAUAUUCUCUUGAGAUUCGAAACACAGCAGUGAGUGACACCGGAAAAUACACAGUCAAAGCAAAAAAUUACCAUGGGCAGUGCUCUGCUACAGCGUCUUUGACUGUACUCCCUCUAAUUGAAGAACCUCCAAAAGAGGUAGUAUUGAAGACAAGUGGCGACGCAAGCAUGCACGAAAGUUUUUCUUCUCAGUCCUUUCAAAUGGCUUCUUCUAAACAAGAGGCUUCAUUCAGCAGUUUCAGCAGUAGCAGCAUGACUGAAAUGAAAUUUGCAAGCAUGUCUGCCAAAAGCAUGUCUUCCAUGAAAGAAUCCUUUGUAGAGAUGAGCUCCAGCAGUAUUAUGGGGAAAUCUAGUAUGGCUCAACUGGAGAGUUCAACUAGUAAAAUGCUUAAAUCAGGUCUGAGAGGAGUGCCACCCAAAAUUGAAGCUCUCCCAUCUGAUAUCAGCAUUGAUGAAGGAAAAGUUCUCACACUAUCUUGUGCCUUUUCGGGUGAACCCACUCCUGAAAUAACAUGGUACUGCAGAGGGAGAAAAAUUACCAGUCAGGACCAGCAAGGCAGAUUCCACAUUGAAACCAGUGAAGAUCUAACCACCCUGAUCAUAAUGGAUGUCCAGAAGAACGACGGUGGACUUUAUACCCUGAAUUUAGGAAAUGAAUUUGGUACCGAUUCUGCCACUGUGAAUAUUAAUAUUCGAUCAAUUUAGAGAGCUUGAUCUGUAUUAUUUACACUUGUCUUUUUACAAGUGAUUCAUAUAUGGACUGAAAUAUCUGAUCUGUAAAUAUAAAAAAAAUAUUUUUGUACCUACCUGAAUGAGACAAAGUCCAGAGCUAUACGUUAUGACUUAUAGUCAUUAUUGACCUAAGAAUUUUAAACACUUUUUUCACUGACAUGUACAUACUGUAUAUAGCCGAAGUUAACGGUUAUGAAGUUUUGUACCAUUUGUUUUAUGACAUUUUGAAACGUAACUUUUGGAACUAACAGUUGGUAGGAGAAAGUUUCCUAGCAAACGACUACCCUGCUCAACAUAUAACUAAUUUUUGCGCCUCAACUCAUUGUUGAUGUCUAAGAAUGCCUCAACAGGUAGAGAGGCUCCCUGUUGAAGAUUACCUACACCUAAGAGAUGUUACUGUGCAUAGUAUUUCAUACAUGCACAAAUAUUUAUGUUGAAUCAGAAAUGUAAGGCAUUGGUGAUGCUUGCAAUUACCCUCCUGUAAGCAUUGCUCUAAUGUUUUACAUUAGAUCUGAUUAUGUCAUAAUUUCCAUACCUGACUGACAAUUUUUGGACAAAGUGCCAGCGGCCAGCACUUUGUUCACCCACUGUCUGCGUGCUGUUUCUGACAUAUUGACUGCCUGAAUAGCUUUUAAAAAGUAACAUCACCUGGCCAUCCCCUUAAUCAACGAAGCUAUUUAGGUACUCAAGUGCAGCAGCAGCACCCUCUCGGAGGUUCGUAGGGUGCAGUGAUUGAGUUUGUGUGGUAGUAUUAGACACCCAGUAGUCGCUUCCGGGCAACUAAGCAACGAACCACAGUUUGAAAACAAGCUGUUGUUACAACAUCAAAUACCGCCCUGCACUUCAAUUUGCUUUAGUUCUCCUUAGGUAGUAGUAAAUCUUGUUAGCUGUUGAACCUCCUUGAGAUAGAAUUGUUCAGUUGAAAUAAAGCAUGCUUUCUGCACCAUAAAA